GCGGGGCACGCUGGGACUCGCAGUCCCCUGGCUCUACUUCUACGUAUGCCUUGGCCAGAGCAGCUGCAGGCCGAGGAAAACUACUUUUCCCGGCGUGCCCCGCGCCGCGGCUCCGCUGCCGGGUCUGUGCCGUCGCCUCCGCCGGGGCGGAAUGUCCGAGGGUGCGGGCGUGGGGGCGGGGAGGGCGCUGGGUCUCCUUCCGCCUGAGAGGAAGAGGAGGAGGAGGAAGAGGAUGGCGGCGGCCGAGAAGGAGGAUGAGGCGGCGGCGGCGGCAGCCGAGGCCGUGAGGCGGUAGCGAGCGAGAGAGAGAGAGCUGAGAGCGUGUGUCCGAGCGCGGCCCUCCCUCCCUCCGUCCGUCCGUUUUUCUCCCCUCAGGAUGUUCGGGCGGUCGCGCAGCUGGGGAGGCGGCGGGCACGGCAAGGCCUCGCGGAACAUCCACUCGCUCGACCACCUCAAGUGAGUGUUCAGGGCGGGAGGAGGCUGUGAGGGAAUCACACGCCGGAGGGGGGAGGGGCCUCCAGGCAGGUGGGCUCAGGUGGACGCCCCUCCCCCACUCGCCUCCCAACUGCCUCGGGGGCUCCUCUCACGCGGGACCCGCUAUACGCCCCCCCCCAGGUCCUCGCUUAUACGAACGCCAGGAGUUAGUCCCAUAAUUCAGGUAUCUGGGCUGUGAGCAGGGCCGGAUUUAGGUUUGAUGAGGCCCUAAGCGACUGAAGGUAAUGGGGCCCUUUUUAUGUCCAGCUGUCCUUUGUCAACAACAAAGUGCCGCUGGUUUUUGUGUUGAAUAUUUGCCCUAUGGUAAUUUAUGGACCUAAUAGGUAUCUAAAGCCAUUUGCACAUAACAAAUAGGAGCCUACACAACACUGUUGCUGUAUGUAGGUUUUAUUCUAUUCGUUUUUUAACUUAUAGUUUGGAAAUGUACAUCCAGUUUUUCCCCCCUUUAAAUUUUUGGGGGGCCCCAAGAGAGUGGGGCCCUAAGCCAUAGCUUGUUUAGCUUAUACUGUAUGUAAAUCCAGCACUUAUGGUGUGCACAAGCAAGGUUCCUGCAAUGCGGGGGGGUGGUGAAGUGGGCUAGAUUGAAAUUGAAAUACUUUACUGUCACUUGUACAAUUUGUAUACAGUGAGAUUACACAGAUUAUACAGUGAGAUGACCCCCGGAGGGUCCCCUUUCCACUCUAGGAUUCUGCGAUUCCAUGAGCAGCCUUAUAAGUGAACCUCGCUGUUUUGUGUUCGCUUUUCUGGCAGCCGCUUGGCCAGGAAGGGAGAUCAGACAAGUGGAGGAGCGUUUUUUCACUUGCCUGCUUUUCUUCUUCUUCUUCUUCGGUUUCCCUGGGUUCCACACACCCUGAUCCUUUUGAAGUCAAGGUUGUGUUGGUCGGGAACUUGUUGGAAAUUUCCACAUAGGAAUCAGUUAUGCAAACGCUCACCUAAGGAGCAAUUCUCUGACAGCACAUUGUAUUCAGACGGCAGGACCUGUGUGCGUGUUUAUGUAUUGGUUUAUUUAUUGCAUUUCAUAUCCCGUUUCUCCCAACGACCUCAAGGUGGUGUAUGUGGUGACUGGCCCCCAAAGUCGCACCAAGUGGUCUUGUAUAUCUUUCCGUAUAAAUAUUUUUGUGUGAGAGAGAGAGGCUUUAAGAGAGAGAGAGAGAGAGAGGACACUUGAGGAAGUAACGAGGGAGAGUAAUGUGCAAUGCAUAUGCAAUCACCUUUUAUUAGUAUUUAUAGCCAGUGACCAUUAACAAUAUCAGCACAAAUUCUUACAUGUAAAAGCACCAGUGGUCCAAUAAGGCAAAGAUAAACCUCUGGAAUACAAAUAGGAUUUAAAGCAUUCAUUUGGCUUCUACAGAUACAAAAUUAGAUAUAAAAGAUUUUAAAAAUAGCAGAUAAUGAAUCCAUUCAGAUAGCAUGUACAUAAAUAUGUGUCAGUGCUAGUAUAUCCUGUAUGUGUUAUGUUUAAUAUUGGUAAAUAUGUAUUGCAUUAUUCCCACCUUUUUCUCCAAGGAGUUGAAGGUGGAGUACAUAAGGUCUUUUCUCCCCUCUUAAUUUUAUCCUCACAACAACAAGCUUGUGAGGUAGGUGAGGCUGGGCUUGAGCUUCAUGACUGAGUGGGUGAGCUCUAGCUACUACUAUCCAUGGGUGUAGAAGAGGCCUGCUGAAGGAAAAAGUUGUAUUGGGAGCUCCUUUUUUUAGCUUGGGGGAAAGUGAGUAAGGAAGGGCUAUAUGAUGAUGGUGUAUAAAUCAUGCAUGGCAUGGAGAUAGUGGAUAGAGAACAGUUUUUCUCGAUCUCCAGUCACAUUGUAACUUGUGGAAAUCCAGUGGAGUUGAAUGAUGGAAGAUUCAAGGCAGAUAAACAAAGGACUUUUUCACAUUGCACAUAGUUUAACUAUGGAACCCGUUUCCACAGGAGGCAGUGGCAGUCACCAACUUAGAAUGCUUUGAAAGAGGAUUAACCAAAUUCAUGGUGGACAAGGUAAUCAAUCUGUCUGCCCUCAGGGCCCAUCCAUACCUCAGCUUAAUGCACAUUGUUGUUGUUGUUUAGUCGUGUCCCAACUCUUCGUGACCCCAUGGACCAGAGCACGCCAGGCCCUCCUGUCUUCCACUGCCUCCUGCAGUUUGGUCAGACUCAUGUUUGUAGCUUCGAGAACACUGUCCAACCAUUUCGUCCUCUGUCGUCCCCUUCUCCUUGUGCCCUCUAUCUUUCCCAACAUCAAGGUCUUUUCCAGGGAGUCUUCUCUUCUCAUGAGGUGGCCAAAGUUUUGGAGCCUCAGCUUCACGAUCUGUCCUUCCAGUGAGCACUCAGGGCUGAUUUCCUUAAGAAUGGAUACGUUUGAUCUUCUUGCAGUCCAUGGGACUCUCAAGAGUCUCCUCCAGCACCAUAAUUCAAAAGCAUCAAUUCUUCGGCGAUCAGCCUUCUUUAUGGUCCAGCUCUCACUUCCAUACACCACUACUGGGAAGACCAUGGCUUUAACUAUACGGACCUUUGUUGGCAAGGUGACAAAGACAAUAAUGCACAUUGUAGACCUCUAAAGUGACUCCUUUAAUUCCCCCUUGUCCAUGAGGCUUUCUCCUCCAACAAUGGCUGUCCCGCGAUUUCUGCUCCCUAAAUCUGGAGAUUGCCCUAUGUUUUGUUAAUCCAAAUAGAAGAGCUCCAUCAACUGCAUAGAGAAUCUCCAGAUUUUGGGAGGAGAAAGUAUGGGACAGCCAUUGCCGGAGGAGAAAGCCUCAUGGACGGGGUGGGUGGGAAUUAAAGGAGGCACAAUCUACAUUAAACCAAGGUACGGACGAGUCCUUAAUGCCACUUGCCGGGAAGAUAGAGAGAAUGCUGUUGUGUUCAGGUUCUUCCUACUAUCUUCCCAGGGGCAUCUGGAUGGCCACUGUGAGUUCUGAAGUAGAUGCACUUUUGGCCUGAUCCAGCGGGCUCUUCUUACGUUCUUAUGGAUGGAUGGACUGACUGACUGGAGUGACAUGAUUUGUAUUAAGUUUAUGAGGUGCCUGAUUAAAAAUCAAAUUCUCUUGAUGAUGUAGACAGUAAAGGAGGCCAAAUUAAAAGGAAACCAUGCAACAGUUCAAUAAAACCAUAAAUCAAUAAAACCAACCCAGCAAUAGGCAAGAUCUAGCCAUAAAGUGCAUCAUAGCCAGUUGCAAAUUAAAACGCCAGCAGCCAAUUCAGCUAAACACAGCACAGGUUGCCAGUCCAAUUGCCAGUACUGUAUUCUGCAGAGGCAAAACUAAUAUGAAUGAUGUUAAAGGAAAGGUGCCCAUCAUAUCAGUGACCCAUCAUCCAGUGGCCUGUGGGAAACCCACAAGUAGAACCUGAAAAAUAUUUCAUAGCAUUUUGCUUUCCUCAUAUUUAUUUACCUAUUUAAUUUAUAGAGCUGCCACAUAGCAGAAGUACUCUAGGAAGCCAGCGAUGUGGUGCUAGAGUAGGACUUGGGAGAUCAAGGCUCAAUUCCUCACCCAGUCAUGACCUGGGUGACCUUGGAGUCAGUCACAGCCUCUUAACCUACCUCACAGGGUUGCUGUAGGGAUUAACUGAGGAGGGGGAUGAAAGGAAAAGGUGGGAUCUAAAUGCAAUAAAUAAGCUCUUCUGCUUACCUGCUUUAGAAAGCUGGAAGGCCAGCCAGAUGGAGAGGUCAGUCAGUCACCAACCUGGCAUACAGAGAUCUCCACAGGGUCACAACUGGACCUGCAAAAUGUGUCUAACAUGGAGAGGUGCACCACCUCUGAUACUGGAGGGAUUAUAUGGCUAUCAUGACUGAUAGCCUUCUCUAAUCCUCUUUUAAACCAUCUUAGUUGGCAUCCCUCACCAUAUCUUGUGGGAGAGAAUUCCAUAGUUUAUGUACCAUGUGAGGAAGAAUUAACUUUUGUCUGCCCUAAAUCUUCCAAUGUUUAGCUUCACUGAAUGUCCCCCAUUGGAUUCUAGUAUGUAACUUUUUUUGAAUAAGGAAAGUAGAAUACAGUUUACUGUUUUGUAUUGAGAACACAACACAUUGUGUGUGUGUAUGUGUGCAUGCGUGCAUGUACACAUAUAUUUGCAUGUUUGUAUAUACACACAUACACACACACACACGUGUGUAGUGGUUAAAGUGUUGGGGAGACUGUGGUUCAAAUCCCCAUUCAGUCACGAACCUCACUUGGCGACCUUCAUCAGUCAGUCUUACUCAGCUUAACCUACCUCGCAAGGUUGUCGCAAGGGGGGAAAAAGGGAGAGGAUCCAGCUAUAUAUCCAGUCUUCAGAUCCUGGAAGGAAAGCUGGGAUAGGAAUGUAAUGUAAUGAACAUAAUUCUAUUGCAUUCAGCUAAGUCCUACUCAGAGCAGAGCAGAGCAGAGCAGAGCAGACCACUGAAAUUAAUGGACCUAAGUUGAUUAGGCCUGUUAACUUCUAUGGGUUGACUCUACCAUCCAUUUUCACAGCACUUUACAAAGUAGGAGAGGGCAUCUCACUGACCUAAAAACAGUUACAGGGAAGAUGAGUGUUCAGGGAUGGAGGUGGAGGCAAGGGUAAAUUGAGAAAUGUUAAGAGUUCUACUUCAGUAGCAAACAACAGGCCAGUGCCAUGAGAACCUUCCAGUUUAAAAUUUGACACAAUGAAGAGGGAGGAGACGGGAAAUAGAGACAAGGAUGCAUGUUUCAUUAAAUGUAAUUAUAAUGUUGCAUGUGAGACAGAGGAGUGUGUAUGUGCACACUCCAUGAUGACCUUGUGCAUGUGACAGGCUUGUUCUGAUGUUUGUUUCCUUUUAUUUGUGGUGGGUGUUGGGUAAUACAUACAUCUAACUAAACAGUGUUAAGUCUCUUGCCUUGCUGGUUGUUUAUUUACACACUCUCUGAUAUGUAGGCAAUAUGUUGACACUUUGUAUGUUCAUUUGUAUUUAAAAGAUUCCCUCCCCCCCCUUAGAAUUAAAAAAACACCCCAUAAUAGCUUACAAAAUUAGAUUAAGACAAAAAUAGCAAUAUGUCAAUCUGGUAAAACCCUACCAGGAAUAACAACCGCAAACCAAGGAAUGGUGUGUGCAAUUAUGGUCACACAUACAUAGAUGUGUGCAUUCUCCUGGACUGUUUUUAUAUCGAUAGGCAAGUGUGUGCGUGCACACACAAACUCUCUCUUUCACUCUACAUAAAUACUUCAUAUUAUUAUUAUUAAUUUAUUACCUGCCCUUCACCUUAAGGUCCUAGGGCAGGUUGCAAAAAUUAAAACACAAUAUUAAAAGCAGUUCAAAACAACUUGCAACCACAGAAAUAAAGUGGACCCUAAAAAUAUGCAUCUUGAAUGUCAGAAGCCAAGGUAAAGAGGUGCUUCUUCAACAUUCCCCAAAAGCUGUAUCAUGAAGGUGGUAGGCGUACUUCUGUUUGUGUGUACAGACACAGAGUAUAUUAGAUAUAAUAGCCUUUUUUUUAAAAAAGCAGCUGAUAAAACAGAAGCAACUUGAAAUUAUUUAGUUGUUUUGGUGCCUGCCUUAGCCUGUAGUAUGACCGAUAAGAAACACAAAUGGAUUCCCUUCCAGGUUCUGGGAAUCAAGGUGGUGUCAGUCACACCACUGGAUUCCAAAGCAGCGACAGAUGAUGAAGUGUUUACUUUUGAGCUCCUCUCUCUUUUGACAUGCCGAUUUUUGAAACCAAUUCCAUCUUGAUAGGCCUUAGAACCUAUCUGAAAGCAGCUUUGCUGAAUUGUCAUCUACAUGAAAUCUGUGUGUGGAUUUCCAGGUUCGGUCCAGUGGGGAUAAGGAGAUUGAUGCCUUGUGUAUGUGGUGUGCACUCAGGAGGAAAAUAUAUACCCAGGAUUUGACCAUCUGUGAUCAUGAGGGUUCUGUUUUGCAUGGGUUGUAUGUGGUGUUCAGUAUAGAAUAUUUGUGUAUGUCUUUGUUUAGGACUGUAGAGUUUAGCCACCUGGCAUGGUGAGACUCAUACUUGAUUGUGAGUGUUGUAGAAGGCUGAAAAGCCACAGAGAGUCCUGUAGGGUGAAAAUAAGGAGGGUGAGCACAUGCGGAUUGAUGAUGUGGGUGCAGAGUUUGGGCAUGUAAGGCUAUGAGCUAUUUCUUUCUAGGCAAGAUUCGGAAAACAAUUCUGACACAAAAUUGUGCUGGGCACAUUGCUGACUCUUGGCCUCAGUUUUCCUUCUCUGUGAAAAAAGAGCGCCGACCCAUAUCCCUUUUCUAAGGCCUUAGUGAGGUUGAAUGACUUGCCUUGCAAGCUUGUGAGUCUCCUUUACGUGGGCAUUGAUUCACUGGGGUUUACCACUAAGAAAAUAUGCCUGGGGAUUGCAGCCUCGUAUUAUCUUGAUGCAGGAGAAGUUCUUCAGAGCAUUCCAGAAGCAUUUUAAAUAACUCCUAGUGCAGUUGUUUGUUUAAGGUGCUUCUUGAUUCAUCAGAGUCGACUGACUGGUUCCCAGAUAGCUAUGGCUGGCUGCACCAGUGUAUUGAAGAAGCCUAAAAAAAAAAAUUGAACUGUUCGUAGACAAUGGACAGUUGGAAGCACUUCACACAAGAGAGAAUGAGCUCCACUGUCUUUGAGAUGUAGGGAUGGGAACCAACUUUGAAAGCUUUGAAAAGGACUGGACAGAUUUGUCAUGAUAGCUGAGUGGAACUUUCCAUGUUCAGAGGCGGUAUACUUUGCAUCUCAGAUGCUGAGGACAAACUAAGGGGAAAAGCCAUGUCCUGCUUGCGAUCUUCCCAGAAGCAUCUGCCUAGCCACUAUAGAAACAGGAUACUGGGCCAGGUACAGCGGUACCUCGGGUUACAUACGCUUCAGGUUACAGACGCUUCAGGUUACAGACUCCGCUAACCCAGAAAUAGUACCUCGGGUUAAGAACUUUGCUUCAGGAUGAGAACAGAAAUCGUGCUCUGGCGGCGCGGCGGCAGCGGGAGGCCCCAUUAGCUAAAGUGGUGCUUCAGGUUAAGAACAGUUUCAGGUUAAGAACGGACCUCUGGAACGAAUUAAGUACUUAACCCGAGGUACCACUGUACAUCCUUGGCCUGAUCUAUCUGUCAUAAUCUACAUACUUAUAAGUUUUACUAAGGCUUUGGAUAAAUCUAAUUUAUUAUUUUGUUCAGUGUCUUAGCAAUGGAAGCUUGGAGCUUGUGUAAGAAAUGUAGCCUGCAUCUUUGUAAUAAAGUGGAUUAGAAGUUCCACAGAAAUGAAAAGGGCUAAAAAUAGUGUCAUGGUUAGUGCUGCAGGAGGUGUGGUUAAAUCUGGUUAAGUAGAAUCAUCUGGUGCAGUUCUCUUAAUUUGUCAUAUGAAAUACUGGAACUGAUUUUCUAAAUUAAAAAGAUCAGCAUGUUGUGUAGACAUCCUCCUAAAUAACACUUUUUGCCUGAAAUAGAUUUGCCAAAGCAUGGAGUACAGAUUUCUUGAGUCUUUAGGGCACAAUCAACAUCUGAAUUGUGAUUGGAAAACCAUACUGUGGUUGGUGUGGUCCAUUAUAUGGGACCUGUUGCUGUGAGCAGCAGGCUUUGAAAGCGCAAUUCUUUGGCAGACAAGUAUGUAUGGGACAGGCUCCCUAAAAGUAGAAUGUUUGUACCAUAUUUAGUUUAGUUUAAUAGCUGAUGUUGUAUCAGUUAUUGUUAAUUUUUAUUUGCUGGAAAUGGGCUGCUCUUUCCACCUGGAAACCAUCUUAAAACAGGAUACGCAAUUGUUUUUGCAAAAUAGUGUUUCAUAAGCAGGGGUGGAGAACCUUCAGCCCUCUGGAUGUUGCUGAACUACAUUUCCCAUCAAGCCCAGCCAGCAUGGCCAGAUGCAAAUUGAAGUCCCAACAGCACAGGGAGUGCCUUUGUUCAUUUGCAAGUAAAGUAGCAGAGCCAUUUCAAAUGGCCGCACUUCAACACGCUUGUUGCAAUCAGUGUUUUCAUAUCUUUUUUCUCGUUUGCUUGUCUUUCAGGUAUAUGUAUCAUGUUCUGACCAAAAAUACCACUGUGACUGAACACAACCGCAACCUGUUGGUGGAGACUAUUCGAUCUAUAACUGAGAUCCUAAUAUGGGGAGACCAAAAUGACAGUUCAGUGUUUGAGUAAGAGCUUUUAAGUGUUUGCUUUUGAAUACAGAAUAUAACAGUAUGAAAUAUAAGCUGAUACGCCACUGAUGCAAGGGAAGAAGUAAAAUGAGGGUGUAAAUCCUACCUAUGCGUACUCAGAAAGUCAGUGGUGCUAAAUCCCAAGUAAGCCCAUGCUGGACUGCAACCAUCGUAGCUUGAUUUAAAUCAGUGAUGUGCAGCCCAAUGCUGUGUUUACUUCUACAUGGGUGGGGGAACCUAUGGCCCUUCAGAUGUUGAUGACCACCAGCUCUCAGUAGCCCCAGCCAGCAUGGCCGCAGGUUCUCAAUGUCUGGUUUAAGAAGCCCCAUUAUGGUUUAAUGAGCUACAGGCUGGAUUGAGAGCUGCAGCCUCAAAUUGAUCACAAAAAAGGUAGUUUCUCAUUGGUACCUCAUGCAUUUUCUAAGCUGCGGUGGACUUAUAGUACAAACAGUAUUGUCCUGGUUCACACGCAGUGUUAAAUCAUAGUUUAAAUUUAAACUGUGGUUUACUAGGAAUUUUCAGUGUGUUUAUGCACACUGCUUAAUAUUGCCCUAUUUGCUCCUCUUCCAUUCAUGUGCUUGCCACACUGGGAGGAACAAACCAGAGAACAGGCUGAUUGUGUUGAACAAACCUUGGCUUCCAACAGUAGUGCAUUUGGAGAAAAAACACAAUUGCUGGUUCACAUGAAACGCUAAGCCUUUUGUUUUACCCCAUUGUGGCAAAGGCAGGAGCAAAUUGCACUACUGAGCAGCGUUCACUAGCAUGCUGCUCAUUUGUGUUAAACCACAAUUUACUUUAAAUGAUAGUUUAGUGUGGCAUGCAAACCAGGCCUUAGUAGGCUCUGCUUCUUUCUGGUGGUUCUGCUCUAUGUUUUGCAUCUGUUUUUGUGUGCUAUACAACUCUUCAGCAUUGCCCCAAACUCAUCCUUACCUCAAAGUAGUAAAACUUUUGCUCCAUUCAGAUGGUGUACCAUUGCCUGUUUUACAGACAGCUAAGCAUUUCAGAAGUGAGGCUUGACAUUUACCAGUCAAUUGUACCAAAUGGCAUCUCCUGGAGCCAAAGAGCAAUUCCCUGUGCCUGUGAUGACUCGCUGGCCUCCAGUUUCCAGCCCAUAAUAUAACAUGAAACCUAUUUUUAAAUCUUUACUUAUUUUUCCCAUUAAAAAAAAAACGUGGGGAAAAAAGUGCCUUAACCCAAUGGCCAUGGUUCAACACCAGCAAUGGUCCCACAUUCUUAAACAGGACUUGCUCCCUAGUAACUGCAGCUGAAAUGUUUUGCAAUAAUCCUUUUAAGGAUUGAUUGAUUUCCUUCAUGUAACAAAUAGCAAACAAAUCAGUAACAACUUUCAAUGUUGUUCUAGUUUUUUCUUGGAGAAGAACGUGUUUGUGUUCUUUCUGAACAUUCUGCGUCAGAAGUCUGGCCGUUACGUGUGUGUGCAGCUCCUGCAGACCUUGAACAUCCUUUUCGAGAACAUUAGUCAUGAAACGUCUCUCUGUAAGUAUGCAUGCCUCCAUGUUGCCUUUAACGAAAUCAGCAUAGUUUUGAUUUUGCAGUACUAAACCUUUGCUGCCUGCCUUUCUCAAGUGGGAUGGGAGGAGAGGGCUAAGGGUCCAUUUUCCCAGGUCAGGAACUGGAAGGUGCUACUUUGCUGUUCUGAAGAUUAUGAGUUUGCAACUUGCACUGGAUGGUUGUUGUGUGUCAGCUGGGCUACAAAUUAGGGCCCUGUUGGUAGAGGUAGGGAUGGCAACCAAGGCAUGGAGCAAUCCAUAGCCGUAAUCCUAUGGAAAUGGCUAUGGCUCACUUAAUAUUAUUAAAUUGCUCUCCUUGACAGUUUAUUGGGCUACACAUUUCACCUCCUUCACCUCCUUCCUACUCAUUCUAAAUCUGAUAAAGAUAACUUGGUUUUCAUAGACCUUCUAGGUUCCUGUGGUCCAGACAAACAAACAAACAAACAAACAAAUAAAAAGCCACCUGUCUGUUUAGAGCAGUAAACAGGAAGCCUUCAUUCUGAGGAGGUAGGCGGGGAAAUGGAAUAGAGACACGGAACAGGGAAGGAGUCAUGUGAUAGAAGCAUUUAAAAGUUGGUGUAUGCAACAAAGGCUGCUCCUUACAUUGGAGAAAAGUAUGCUAUUAGGGAGUUGAGGCCUAUUAUUUGCUAUGUCUUCCCUUUAAAAGGGAUCUGCUACUAGGUUGAAGUCUAGAUAAGAAUCUAAAACUAGAGGGGGAUGAAGAAACAAGAUGGCAUCAAAAACUCAUGUGCAGACUUUUGAAUGUGCUUCUAGCAGAUUGAUUUUUUAUUGUUCCCAUUGUUGCUGUCUGGCUUCUCUUUAAUCCAGCCUUUCUGAACUUGGUGCCCUCCAGAUGUUUCUGAAUUGUAGCUUCCAUCCACCACAGACCACAUGGUUGUAUUGACUGGGGCUGAGCAUCUUGAGGUCACUAGGUUGGCAGAGGCUGUUCUAAUCGGAUGCUGGAAUACUUUUAGGAAACAUUGCUUAAUAGAACAAUUUGUGUGAAUCUCUUCAUUUUUGUGCAAUUUAUAACGUUUGUACUGAUUAUGAAUAUGUUCCCCCCCUUCCCAGACUAUUUGCUUUCCAACAACUACGUAAAUUCUAUCAUUGUGCACAAAUUUGACUUCUCGGAUGAAGAGAUUAUGGCAUACUACAUUUCGUUCCUGAAAACGCUUUCUCUGAAGCUCAACAACCACACGGUUCAUUUCUUUUACAAUGAGGUAGGCAGAGGAACCCCUUUCAACUUGAAAAUAAAAAGUUGCGGCUGCAGUGGAUCUAUGAAAAUGAGGUUCUUAAAUUGGCCCUGCAGCCAAGAGGGUGGUGACCAGGCAGGAGUCAAGAAGCUAAGAUCUGUUUAGAAGGGUUUAUUUUAAAUACCCCUGCAAAAUACUUACGAAUGCUUUUCACUUUGUGAAAGAUGUAAGUGUAGUAGCAACAAAGAGAAAUCACUAGCACAUUAUACCUGAAUGAUUCUUGGGGAAGGGAGAAAUAGGGAGCAAUAUAUGAAAAUAUUUGUAUGGCAACACAAAAUGGAACAUGCGUAUGCGACUUAGCUAUACUUCACUCGGAAAAACAUAUGCAGAUUUAAAUUAACUACAGCUUAGCUAGUGAGGGGUCAGUCUAACCUAGGACUGGGAAUCUUUGGCCCCCCAGAUGUUGCUGGGUUCCAACUCGUAUUAUCUCUGGCCAUUGGCGUUGCUGGUUGGGCCUGAUGGAAUUUGAAAUCCAAUAACUUUUGAACGGCCACAGGUUUCCCCAGUCCUAAUAUAGCCCUGUACUGUUGAUGGUCUUUAAACCCAGCACUACUGCCCAACAGACUGUGGACAUUAGAAGCUAUCUCCUUGGACUCAAUCAAAGAUCUGUCCCAUGAGACACUUCUUUGGCAGUGUUGCCAUGGAAUGAAUUUUUUUCCUGCUUUUCUUUGUCCUUUAUCUGCUUCUUACCAGGAGAGGGCACCAGAGCUUAAGCAGUCUGACUUGGCAUUAGAUUAAAUGUUUGUUUUUCUGUGGAAGAGGCAACAUGUUGAUCAUUAGCUACAGCUGCUUUCACUCAGCAAAUAUAACAUUGCAAGCCUGUCUUUAUUGCAGGCAUGGGGAAUCUUCUCUGGCCAGUGGGCUAGAUAAUUAUUGCCCUGUCCCUUGUUGGACCAAACUUGCACAGGUGAGCAGAGUUUCCCACCUGUCAAGUCACCCGAUCAUCACAGUUACACAUCAGGUGGUGCUGUGCUUUGAAGCCCAAAUGGUUGGGACCGUACAUGAGUUUCGCUGAGGGGCUAGAGAGGAAGGGCUGUAUUUUUUGUAUGAUAAAAAUAAUUGAUUUUUCACUUUCUUUCCUUUUUUUUAAUAAAAAAAGGUGCUCAAUGUCUUGCGCUCCUGAGUGUUGCUGUUACCAUUUAUUGUUCAUCAUGUUGCUGUUAUCAUUUAUUGUUCAUCAGUUGCACCUUAUUUUAUUAUGUUAGCUACCUUAUUUUUCCGUCUUUAAGACGCCCCCUUGUAUAAUAUGCCUCCUAUUUUUAGGGCCUCAACAUUUAGAAAAUAGGGGGAUUGAGCUUUUGGGGAGGACCUGCAGCAGCCCACCAGGGCAGAGCGCGUGGCUGCUCUAGCCGGAGCAUGGCCGCGGAGGGGCUGCGCCGGCUUCCCAUGGCUGGCAGCCCAACCAGCCGAUGGAUCCUGGCGAAGGGAGGCGGCUGAUCAGGCCUGGAGAGAGGGAGCACAAAACAGCAAGGUACCCUCCUCCUUAAAGGGACAGCUCCCUGCCUGUCCUGGUCAAGACAAAGGACCCUGCUUACAGCCACUGUACCAUUCAGGCUUGUGCCUUCCUCCCAAACUUUUGCCUCUCUGCAGGGAGCGCUUGCAAAUCGCCGGGGGUCUCUGUCGGGGGACGCGGGGAACCAGUCAAUCAAUCUCUCCCCACCACAACAUUUGGUUCCGCUUGCUUCGCAGAAACCACUAUCAGCUCCCUGAUCGCUGCCAGCGUGAUUAAUGGCGGUGAUCAGGCAGCUGCAGCACAAGUGGCUGUGUGCUAUGUUCUGGCGGGUGAGUGGUUUUCGGGAUUCCCCCCCCCCCCCCAAUCAAGCGGCCAAUGCCGAAAAUCGCUCACCUGCCAGAAUGAAGCGUGAGCCUGAGUUUUUAAGUGGCAAAUGGCCACUUGAUUGUUGGGGGGGGGGAGAUGUCCCCCUCAGCACUACCCAUGUAUAAGACGAGCCUAAAUUUUGAACCUCAUUUUUGAGUCAAAAAAGCUCGUCUUAUACACGGAAAAAUCAGGUAAUCUGGAAAUUAUCAUUAUUUAUGACCCGCCCUUUGCCUUAAGAUCCCCAGGCAGGUUGCAGCAUCAAAACACAAUGUUGAAAAGAGUUUAAAACAAUUUACAUUUGUAUUGAGGGACAGGAUACAAAUGCGUAAAACAAAUUAAUUCCUUGGACUUAACUGUCUUCUCUUUCAGCACACAAAUGAUUUUGCCCUGUACACUGAAGCCAUUAAAUUCUUCAACCACCCAGAAAGCAUGGUCAGGAUUGCUGUUAGAACGAUAACUUUAAACGUCUACAAAGGUAGGUUUUCCUAAACCUGUAGCCUUAGAACAGCUAGUACUUGGGUGACAAUUUUUUUGUAAAUAGUGAGGCUUGAAUGCAGAGGUGAAAAUAAGACUUAACAGCUUGACAGGUUUACUAAACGAGAGAGAGAGAGCAAAACUAUGAGUGUUGCCACUUUUAAAACUUUCAUCUCUAAAAGAAGAGUUCUCCAGAAUAGUGUCCCAGCAGUGAAAAGUAUUUAAAGGGUUCUAUAGAAGUUGUGCCUGUAAGCGCCACCAGAGGUCAUUCUUUGCAAGAUCAUGCAUGCAUGAUACAUGCUGAAGAAUGUGCAAAUCGUUGUGCAAAUGGGGAACGUUAAGUUGCAUGAUCAAAAUCUCUUUCUUUGAAUGUUGCGUGUCUCUCUUUGUUCAUCAGUGAAGAAAAUGUCAGUGUGCCGUAGAAUAGAAUUGAGCAAAAUAUUUCCUGUCUCAGGAAAUAUGAGCCAUGUUUAUCCGUGCAAAGUCAUAAAAGAUGCUAGAAUCUGAGAGGGACCCAUGAAUUAGGAAUUCAUUUUGAAUGCGCUGACUUGCCUAUUGAGGUCCAACGACCAAGUUGCAAAGAAUCAAGCGAAAGGGCAGGGGGAGUACUUAGGGCUGCCCCCCAAGCUACUUCCUCUCCUUUGGAUACCAAUAAUAAAAUAAAAUGCUAAUGUGCUGAAGGAUAUGUUAAAGACCCUGAGUGUCCAAAAUACUUUAGUAGAUCCUGGGUUUGUUUUUUUCUUAGACUCUAUUGCACCAGCAAUACAGCGCGAUUUUACUGACAUUUAAGUCUGCAAAUUGAUGCAUCUCUGCAGCUCCUGCAUAAACAUUUGAACAAUGUGAAAUAACUUCCAAGCCUCUCUGGAGAUUUCAAUCCUGCAUCUCUUCUGGUCUUGCACCUGCAUUUCUCUAGGUCUUCCCUUUCCCCACCUUUCGGGAAACUCUUCAAGAAUUAAGCUGGCUAUUUUUAGUUUGAGCUCUAGCAGUUAACAUCACUAGAAAUUUCUUCUUAGAAGUGCUGCGGUUGCCCUAUAUGCGCGAUAUAUGUAAACAGCACAUGUUCCCAAGUUCACCAGAAGAUAUUUGAGGAAGGAAAAAAGAACAGCUGAUGUGUAGUAAAAGGCAGGUUUUGUAAUUGGGGGAACGUUUUAUCCACCGGUUUGAGUGAAACAGCAUAGUGGGAUCAAGUUAGAGCUAUAAAGACAAGGGCAGGCUUUGCAUUACAUGUCCUAAAUACUGUAGAGCAGAGGAUCAGGGAUGCGGGUGGUGCUGUGGUCUAAACCACUGAGCCUCUUGGGCUUGCUGUCUGUGGAACAGUUCCAGACGGGAGCUGCUGCUAAUCCCUUGCAGCUGAAACUGCAAAGGAUUCGGUGGCACGUUUAAGAGCCUUAAACGUGGCCCUCCCAAGCGUCUCAGUCUGGCCCUUUGGACUCCCUCCAGCCAUAGCCUCCUCUCUCCUCACCAGCCUUGCUUUGCAACCUCCUUGAGUGCUUUUGUUCAGCUGGAUUGUGUCCUUGAACUCCAUUAAUGCCUUUUGCUUAUCUGGAUGGAGGAUAGAGAGGGUGUUGGUGUAGAAACUAGCUCACUGUACAAAUUUAAAAUUUACAUCUGUUGCUCUGCACACUCCAGCCUUUGGCGUGUGGCCCCUGGAAGGUUGCCUAGAAGGGAAUGCGGCCCCUGGGCUGCAGUAAAAGUUUCCCCACCCCUUCUUUAAAGGCUCAUGCCUUCCACUGUGGCACACACUUAUGUGAACUAGAGCCUGCACUGGCAGGUAAUAAUAAUAAUAAUAAUAAUAAUAAUAAUAAUAAUAAUAAUAAUUUUUUAUUUAUACCCCACCCUUCCCGGUUCAAAAACCGGGCUCAGGGCAACUAACAACAAAUUUAAAACACUUUAAAACACUUAAUUAUAAAAAGCGCAUAAAAUACAGUAUAAAAACACGAAUAACAAUAAAAUUCAAAAAUCAAUUAGAUAAUCCCCAGGCCUAGCUGGCUGAAUUGGCCCUACUUGGGUUACUUGCACAGGACCCCUAAACGUGGAGGCAGGUGGAGAAAAUAGACCUUUAUGGUUUCCUGCAUUGCAGGGGGUUGGACUGGAUGAUUCUCAGGGUCCCGUCCAACUCUACAGUUUUAUAAUUCUAUGAUCUUCCCUUCCAGUGCUCUUCUGUAGCUGAACCCUGUGUCUGUUCCAGGGUGUGCUGCAAAGCAGCGGCAACAGUCCCUUUGACUUGGCCAGUGCCCUCAGCCAGCCAGUCCCGCCCCCGGCAGCACAAAGGGGAAACAGUGCCAGAGCCCCCACAGCAGAUACAUCCAUGUGGAAAAGAGUUCUCUGAAGGGAGGAUGUUUCUGACAACCGCUGCCCCCGAGUUGAGUUUGGAGGCUGCCAUGCCAUGUCACUUGGGAGGCGGGGAGUGGGCUCAAGAUGGUAGCAUGCACACAGCAUGGUUUUCUACUGCUAUCUCCUCCUAACCUCUCUCUUCUAGCCUAGAUGCUUUGUGCUUUAGCUGCUGAGCCCCUUGGAGGAUGUCUUGCCAUCCCAGUUCCUAACCCUGUUAACCAUUGUCUGUUUUUUCCCUCCCUUUCUUCACUGAUGAUCCUGUGUUCCUUAAUGCAGUGUCAUGUAAGUCUGCUAAUCACUUUGACUUUCAGCCUUAUUGCUUUUAUUCUUUCACUUUUGUCCAGUUCUCUAGAAAGUGAGAAAUGACUGGUUUCACCUGCCUGUUUUCAGAACGAUGCAGGAAUAACUUAAAUGUCACCUUAAUGGACUUGUUUAACCUCACGAGGGAUGGAAAAUAUGAUGAACUGUGAUAGAUAACUUAGGCAUGAAAUAAAUCUGGUUUGGGCUUCAGCUACUGAAAGCCAGCCUAUUUAUUGAAAGGGAUUCGUGGGUUGUAUCCAAUACUAAUCAUACUCGGAGUAAACCCAUUAAAUUAGUGGACAUGACUGACUUAGGUCCAUUAAUUUCAAUGUAUCUGCUCUGAGUAGAAUUUAUUUGAUUUGCAUUUUACUUCUUUUUCGAAAUGGAUCUUUUAAAAGAUUUCUCCCCUCCCUCUUAAGUGGACAACCAGCCUAUGCUGCACUACAUACGAGACAAAACUGCUGUCCCUUAUUUCUCCAAUCUCGUCUGGUUUAUUGGGAGCCACGUGAUUGAACUGGAUAACUGCGUGCAAACGGAUGAAGAGUAAGCCCUAUUUUCUAACUCUUGUUGUGAGGAGGGAUGUCGCCUGAUCCGAGGAAGCUUAGUCCGUUGUAUUAAAUCUGCAUACAUUGGCAUAUGCAUUAAAAGAAAACAAAAUCCCAGGAGGAAAGGGGAGAAGGGAGCUUGGUGCUAGUGGCUGUUCCAUUGUGGCAAAUGGGGCACUGCCCCACCAGCCCCCAUCUCUAUUCCUCCAAGCCCACCUUUCCGGUUAACUGCAAUAACGUAUUUUUGGGGGGAGGUGGGGGGUAAUGUAUACAAUUUUUUUUUGUUCUGUCCCCCCCCCCCACAUAGGUACUAUUUCUUUUCUUUUCAUUCUGCCUUUUUGUGUCUUAUUUUACUCUGUGCACUUGUAAUCAUGUACUUUUCAGUCUUUCAAUAAGGAGCAAUAAUUAAAAGCCUAGCUUCCUGAUUAUAACCAGCCCAGCUGGUGGGAACUGCCUUCCUCCUUCUUUGUCUCAGUGUUGUUCUUGUAGAACAGGGAGGAGGAUAGGGAUAUUUUUAUUAAUCAUUAUCACUAUUAUUUAUGACACUUAUUAGUUCCUUUUUAUAUUUAUAUUUCAGCUUAACGGCUUUGAAUGGCUUCUGUUUUAUUGUUUCAAAUUUAGCGGGGUCCUUUUUCCCCCUUCUCCCCCUUCUGUCCAAACAGACAGAAUUUCCCUUAAUGUUCUAGCAAUACACUAGCUAGCACCUUCUGACACUGACUCAGAAUUAUAUAUAUUCCUGCUGGAAAUUAGGGAGUGCCACCUCUUCCCAGCAGCUGUUGGCCCUCUGCACGGUUACUAGAGACUCUGUGCCCUUGCCCUUUGGCCAUGGGGCGAUUAACUGCUGCAGAGAAGCUCUGCUUACGAGGGAAGGGAUGUCACUCAAUGGUAGAAGCGUAUUAUUUGCAUGCAGAAUGUCCCAUGUUCAAUUCCUGGCACUUCCAGGCACAGCUGGGGAAGACUUUGGGCUGAAUCACUGGAAAGCCACUGGCAAUCAGUGUAAACAGGACUGAGCUGGAUGGGCCAAGACUCAAGAUUUGCAUUAAGAGAGCUCCCGAUGUUCCUGUGUUCCCACCAGCUGCAAUUAUAGGUGGGGUCACGACAAUCACUUUGAUCCUGUUUGAAAAGCUUUCAGUCAAGCUGACAGAGAUCUUUUUUGGACUUGUCCAAGCCAGCCAUCUCUUGUUCUCCCAUUAAAAUUCUUACAGAAUGCGUUAUAAAAAGCACAGCCAGCAGCAUACUUACUAAUUGUGAAAUAAGUCGUGUGGGACCCUGUCAUCUUAUUUUUAUUUUGUUGGACUGGAUGAGCCUCUGGGUUCUUUCCAACCCGGUGAUUCUAUGAUUCUAAGUAAGGGGCAGUUCAGGCAUGUCACAGGCAUAGCAAGUGAGCAAGAAUCGACUUUCCACUUAACGGACAGUUUAUGGGAAGAGCUCAACUUUUGCUGAGCAAAAAUGUACUUCUGAAUAAGCUGUAGGGAUGAGCACUGAUAGGUUUUUAUGAGGAAAGCAUGGCGGUGGCUCCAAGGGUGCACUUUUAAUUCUGCUGAUUGUGGAGGAACAGUUUCUCCCCAGCACUAAAAAAUCUUCAAACGGAAAACUUUGCAGGAGAGUUGGGGGUUGUAGAGGUGAGAAGAGACAGCAGAAUUCUUCCUUGACAUCAGGCAGGCCCCUUCACUGUGUUCUUUUUGAUGCCUGCUAAAAACAUUUUUGUUUAGGCAAGCCUAUAAGGACAUGUAGAAGCCGGAAUUUCAACACCUAUCUUUUUAGCUGAUAAUUAAUAAUAAUAAUAAUAAUAAUAAUAAUAAUUUUUUAUUUAUACCCCGCCCUCCCCAGCCAAGACCGGGCUCUGGGUGGCUAACAACCAAUAAUAAAAACAAGUUGAUUAAAAUACAAUUUUAAAAGAUUAAAAUACAACAUUAAAACAUUAGGAUGCAGCCUCUUCACAGGAGGAGAAAAGAAAAAGAAAGAGGGGGAGGGAAUCAAACUGAUACUAAGCCAAAGGCCAGAUGGAAGAACUCUGUCUUACAGGCCCUGUGGAAAGAAAUCAGAUCCCACAGGGCCCUGGUCUCAUGAUCCUAAUUAGCUUUUGACUGUUUUUAAAUACCUGCUUUUAGCAGCCUUUUAUUGAUAAUUCUAAUGUUCUAUUUUUAUUUUGCAAACCGCUUAGAGGUUUUUAUUACAAUCAACUCUCUCUUUUGCAGGCACAGAAAUAGGGGGAAGCUUAGUGACCUAGUAGCCGAGCACCUUGACCAUCUUCAUUACCUAAACGAUAUCCUUAUCAUUAACUGUGAAUUCUUAAAUGAGGUGCUCACAGACCACCUGCUGAAUAGCCUUUUCCUGCCUCUCUAUGUCUAUUCAUUAGUAAAUCAAGAUAAGGUAAGGCAUUAACUAUCUUUUAACAACUGAGAGGUGUCCUUUUAAUUGUUGAAAGUAGUGUUAUAGGGACUUAAUUGUCAGUUGCACCUUUAAGGCUGCCUGGAAUAAUUCUGUUGAAAGAGCAUUUCUCUUAGCUCUAAAGGUAUAACUGAAACCUUCUACUUCUUCUUUGCUAAACCUCGCACAGUUAGCCUUGUGUAACUGUUCCAGAGAAAGAGCUGCUGGUUCAUAUCUGUUACAUCACCUCAUUGUUUACAAGAAACCUGUUUGAACCCUUUUGCUUUUAGAGGAAAAUAAAGGAGAAAUGGAUUCUUGGAAUAAAUGAUUAGGAGCCAUCUGCAAUUUUCCCUGUGCAGAAGUUGCGACAGAAUUAGUGAUAGGACAUGAUUGCUCUUUUACCAAGAAACACUGAUGAGGAUGUUGUUGUUUUGUGGGCAAAUACCUGGGAAGCCUCUGCUAGGAAGGUGAUGCUGGCUGUUUCUUAUAAAACCGCUGUGUCUUUGUUGUUGUUAUUUUCCUGCUUCUUCUGAGCCUCUGGCUUUUAAUUCCCCAGAGGGGCAACUGUGUGUCUGCCAUAGACUUCAUAGCAUGCACCCAGCAUUUAUGGAUGCUGGGGGUCAACAACAGUCACCUUGACCUGCACCUCCUGAAGGCAUCUCUUUGGCUUCUGCUGGAAAUUCCAUUUAAUAAAUGAAUAUCCCGUCUUUGAUGUUGCGGCAGGCGACCUGUUGCCCCAGGUGCUGUUGGACUUCCAGCAGCCAGUAUGGGCAAUGGUCAGGGUUGAUGAGAGCUGCAAUCCAACGCCAUCAAGAGGGGAAGGGCCGUAGCUCAGCUUAGUAUGCAGAAGGUCCCAAGUUCAUUUCCCGGCAUCUCAAGGAAGGACUGAGCUGGGACCCCUGCCUGAGAAACCUUGGAGAGCUGCUGCCAGUCAGUGCAGACAAUAUUGAGCUAGAUUGGUGGAGGUUCCACAGCCCUCAUCUAAGGGGAUCAAGAUUCUCUCUCCACUUUUUUUAAAUUACCCCACUGGGCUGAGAGGUCUGCUUCAUUGUCACCCGGGGGGCUUCACUAUUUGAGCCCAAGUCUGCCCAAUCUUAGUCUGAGGCUCUAGCCUUCAAUACUAGAAGCAGAAUGCUGGAUUCAGUAAAUGGUGGUUUUGAUCCAUCAGGGCAUGCCUGAAUUUUUUUAAGAGCAAGAUGGAACUUCCAUGUUCAGGUGCAGUCUAGCUAUGGAUAAAAGAUGCUGGGAGCAGACAGCAUUGUGGGAGGGGGUGAGCUCUGGGCUUCCUGGUGAGCUCUGGUUGGCCACUGGUAGCAAUAAGGUAGUUCUUCAUUCUGCAUGCGAUCUGGCAGGCUGUGCUCCCAAAGGACCAAAUGUGGGCUUGGACACUUGUGCUGUGCUUCCCACUAAAUUGUCUGAAGCAGCCAGCUAUGUGCUGUACUCAGCCUAAUUAGAGAAACACUCAGCCACAAUCUUUCAGAUGAACUGAGACAAAUCUGUUGAGUGCAGCAUCUGUGCACAGUAUUUGCAUCCUAGAGGCAGAGAGAGAGUUGUGAUGGCUGAAGGGCUGGGAGUUAUAGUCCAAAGCUUCCCCAAAGCAGCUUGGAGAUUUUGCAGAUAUAUAUUUUUAAGUGUUUUAUUUCUGCAUUGUAAUCUGAUACUAGCUAUUAAUUGAACACACUCACCACUUUUCGCUUGACCCUUUUCUCCUUAGGGUGGAGAACGUCCGAAAAUCAGCCUCCAGGUUUCUCUGUAUCUGUUAUCGCAAGUACGUCUUUAAGUAUCCAUAGUUGGUAUUUGGGGUAUUGCUGAUAAUUUCAGGAUUUUUGCGUGUGACUCAAAUUGUAGCACCAAUAAUACGUAUGACAAUUUUGUAGUUGGGUCAUCCUUUGGAUAUUUACCAUUGCUAUCCCAUGGAUGAAAAAGGGUGAGCAGGUAGAUAGACAGGGAGAUCUAGACUUGGGGACAGUUUGCAGGCAGUGGAAAAGCAGUUAUGGCAAGACCAGGUUUACUUGGGAAAGGCUUUGCCAAGAAGCCAACAUGCAAACAGAGCAUUAUGGAACAGCCUGAAAAGGACUGCACCACUACGGACUGCAGGGGAGGCUUCUCUAGUGGACAAACAAGAAAGAUUUCUUUCAAUUACAUGCUGAAAGCUGAUUUCAUAUCUUAAUGAUGAUAGCAAUGUUCAAAUGACUCCUACGCAUUUAGCUUUUAAGUAAGAAUAUCACAUGACCUCAAGGGCAUUCCCCUGAAACUUAUAAAUAGAACAGAUAUUUUAAAUAAUUUCACCACCACCCCAGUAUCAUAGAAUCAUAAAAUUGUAGAGUUGGAAGGUACCCAAGCAUCUUCUAGUCCAACCCCCUGCAAUGUAGGAAGCAACAGAAACAACAACAAUUUUUUUCCAGGGAAUAUGAAUGAAGCAACCAAAAUGUGUACUUCAUGUGUGUUGCUUAAUUUUAGUUUUCAUUCAGUUUUUUUGUGGGCGUCUUUCUGCUGUUGUGUGUUAUUUAAGUAUAGGUUCUUGUUUAUGUAUAUAUAUAUGAAUGAAUAUAUAUAUAUAUAUAUAUAUGUAUGUAUAUGUGUGUGUGUGUGUAUGUAUAUAUAUAUAUAUAUAUAUAUAUAUAUAUAUAUAUAUAUAUAUGAUUCAUGAAACACCCAACCCACUUUAAUGGAAAGCUACCACCUUGCCAAUAAGACUUCUCCUGGUGUGCUAGCUUUCCACUGCAGGGGAUUAUUGAUUUGGAGAAGCCUUCAAAUAUGUGACACUUCUCUCCCUGCCCUCUCAAAAAAAAAAAAAAAAAGGUGGGGGGAGAGUAAAUCUGCAACUCUGCACAGCCCUGUCCCAGGACUUCAUUGUGCUCUUUUUGCAUAUUGGAAUUGGCACCCCAAAAAAUGGAUCUUGAGGGGAUUGAUAGUGGCCACCCAGACAUGUUGUCAGAAAGCUGCUUGGGGUCCUCUGAGCAGCAGUUUCUUUGUAGGUUCCAUCCUGACAUUCUGCUUUUCUGCUGCCUCUUCCCAGGUUUUCCUGAUCAUACAUCAUGCGCCUCUGGUCAAUUCCCUGGCCGAAGUUAUUCUCAACGGAGACCUGUCGGUGUUUUUUUCAAAAGCUGAGCAAGACAUCCAGAAGAGUUCAGUAAGUGAAAGGAGCAUGUGCGCCUUUGCAUCCACAACCCCAGGGGGCCCUGGGUCAGGGUUUGUGCACCUGUUUUUGUUUAGCAAGAAUCUGGGCAUGCGAGGGGGCUGCUUAAUUUUUGCAGCUUGUGGUAUGUAACAGGUGGCCAGGCCGCUUGCGUUUGGCAGACCUUGUUCUGUUUAAAAAAGAGAGAGAAGGGGGGAAAUGUUGUGAGAAUGUUGACCUGAUCUUGUAUGUGAACUGAAAUAUUAAAAGAAGAUAUCUGUUACACAUGAAAACAAUCUUGUCUUCGCAGCACAUUACCUCAUGCUACGUCUUGCCCAUUUUUCUUCAAGCGGGUUCUGUUACUAGGAAAUCUGUGGUCAGAAGCUUGUGGCCUUUUUCUGCUGCAGCAGUUUUACUUCCACCAAAGCUGUUUUGCAGAAUUUUCUCGGGCUUGAGGUUUUUUGUUUUAAUUGAUUUAUUUUGAACUGCGUCUGUGUGUGGUUGGGGAAGGUGGAGGUUACGCAGGACUAAACAUUGUCUUCUUCUUCUUUUUUUUAAAAAAAAUAGUUUUUCUAUGUAAAUGUAACCGUUCAGAAAACCGAAAUGUUCUAUUGCUAAUUCUGGAUGUCCGUUUCCUAUCAGGAGACGAGAGAAGAAAAUGAAAAAAGAUGCGCUCUGUACCUGCUUCACAAUCUGGGAACUAUAUUGUGCACUGAGCAGCGCUUGUUAAGUAGGACAGCAGAGCCCAUCGGCCCCAGCCAGCACAGUCUGGAAGGUGCUGAGUUGGCCAGGACUGCAGUACAGCCUUCAUUUAGCAAACAGAAAGUGGGCUUGCUGCUGUAGGACAGCGAGUGGGAGUGGUGUGAAGUUGGACUAUUAAGCACAGUGCUUCAGUAAAGUCCUUCACCCAUUUCUCUGAUAUAUAUUUUCUGUAUAUCCUGGUGCAUAAUUGGAAGGGGUGAAGCUAUGGCCCUGCAGAGACAAAUGAUGUAUCCCGGGGAGGCCCAACAGGUCGAUUGCGAUCUACCAGUCGAUCCCUAGGAGGUUUUGGUAGAUCGCGGUCGAUCGCUGGCUCCUCCAUCCGGCCUCUCCCUGCCCUCUAGAUCACUAUACCGGAAGACGCAGUUCUCGCUGUGAGGCUGACUGUUUCAUUAAUGAUCUCUUGGUGAAUGCUUUUUUUAAAAAAAAUGUUCCUUCACCCUGAUCAUCCCAAAAAACGGGAUUUGCCUCCCUAAAAAAAGUUCAAUAACUCUGACCUGAACCCCCCCCCCCAAAAAAAAAACCCGGACGUUCCUCCAUAAAAAAAAACUCAACAACUUAGACCUGAGUAGUUGUAGAUCUACUGCCAGUUUUUAAUUGUGUCAGUAGAUCGCAGUCUCUUGGAAGUUGGCCGUCCCUGAUGUAUCCCAUUUACUGCAUAUUACUUCAGUUGCACUCUGUGUGGGCGCCCUUGAAGAUGACUCAGAAACUUCAGCUGGUCUUCGGGGCCACCCCCAGAUUGUUCACUGGAGGCUCAGGUGGCUGAGAGUUCCUCUUUCCAGAUCUGGACCCUUUUGCUCAGAGAUGCUCAUGUAGUAUCCAGAGCGGAUUGUUGCAAUGCACUCAUGCACUCUACAUGGGGCUGCCCUUGAAGGUGACUCGGUGGUCAAAAAUGCUGCAGCCAGAUUACCGGCUACGGCUCCAUUUAGAACCCACGCAAUCCCCAUUUUAAAACAGCUGCAAUGCUUUCAAGUUAGUCCCUGGGACUAUUUUAAGGUGCUCACAUAAUAUUUAAAGCAUGAAACGACAUAGGCCCCAAAUAUCUGAAAGACCACCUCCUUUCCUACAGGCCCCGUUGGCUGUUAAGAUCAACGGAGGGGGACCUCUCAGCAGCUGCACUGUCCUCAGAUGUUUGGUGUGUGUGCAUGAUCAAGCAGAGGGUAUUAUUUUUGGCAGCCCCUAAGAUGUGCACCUCCCUCCACACUUUCACUGUAUUCAUUGAAUACUGAAAAUGCAUCUCUUUACCUAGACCUCUUGUCACUUGAGCUGUAUAUUUGUAGGACCUACCCUCUUCUUUUUGUGAUUGCAAGGGUUGAAGUUUGGGUAAUUUACAAUAACAACAGCAGAUGCCCCCACUUCCCCCCAAAAGCUGUUUGCCUCCAAAUACGAGAAACUUGUGAGAAGAAAGAGUACAGCCCGGCUAAUUUUGUGUAUGUGUGUGUUGUGAAACCUCUGCAGCAGGUGUGGGGAACCUCUGACUCUCCAGAUGUUGUUGGAUUGCAGCUGCCUUCAUCUCGAUAACUUUUGACUGCUGGCUAGGGCUGAACUGAGCUGGAAUGAAGCAACAUCUGGAGGAUGACUGCUGUGCAGUUUUUGGCAUUGAUUCAGUGGGAUGAAAUGGAGCCUUCCUCACUGUAAGAACAGAUGCUGCAGCUAUAGGGGGGGAAAGGAGAGCAGAGAAGCAAGGAGCCAGCCCUGUCUUAACGAGAGUCUUCUGUUAGUGCGAAGGGGGUAUGAGUGGCAUUUACAAGCAAGGUGUCUGAGCAGCAUGAGCGGUGGGCCUGGACAUGAGAGGGAAUGUGGAAAACAAGUACUGCAUCUGUGUCUUCUUGGAGUUUUCUUUUUGAAUCCUUUGUAGUGAUAACAGUUUUGAGUCCAGUGGUAGAAUCAUUUCAGUCCAGUAUAUCUGAAGGAGCGUCUCCACCCCCAUCUUUCUACCUGGACACUGAGGUCCAGUAUCAAGGGCCUUCUGGCGGUUCCCUCACUGCGAGAAGCCAAGUUAGAGGGAGCCAGGCAGAGGGCCUUCUCAGUAGUGGCACCCGUGGAACGCCCUCCCACCAGAUGUCAACUACCAGACUUUUAGAAGACAUCUGAAGGCAGCCCUGUUUAGGGAAGCUUUUAAUGUUUGAUGCAUUACUGUAUUUUAAUAUUUUGUUGGAAGCCGCCCAGAGUGGCUGGGGAAGUGGCUGGUAUAAAUAAGAAAUUAUUAUUAUUAUUAUUAUUAAUUAUUUUUUUAUUUUAUUUUAUUACUAUUAUUAUUAUUAUUAUUAUUGUCAUCUGGAAGCUGCCUUACACUGACCAUUGGUCCUUCUGGCUCAGUAUUAUUUACAUGCACAGGGUGUGGCUCUCCAGGGUUCUAGACUAAAGUCUUUUACUUGGAGAUGUGGUAGGAUUGAACCUGGCAACUUUUGCAUGCACCCUUCUUUCCCCCUGUUUUUUUUACACUUCACAGGAGCAGCUUGAGAGCCACUAUUUAUCCCUAUGAAUAGAUGCUCACUUUUUAUUUCCUAGUAAUUUGCAUAGCUCAGUUGUAGGGCACACUGGUGUGUAGAAAGCCUCAUGUUCAAAUCCAGUUAAGGAAAUUUGGAGUAGCAAUUUUAUUUGUGAUGCUGGAAAACCUCGGCCAGUGAGAUUGGGCAGCAGAUGUCUGUAGAAAAAACAGAACUCAUGCAUGCAACAACAUUUUUAAAAAAUUGCAUAUGUAUUUCAGUCAGGUGGAAGCUUGGUGAAUUGCACCCGCAACUAGCUCUUUAUUUUUCUUCUUCAGAGCAGCAAUAACUGUUUUCUGGUUUUGCUUGAAGUGUGCAGGUGUUGCAGAGGUGCGUGCUUGCUUUGCUAUGAGAUGUUUCAGAAACCUGAGAAGUGUGAUUGUGUUCCCAGCAAGGGGAGGUGGCACGAUGGGGUGGUCUCGCUGCCUUGCGGUUGUCUUGGGUCAGUGAGUCACGUGCCUUCACAAUAUACACCGCAUGACGUGAGGCAGAAGUCACAUUCGGCACUUACCUUCCUUCCUGUCAGAAUGGUUUCCACUUGUUUCCUGCCCGAAUCGGAUGUGGCUGGUUCCUGCUGCUUUCUGCUUAGCCUACUUUCUCUCCUUCCUGUAACCUAGAGGUGGUACUUAGCUAGCAUGGUUUGGUUUCUUAUUUUCCUAGCAGGUGUCCCAGCCCAAAUGUUAAAAAUGCAUGUUUUGGUUAUACAGUGGUACCUCGGGUUACAGACGAUUCAGGUUACAGACGAUUCAGGUUACAGACUCCGCUUACCCAGAAAUAGUACCUCGGGUUAAGAACUUUGCUUCAGGAUGAGAACAGAAAUUGUGUGGUGGCGGCACAGCAGCAGCGGGAGGCCCCAUUAGCUAAAGUGGUACCUCAGGUUAAGAACAGUUUCAUGUUAAGAACGGACCUCCGGAAUGAAUUAAGUUCUUAACCCGAGGUACCACUGUAAUACACUAUUCAUUUUGUAGGCGGAAUUUAGACUUUGCUUGAAACAAAACACAGCCGUGGUUAAGGGGAAACGCCAGCUGCAUUUGAACAUCAUGCUAAACUGCAGAUAGGAGAGGUAGUCAGCUGCAUUUAGUUUUGCUUUCUGGCUGGUUUCAAAACAAGCCAACUUCAAACCAUGGGCUGUGAAACUGGCUUGUUAAACUUAACUGCAUUUGUUGUGAACCACAAUCCCCAGUCUGGACCACCUAACAAGCUGAGACUCACAGAAAGCAUAGCUAAGUGCUCAUCAGGGAUGGGGUGCACAUGAGCCCAUGGGUAAGGCUAUCAGUAGCUACUAGCCACAAUGGCUAUGUUUUACCCCCAGUGUUGGAGGCUGUGUAUCUCUGAAUACCAGUUACUCCUUUAGACGUUGCAUGGAAAGAAGCAAUAGGCAGCUGCUGGAUCUCAAAAUUCCCUCGUCUAACCCUUGACUCCAUGCUUCAGGUAAGGAGCGAGUCGCCUAAGUGCUACCACACCUCGCUGUUUUGGACUAGGAAACCUUUUUUGGUUCCAGUUGAAGUUCUAGACACAGGAUGUUUCCAGAUGACCUGUUCAUUGAGCAUUCAUUCUGAUGUGCUUGCAGGGCGUCUAGAUGACGUCGUGUUAGAGUUAUGGCACAUUUCCCAGUGCAUUUUUCUGUAACUUUCCCUAUCACACAAGUCUGAUAUUUAGGGGAAGCAGGUUUGUUGCUCAAAACCUCCCAAUCAGCUCUUAAGCAUUCCACCUGAAUUUGCUGGUAUGUGAUUGAACUCCACCCAGAAAUAAUGGCAGCCUGGAUGUGUCCACAGUGCGAAUUCUGGCAUGGUAAUGGUUUUCCCCAAGCCGAAGUUGGGCCGCUUACAUGUUGCUGUGUGGCUCUGUAAGGAAACACCUGGAGUUGCUUUGCCUCCUGCUAAAGAGUAACGCUUACCUUUGUCAAACAUUUUAGCUCAAGACUGGCAUCAGAUGCUUCAUUAAACCUACGGAGACCUUAGAGAGAUCCCUGGAAAUUAAUAAGCAUAAGGGCAAGAAGAGGCUGCAGAAGAGGCCUAAUUAUAAGAACGUUGGGGAGGAUGAAGAGGAAGAGAGGGGGCCAGAAGACGCCCAAGAAGGCACAGAGGGCCUGUCCAAAGGCAUCAAGCCCACUGGGGAGAGUGAAGGUAAGCAUGCCAGUAAAUGAAAACCACAACCAUUAAUUCACCAAUUCCUACUGGGGGUUUGUCUUGUGCGCAUUGGAGAUAUAUUGUGUGGCUUGAUUUGCAAUGGAUGAUUCUUCUCUGGAGAACAGAACUUGUUUCCCACACUUGGUUAAUUUUGGGUUUGUUAACUCCCUAUUAUUUUGUCUCAUGACCUGAAUACUGUCAGUUGACCCUAAUAAAGGGAAUGCACCUUGGUAGCUCAUUCAGUAGAGCAUAUGACUCUUAAUCUCAAAGUUGUGGGUUCAAGCCCCAUGUUGGGCAAAAGAUUCCUGCAUUGCAGGGGGUUGGACUAGAUGCCCCUUGUGGUCCCUUUUAAUUCUAUGAUUCUAUGACGGAUUGCCUUGUGACCAAUGCUCAAUAUGGAAUUCUGCCUCAAACACCCUUUGUUUAUUGCUUGUAACACUUUUGUGAAUCAUCUAAGUUGAAACACUCUCUUGCAGAGCUAUAAAAGGUAACAUACAAUUCACCUUUUGUUUUAUGUACAUCUAUGUAAGGUGAAGUGAUGUUGUACAUGGUCUACUUUCCUUCUGUCUACCCCUCCUCUCUCUUUUAUUAAAAAAACCUAGAAUCCCUGUGAGCCAUCAUCAUGUGUUAAGUUUAUAAAUCAGUAGUUAAUAGGACCUCUUCACUGUUAAGAUGUAACAACUCUGUUCUUAAGUGAUCCUGAGUGCUCUUUCUUAAGAAAAGCAUUAUCAGACCAGACCAGCAGCCUUUGCAAGAAUUCCAAUGGGCAAUAGAUAAACCAUUAACUUCUGACUACCCCUGCACCCUCUAACAAGUACAAUCUCCCUAGAAAUGUUUCUAAAUGAGCUGCUGUUUCUCCACAGAAAUUGAGAUGGUCAUCAUGGACCGAUGCCAGUUGUCUGUCACUGAGCAAAACAUCACGGAUGAGGAAAAGAGCGCAGCUGCUUCCGAAAUGUCAAACUGGAACAGGUACGGGGGGAGAUUUGGCACUGUCAGCCAAGCUCCUACUUGAACACUAGGUUCUCCGAAUGAUGCUGGGACGCCCAGCUUCCACUGUCUCUCACUCGGGCCAUUCUGGCUGGGGCUGAUGGGAGUCGGAGUACCACUUGUAAUAAUCUUUCCUGCUUUUCCUCCCUCUGCCAAGCUGCUAUUUUAAGUAGUGCUGCAGCUGAAGGCCAACUUGAGGCCCACGUAAUGUCCAGCACACCUUCUAGUUUGAAGUGCUGCCUCUUGCAUUUAAGCAGCCUGGUGUUAAACGACGCUCCUGAGUCUCUGAAUGGAGCAGUUCAGUCCCCUUCCUGGGAAAUCUACGCAGUGGGGAACCUCUCCUCUUGCCCUUUGUAAAAGCAUUGUGUACAUUGGGGUGUGCUUUAGUUAUAAUUUGUAGGUGUUAGGGUCCUGAUAAAUGGCUUCUGGAGUGUUCCCCCCCAAAAAACACUCAUCACCCCCUUUCUUCCAGGCCUUUCCUUGAGAUGGUGUAUAAUGCCCUGGAAUGUGCUGAAUUUGAUUACUACGCUCUCUUUGUGCUGUGCCUCCUGUACGCCAUGUCUCAUAACAAAGGUAAGACUGAGCCCAAGAGUGGAGUUUCAACUUCCAUCAGCUCUUGCCAGCAUGGCCAACCCUUGGAGUGUGAUUGGAACUGUAGGCCAGCCUUUUCAGGGGUGUUGUAAAAAGCUCAUGAUCUGGGUUUGGUCAUAAUGGAUUGGUCAAAGCCAGCACUUUGAAUUGGACUUGGAAACUGAUUGGCAGCCAGUGCAGUUGGGCCAGGAUCAAUGUAAUAGGCUCAACCCGUCUUGCCCCGGUGAGCAAGCUGGCCGCUGAAUUCUGCACCAGCUGAAGUUUCUGGACCGUCUUCAGAGGCAGCCCAACGUUGCAGUUAUCUAACCUCGAUGUUACUAGAGCAUAGGCAGCAUAAGUUAGGCUAUCCUUGUCCAGAUAGGAGUGCAGCUGGGCCACCAGCCCAAGCUGAUGGAAGGCACUCUGCGCCGCCGAGGCCACUUGGGCCUUGAGGGACAGCAAAGGAUCCAGAAGCAUCCCUGCCACUUCUUUAGAGGGAGUGUAACCUCACCACUAACAGUGCCUCAGCCUUAUCUGAAUCGAGCUUCAGUUUGUUGGCUCUCAUCCAGUCCAUUACCAAGGCAAGACAACAGUUCAGCACCUCCACUGCCACACCUGCAGGCCUAAAGAAGAAGUAGAACUGUGUGUCAUCAGCAUUUUGCAGACAAUGUAGAGAGUCACGAACACCUGAAACUAUAGACUGUUGAGUCAAACCCACUGAUCCAUCUAGCUCAGUACUCUCUAGGCCAGUAAUAGAGAGUCUGCGGCCCUCUAAAUGCCUUUGGACUUCCAAAUGCUCUUCAGGCACAGCCAGUUUGGUCUGUGGCCAAGGAUGAAGGAAGUUGUAGUCCCCACAACACUAAAAGGAUCACAGGUUCUCCAUUCUGGGUCUGGCAGCUUCUCUUUGAGAGGUCUUUUACUCCUCAAUCACGACCUGAGAUCCUUUUUCAUUGGAGACGUCUGCUGUGGAACCACAGGGUUGGCUUCCUUGGGGGACCCUUGUUGGACUAUAUCUUCUAUCACCAGGCUUUGGCCAUGGUGGGGCUAAUGAAAGCUGGGAUCCAAAAAUCAGCCAGCAAAACACAUGUCCUCUGAGCUGUGUAUUGUCCUCCACAGAUAGGGAGGGGCUGGCUUGAUCUAAUCCAGACUUUAGCUUUAGAAUUCAUGGUAAGUCCUGAGCUUUUGUGUGGUGAAGAGUGGUUUUGUGUGUAUAUUGGAUUUAAAAAAUCCCUGGGAAUCUAUGACAUAAUCUGUUCUUGCUUACAUUUUUCCCAUGGAUAUUAUUUACAGAGUAUCGUGGUAGUUGAGCUGCAGAAAAAAACAGUAGAAUUUUCAGAACAGUGUAAUACUCUUUUCUUGUGGGUGACCCUCUCCUGAUUUUUAUUUAAAUAAACAUAUGUAUAAAACAUCAGUUUCACUUCAUAGGUGUUCUUAAGAUUGGAGCAGCCAGUCCCUCAUUUGCGCAGUGUAGGUUGAAAAUGAUUUUACUGGCAAUGCUUGGCCAGUUGAGUUCAGGAUGGGUAGGCAUUAAAUGGAGAGGAGCAAAUUGUCCUGCUUUCAUGACGGAAAGAUUUCUUUGGCUAUGUAUAACUACGACAAUCAGCUUUUUGUGCACAGGGCUUAAAUAUUACAAAAGGUUCUUACUGUACCAUGCAUUGUCAAGCAAGGAUGGCAUUUUGAGACAGCCUCUUCUGAGAAAUUGGCUUGCUGCGUUACAGGAACAGCUUGCUAUAUUAUCUGGCUUUAAAUUACUUGGAGGCACAAACAAGCCAGUAGUUCCUUCUGUCAGCUCCAUUCCCCAAAAUUUGUGCAUGCCUACGUGCUGUGCUGCAAUGGUUGUCAACCUCUUCAGGUCUCAGGACUCAAUUUUCACCCCAGCCUUCUGCACAACACCCCCUUUCCCUGUUACUUCUGUCUGUCUGCUUCUUUCUCACUCACUCAACUUUCCUGAUCUGGUUCCAGCCUCCAUCCCCGUUUUUCUGUUUGCCCUCCCUUAUCUUGUCACUUUAAAAAUAAAUCAAUACAAAAACGGUGCUUAUGCCCCCAGCAGUGUUAGAAACUCAGAUAUAUAAGCUAGGUGCCAAAUGGCUCCUUAAACCAGGGUUACAGUUGGCGAAACCGAAUGUCUUGUUGCCAUUUUGAGGCCAGACUGCUCGAAAGUCAUAUUUUUCAAGGUGAUUUUUUGGCUUCUGAAAUUCAUUCUGUUUGUGCAGAUAAAAUAUAACAGGUAGGAUUCUACAGUCAAGAUCCAAGGAUCCCCUGGUAGGCACCUCCAGAUGGUGGAGACGUCAGGCGCCAUCCUGGUGCCCGCGCAUCGUCACUUGGUCGCAAGUGGCUGAUAGGCAGGUGCAAAAUGUGCAUGACGAAUAUCAAACGUUGGCCCUCAGUGUGACUCACCUGAGGUUGGCCUACAACCCAUCAUUGCAGCCUUGCUUAACCUUGUGUUCUGCAGACAUUGGACUCCAGCUCCCAUCAGCACCAGCUAGCACAGUCAAUAACCAGGGAUGCUGGGAGUUAUAGCCCAUCAACUUCCAGUUGGGAAAUGCUGUGCUAUUGGGGUCUGACACACCUUCUCAAGAACAUAAGGAGCUGCAAGGAAUAGCCAUGGUUGAUUCUUUCUUUCCCUGUUGUGUUUCUGCAAGGAGUGGAGAACCUUCUGGAGCGGGAAGGCUCACCAGCUGCGAUCAACUUAACACAGCUCUGCUGGGAAGGGAAGAUUAGGUGGGGUUGUUGGUGAGGGGCAGGGCGAUAUCAACAGCCUCACUUAGCAAGGGAAGGGAGGGAGGAGGCUGGAGGAGGCAGCAAGGUGGGCUGUGCAAGAGGACAGCCAAAGAGGUAGGAGCACCCCUGAAAAAAGGAGGUUGAUGGGGGUUCCGGGAAGCUCCCAUGCCUGCUAGGUAAGAUCCCAAACCUCUCUCCAGCUUCACUCCAAAGCAGUGUCCUUAAUGCCUAGUCAGGUUUCCCCUGAAUGAAGGUGCAGCCACCUGGGGAAGCACCUGAUGAAAUUUGAGACACUAGAGGAAAAACAGGAGUUGGAAGUAGCCGUACCAGAGCUUGGGACACCACAGUAUUCCUAUUAGAGAAAGGAGUGGUCUAGGGCAGGGGAACCCUUCUUUCUUAGGUUAGAUGCUCUUCACUGCCUUAGGUUCCUUUUCUUUUGUGUGGCCUGCCUGUCUUUGAAGUAACAGCAGCAUCUCACCAAGGCUUUUAUGUUGUGCUUGCCUUGUUCUGUCGAAUAGCAGCCUGCCGUGCUUAAGAUCAACAUAUACUACUGAUGGUGGGGGUCGGGGUGGAUUCAAGGUGCUCUAACCUCUUGGUGUGUUGAAAAGACUAGUGGAUCUUGAAACUGGAUCAGGGAGGCCCAGAUCUAACUGGCUACUCAGUUGUGAAUCUCACUGGGUGCCCUUGCUCACCCACCUCCAACUCUUGUAUAUCCCACAUCCUCACUCCUUUUGCUGCAUUGCUGGGUCAGGAUAAAACAGGGUGAUUCCCCGUGUACACCGCCACCCUGAGCUCUUUGCAGCAAAGGCUGAGAUACAACUGUGAUGAAUCAGCAAGGGUUAGACCUGAUCAAGCUUGUUAUGCUAGUGCCGGCAUCCCCAAACUUGGCCCUCCAGAUGUUUUGGGACUACAGGUCCCAUCAUCCCUGACCACUGGUCCUGUUAGCUAGGGAUGAUGGGAGUUGUAGUCCCGAAACAUCUGGAGGGCCAAGUUUGGGGAUGCCUGUGCUAGUGGAUUCUUAAACCACAAGCCCAUAGGCUCGUAUCCAGCUAAGCCCUACUCAGAGUUGACCCAUUGCAGUUAAUGGGCCUAAGUUAGUCGUGUCCGUUAACUUCAGCUUUGAGUAGGGCUAGCAGUUGGCUGCAACCCAUAGACUCUGUCAUGGAACUGCACUAUAUGAUAUAAACAAGCAAAGUUGUCUGUCUAGGUUCCAGCCCUGCAGCUAGACUGGAUUGAAGACCUAUAAACCCCAGACGAUUAUCUCCAUUCACAAGUCUUGGCAUGUUACUCAAAGUUUAUACAUAGAUCUUCGGAUAGAUGAGUGAGAGCCUAGCCUUAUAUCAGAUAUAAUGCCAGAAUCAUUCCUAAAUGCAGGGAAAGAAAUGCUUUCCUCUUAGCAGUUGGAUUAACAUGUUAUUUUAGUGAGCUGCAAACAAGCAUCUUGAUACGUUGAGACCAGUCUUUGGCCCCCAUCUGCACCAUGCAUUUAAUAAUAACAAUAAUUUUUUAUUUAUACCCUGCUCUUCCCAGUUCAGAAAACCGGGCUCAGGGUGGCUAACAACAAAUUUAAAACACUUAAUUGAUGCAACAAAAAACAGCAUAAAAUACAGUAUAAAACGUGAAUAACAAUAAAUUCAGAAUUCAAAAAUCAAAAAUCAAUUUAGGGGGAGUCUCAUACCUCUUCAAGUAGUUGUGGCUCCUCCCAAAGAAUCCUGGGAACUGUAGCUUAUCAAGGGUGCUGAGAGUUGUUAGGAGGCUCCCUGUUCCCCCUGUACAGGUGCAGUUUCCAGAGUCCCCUGGGAAGAGGGAUUAAUUGUUAAAGCACUCCGGAAUUUGUAGCCUUGUGAGGGGAAUGGGGACUCCUAACAUCUCUUAGCUCUUUUAACAAACUACAGUUCCCAGGAUUUGGGGGAUGCCAUGGCUGUUUAAAGUGGUAUGCCCCUGUUUUAAAUGUAUAGUUCAGAUGGAGCCCUAGCGGAAUAUGCUUUACUCAGCCUUGAAGUCUUUACUAGAGCCUGGAUAGCUCAUUUGUUUAGAGCAUGGUGCUGAUAAUGCCAAGGUUGCAGUUUCGAUCCCAAUAUGGGACAGCUGAAUAUUUCUGCAUUGCUGGGGUUGGACUAGAUGAUCCUCAGGGUUCCUUUUAACUUUACACUUCUAUGUUCCCAUGGUUCUAUUGAGAGUUCUGAUCAGUCUUUGCUGGCCUAGCACAAGGCACCUUCCGCCUGUUGUGGGAUUUCAACUUUCCUUCCAACUGGGUGAGAUACUCUUUAGGGUUUGUUGCUGGGAUCAAGACUUAGUUUGGAGGAUGUGUUAUCAUUGCUGUUAUCUGGCUUGCUAAAAGACCACCUGGGCGGAGGACAGGUGAGGCCUGAUCCACUCAUUCUACUCCUUUUAAAAAUAGUUGCUGACCAGGCAGUGCCCAUCAAGGCAGUUUUGUAACCCUGGCAGUGGUUACCAAGGUUGUUAUCAAGAUUUUGCUUUGGUCUUAUCAACCCAGCAAAAUCAGGGAUUGGAAGUGUCAAGAAAGCGUGUCCCUGGGAGAUCUCCGGUGCGGUUGGGUGGUUGAAUUGGUGAUGUUGAUCAGGGCAUUUUGUGCCUCUAAAGACUUAUGGGGAGCGCUGGGAGGAUUUCAGUUGCUUUUAACUUUUUGUUUCUCACUGCCUCCUCAUCUUUCAAAAUCUAUGUGUGGGUAACUUGGGAAACUGGUGCUUUCCCAAGGCCUGGCUGCCUUUCUUAAUUACUGGCUUCUUGGUUCCUUGGAAGUGCACUUUGGCAAACUGUCACAUAGCUGCAAUAAACACUUUUUCUGUCUUCAUAGGAAUCGAGCCAGUCACGCUGGAGAGAAUUCAGCUCUCGGCACUGGAUGCUGAAGAGAAGACCUCGUACAAUCACGUGCUCGCUGAGAGACUCAUCAGGAUAAUGAACUAUGCCGCUCAGCCAGGUAGAGGGUUUUUGUCUCAACUGCUGCUCUUUUACUUGCGUUAAAAAUGGUUGAGAACGGCAAGGGGCAAUAUAAAAUAUUUAAAUAAUUGAAGUAAACACCUGUUGUUGUUGUUGUUGUUGUUGUUGUUAAUAAUAAUAAUGACAACAACAACAUUAUUUGGCUAAAAGAGGCUCUCGGAGCUGCUCAUAAAUAUCUGUGACAGUCCCAACCAUCAGGUUCAUGGUCUUAGGAGAUACAGUCAAACCUCGGUUAAUCUGCUCCAGAAGCCCGUUUGGCUUCCAAAAGUUCAACAACCGAGGCGCGGCUUCCAGUUGGUUGUAUGGGGCUUCCUGCACCCUAGCGGAAGCCGCGUCAGACAUUUGGCUUCCGAAAAACAUUCAAAAAACGGAGCAUUUACUUCCAGGUUUUUGGUAUUUCAGGAGCCGAAGCGUUCCAAAACGGGGCCGUUCGAGAACCUAGGUUUGACUGUACAGUGGAACCUCGGUUUUCAAGCAUCUCAGAAGCCAAACAAUUCGGAACCUGAACGCUGAAAACCCAGAAGUAAUUGCUUCCGUUUUCAAAUGUGCCUCAGAAGUCAAACAGCUUCAGAGGCACGGUUUUUGUCCCCCCCCCCCCCGUUGACUUUGCAGCCAGCCCUUUGAUCCUUGGUUUUCGAAUGUUUUGGAAGUCGAACAGUCUUCUGGAACAGAUUAUGUUCGAAAACCAAGGUUCCACUGUACAACAGGGGGGAAAAAGAGAUGAGGGGGGAGAAUGCGGAGGCGGAGUUAAAAGCUCUUAGUUGUAAUGGUCUCAGUGAAUCGUUCUGUUAAUCUCUAGAGAGCGCGGCUGCUUUGGCCAAAUUGUGGGUUUGGGUUUUGUUUGGACUAAGCUGGAUAGGCUUCCACACUACUGUAGAAGAGAAACAACAGUUCUUCCCCAGUUCUUUCCCAUGCUCCAGUGUUUGUUUGAGUGCAAGAAGUGUUUUGCAUUUUGUACUUAAAACAUGCCACAGUGCUGAGAUACUUGAAUUUGACUAGUGGUGCUAAAGCGCUGGCCCGUAAAGCUGAGACGUCAGCAACUUGAUCUCAACAAUCUCUAACUUUUUCCUGCCCUCCCCCCCCCCCCGCCCAACAUACAGAUGGGAAAAUUCGCCUGGCUACAUUGGAACUUGGCUGCUUGCUACUGAAGCAGCUGGUGAUGUCCAAACAUGGUAGAAUUAUAAAGGAUGUUCACCUUGCCUGUUUGGAGGUGAGUGUUUGCGGGGUUUGGACACCUUUUUCCUCUUAACUGCUGGUAUGUAAGUGUCAAAAUUUCUCUGAUUGCUAACAGUCCAUCUUUACGAGUAGAACCCUGUCAAGGCAGCACGCAUAGUAAAAAGAUGAAAUGAAAUUUCCAGAAUACGUUCAUUUUUAAAAAAAUCUAAGACUUUUUUUUUUGCUAGCUGUUCUCUAAACCAGUGUCUGAUUGGGCUGGAAUCCAUGCCUUAGUACAAGCAGAACUGAGAGCAAAGAGUUAGGAGUCGAAGAAACUGCUACAGCUCUGUCACCAGGGUGUGCCGAAUCUCACUGCUUUGUUCCACAUCAUUCCAUUGGUCUUUCUGGUCUCAUCAUGGUCUUGGGAAGGGAAGGGGUAAUUUCCCAGUCCUGGGAAAAUUUAAUCAGUGAUGCUAGGGAUUGAGCCUGGGACUUACUUAUUUUAUUGUAUUUAUUAGAUUUCUAUACCGCCCUUCAUCACAAGUUCUCAGGGCUGUUCACAAGAUAAAAAUACAGGGCAAAAGCACAAAUAAAGAGUUAAAAUGAAAACGACACAAUGUAUGAACAGCAAUAUGUGGGCUGUCACUGGGUUACAGUUGCUAUUGGUACAUGUUAGCACCUCCUUCUUAAUACGGGCAACCCCCCUGUUUACACAUGUCCAACUGUGUGCAACUGUGUGUACGCACAUCGCACCGAACUCAGAAAUGUAAAUGUCACUGAAAUGUUGCUAAAAGGGCAGAACGGGGUAUUUGCAGGCUUUUUUGAUAUGUUUCAAUUACCGUAUUUUUCGCCCUAUAGGACGCACUUUUUCCCCUCCAAAAAUGAAGGGGAAAUGUGUGUGCGUCCUAUGGGGUGAAUGCAGGCUUUCGCUGAAGCCUGGAGAGCGAGAGGGGUCAGUGCGCACCGACCCCUCUCGCUCUCCAGGCUUCAGGAAGCUAUCCGCAAGCCUUGGGAGCCCGUGGGAGUUCCCGCCGGGCUCUCUAGGCUUGCGGAAAGCAGCCUGCAUCCCGAAGCCUGGGGCGCGCUGAGCAGCCCCCCCCCAAAAAAAAACUAGGUGCGCCCUAUAGGGCGAAAAAUACGGUACAUGCAAUUUCACUGAUGCAUGUGGUGCCUUGGAACGUAACCCCCACGUAAAGGUUGGGGGCUGAACACGUUAGAACCUUUCUGAAGCAGUCUGGAUUCUGCCCAUCUCAUCAGGUAGGGGUAGCUGACAUGGCGCCCUCCAUAUCUUGUUGGACUCCAACUCUCGUCAUCCCGAUCAUUGGCUGCACCGCCUAGGGCUGAUGGGAAUCCCGCCCCCACCAAGUUUGCCACCCCUGCACUGGAGAGUGCCGUGAGAUGUCCUUCUCUUUCUUUUAACUGGCUUUCCAGGGGGGAAGCAAUGGUAUUGGGGAAAGACAUUUGCUGCUUUUAAAGCCUUAUUGAAAGCUGCCCGCCACAAAGUAGAACUGAGCUGUAUCCUUUUCUUUCUAGGGCGCGAGAGAAGAAAGCGUUCACUUGGUGCGGCGUUUUUAUAAGGUACAAUAUUCUCAUGCUUUCUAUGUUUCCCUAACCUCUGAAUACAGGGGAAGAUAGAGGGAGCAGGGAACCUUUUAAAGUACAUGGUUGCCUUUUCGUAGCUUAAUAAGACUAGAACCUAAGACAUCACUUACUGGACAGGAAUUACAUGGUGCUUUCACCAGACUCUGGUAAAGCCAACAUGGUGGACUCCUCUAGAAAAUGUUGGACUACAACUCCCAUCAUUACUGGCUAUCGGCCAUGUUGCCUGGUGCUAAUGGGAGCUGUAGUUCAUCAGGGCCUACAGAGCACCAUGAUAGUUAUCCCAAUCUAGACCAAGGGUGGGCAAUUCUGAGGGCCAAUGAGCCACGUAUAGUCAACAACACCAUCUCUGUAGCCUUUGAAGUCACCUCAUGCUAGCAGGUUUCUACCAUAAACUAUACUGGUUUAUGAGCACAAAACGGAAGUGCUGCCGCUGCCUUCAGCUAAGUUUUUCUGGCCCCUGAGACCCUACCUAUUUUGGUGGCGGCGGCCAGUGACUGGGGUCCUUUUGCCGCUGCCGCUGCUGCUGCCUUGUAUGUGAGUCGACCCUUAGCUGACUUCCUAUUUAAAGGUCUGGAAGUUUAUAAACAGGAAGAUCAGCAGAAACGGCCUCUUUGCCAGGCACUCAAGCCGUUUUGUGGCGAUGACCCAUUUCCAAAGCUGUUUUGUUUAAUUGAGGCCAGGUGCCAUGUUUUUCCACAUGAGGCAAAUCAAGCAAGGCACCCACCAGGCGUUUAGGAAUCGCAGCCUUGACAGGGGGAGAUAAAGAGCUGGCAGCUUAUCCAGAUAAAGGGAAGCUGUAGCUCUUUUCAUUCCUAGUUUGGUCAAAAGUGGUCCUUGAAGAAUGUGGGUAAGGUGGGAAGUUUUAAGACCAUCAUAUAAUGAGAAGCAGAGGGAAUGUUUAUGGAGGGGCAAAUGCAUUCCUCUUGUUUCCUUUUACAGGGUGAAGAAAUUUUUCUGGAUAUGUUUGAAGAUGAAUACAGAAGCAUGACUGUAAGUAAUUCAUGAGAUGGCCAUGUGGAUGGAGAGGGGCAAAAGGGAAUGUUAACAUGUCUGAUCUUAGAGUACCACACUUUAAAAUAAUAAUAAUCUGGAGGCUAAACAAUAAUUGUGUGCACACAUGUGUAGAAAUGUUAAAAUACUCAGAACUCAUAGAUUUAUAAUGUGUGAAGUUAUCAAAAUUCCACAGCAUUUGCUUAUCAUACAUAACAACGUCUUAGACAAGGCAUGGAAUAUCAGCACAGUGGUAAAUAUGGCAAAUUAUCAUUUGGUCUGACCUAACAGGCUUUACAAGAUGGAAAAGUUCCAUGUACACAAUUUUUUGUUGUCUGACGUAGUAUAGUUAGCUAGUUUUUAACUAUUAUUAUUUUAAUAGUUAGCUACUUUUUAACUAUUAUUAUUUUAACAACCUUUCCGCAGGAAGAGGGUGGGGAAAUAGUAUUAAAGGUACAGUUGAUUUUAAGGUUGCGCUUGGGUUUAUGUCACAUGUUAAGUGUGAAAUUCCUUUCCCAGCUUAAGCCCAUGAAUGUCGAGUACUUGAUGAUGGAUGCCUCCAUUCUGCUGCCGCCAACAGGAACCCCUCUCACUGGGAUUGACUUUGUGAAGAGGCUGCCCUGCGGAGAUGUGGAAAGAACGCGGAGGGUGAGGUUUUUUUAAUUCAGCACAUUUUUAUCCCCCUUUCCCUCCCUCAAAUGUGCUCAGAGGUGUGGGUGUGUGAAGAAGCCUUCCCCAAUCUGGUGUCCUUCAGGUGGCUGGGGCUGCAGUUCCCAUCAGCCCAGGUAACUACUGUUUCGUAGAAUUCUUCAGUGUGGUGGGUGGAUAUAUAAUUGCUUCAAAAACCCAUCUUAUUUCGAAUGAAUAUAUGUAAAUGAAAAUAUCAAAUGCUGUGGAACAGUGCUCAUGUAAUAAUGAAGAAUUCUACGAAAGAGUAGUCAAUAUCCGGAAUCACUGUUCAGUGUUGGACAUCAUAUUGGCUGAAUACACAAAGCUUCACAGCUUGCCUUUCAUCGUACAAAGUCUGGUACCUCGCUUCAUUUAAAGAUUUUCAGAGACUUUUAGACUAAAGAUUUCAUUUUGGACUUGUUAUGGUUUGAAGGAAUUCUAUAAAAGAUUGUCUAUUGAAUAGGUACAUGGUCAUCGUGUUGCCUAGACAUUGCUGACGUUCUCUUUGCAACACAGGGGUUUGUUUGUCACCUCUGCUUUCCAGCCUAUCCUCUUAAGAGCUGGCAUAGGGCAGAAAGGACUGUGGCUGCACUGCCCUUGGCAUCCUUUCUUCCUGUAGAAGCUGCCAUGGGGACAGGAUCAAGGCAGCAAGCCUGUGUUCUCUUUCCCCCAGUAGUUUCGUUGUGUUUUUUGCAAGGCUUGGCUGGGAAAGAGCUAAGAGAGUGUUGGUAGCAUUAGUCGCUGCCAUGCCAUGGAGUCCUGUUGAUUAACCAGAAGGGAGAAAAGAAAGCCACACUUCUUACUCUCCUAGAAAGCCCCACAUUUGCUACAAAAUUUGGGAGCAACACAUCCAGCUGUUCUGACAUGGGUGUGUGUUGGGGUUGAUGAUUGCUGGCAUUUGACUUCUUGGUGCAAUCAGGCCCUAGAUAAACAAUAAGCCAGAGAGUUACAGAGGUGUCCUCACCACCACCUAGAGAUCUUUAGAGAGGUCCCAUGUUGCUCUUUGCACAACAGACAGGUUAAGCACACCAUUUACAUUUUCCAGUUGCUUCUUGACACCUCUCUGAUAACAUCCCCAGAAGUGAAGGGAGGAUCUGGAGAUGCUCUGAAAAAGAAAACUCUUCUGUUUGUCCUAGUAGGGUUUGUUUGUUUGUUUCUUAAGGUGUUUGCUAGAUCAGCAAACCAUGUUCUUCUGACUGUGAGGCUCCUGGUGAGCUGAACAACCUGUACUCAAAUAACCUUCCGUUUGGAGCUCUAGCUAGGAAAUUGAUUUGUUUCAUUUUCUGCAGAAAACACAAUACCACAUAGAUGUGCUUGCUUCCGUUGUAUUGAUGGCACACUCCAGUUUAGGCCGCUUUCAUCCUUUCAGCGUACAUAGAAUUGCUGUAUCUUCAGGGAGGAAGAAAUGAAUUAGCGACAACAUCUUUUUUUUCUUUUUGGUCUUGAGAACUUUCUUGGAAAUACCAGCAAUCAAGACGGCCUUUCUAAGCUCUUCUGUUUAUUCUGCCUUGUCACUUCGAGACACAGGAUGUAUCUCUUAUCUAGUUUGCUUGCACUUCUUGGAAAGCCAGGGACCCUUAUUCCUAGAACAGAACUUUGAUUCCUUUUGAGGCACUUCUGAUUAGCUAGCAGAGUUGUUUUCUGAAGUUCAGAAACACUUUUUUUCUUCUUCUGUGUGAGCCUUGGGCCAAUCCAUCCUGAUUUCCAAAGCUAAUGCGCUUAUCUUUUAAAGCAGGCAAAGCUAGACCAGCUGUUUGAAGCUUUCUCCUUUAACCUGUCAUCUCUCUGCUGAAACAAGUGGUGGUGGUUGCCUUCCUCUUCAUGCCCAAAAUUUGUGCUUAAAAACAAAGGUUGCAUUCCAAGGAUUCAUUUCUUUUUUUAAAAAAAAUAUUAUUAUUAUUGCAUUUUGUCUAUAGAAAGCCACAAACCACUUCCUUCUUGUAGAGCCCUUUAGGGCUUAUUGCUUUGACUGACACAGGCGAAUGCUCCAGUUGCCCCCUUUCCUAAGUAAAAAUGAGCCUGGCUGAGGUUAUUCAGGCUCAAUUUAUGAUGCGAGGCUUUCACCAGAAGGUUCUCGGAAACUAGAAUUGGUUUCAGAGGCAACCGCCAGGCCUGUUAGCUGCAGAAAAAACAAGGUUCAAUUAAAGAAAACAAACAAACAGGUUCACUGGCUGCCAAUGAAUUUCCAGAUACUGCCAAUGAAUUUCUAGAUACUGCUGUUGAUUUUCAGAGCCCUAUAUAUUAUCUGGAUACAGAAAGCAUAAAAAAACUACACUCUCCUGCAAAAAAUAGGAAACCUACUCAUAGUUAAAGAUAUUCCCUGGAGUCCCUGUAGCAGGUCCCUUCAGCAGACCCUUCAAGUAAACCUCCUUUUUGGCCAGAUGAAAUCACCAUUGGGUGAUUAUUUGCCUCCUCCUCUUCCACUGCUAGGGCUGCUAAAAAGAAAUAUUUAUUUCCAGUACAACAAAGCCAGGGUAAGGAGUGAUUCUCCAUUCUCCAUUAGCCUUCACCUGGCAGGGCCUUGUCUAAGAUGGGAUAGCAGCAGUGCCCCAUGAUUCCAUGAUUCUUGUAAAUGUUAGAGGAGGGGGGAAAACUAGGACGGAUGGUGGUCAGGAAUCCCAUUGCUCCCCAUAGGUUGUACAGUGGCAUUAAGAUCUGUGUGCUAUCAGCAAGCCCCACUUGCCUAGGGAACAACUGGAAGCUCUUUGCCUCUCACAUGUAUGAUGUCGUAUGAUGUCAGGUGUGGGGCAGGGGGACUUGGUAUGGGGGAAAUGUCCUCAGUGGCCAAAUUGCCUACAGGCCAGAGGUCCCUACCCUAAUCUAAGGCAGGUUUAGGUUUAUUAUUAUUAUUAUUAUUACUAUUAUUACCUUUAAAAAGAAAGAAUCAGCUUUUUUCACUUGUGUUUUCAGGCAAUCAGAGUCUUCUUCAUGAUGCGGUCCCUGUCGCUGCACCUCCAGGAUGAGCCAGAGACUCAGCUGCCGUUGACGAGGGAGGAGGACUUAAUUAAAACUGACGACGUCCUAGACUUGAGUGAGUAAACAGUGGCACUUGGAAUGAGGCCAAAAGUGCAUUCUCCAAAGAAAGCCAUUCAAAACCUCAGGGGGAGAAAAAUAAGGAUUAACAAGACAGUGCUGAACUGGAAUGCCUAGCUUCUCGGUCCUGUUGGGGUUUGCUAAACCCCUCUUUUUCUUACUCAAAAAGGGAGAGAGGAGUUUUUGCAAGAAUAACUUGAGUUCCCUGCUCUUCCAAAGACUGGGCCUUUGCAAAGCUGCCCACAAUGCAUAAUAAGAUCCCUAUGGUUUUCCUUUGUCCCGAAGAAUGUUAGGAGCCUCCUAGUUGAAGCGGUCGAGCUUAGAAGAGACUUGCAAUUUUUUUUUUGGAGUGGGAACAAGUAAAGAAUGUUGGGAGAUCUCCACACCUCUUGGCUCUUCCACUCCUAGUCUCCACCCAACUCCCAAGAGCUUCUGGAGGUGACCACGUUGUUGAAGUCUGCCAUAUUAUCAUCCUGGCUGCCUAAGUUGGGUUCAGUGGUGAUGCAAAUGGCGAAGCAGUUCUUAAAGUGAGGGGUAUCUGAGCUAGGAGAAGAGGGCUGGUUUCCCCUCACAAAUGGGCAAGUAGGGGCAUUUUUUAUUUGUGAGGGUCUUUAUCUUUGUUUUUGACGGGAGGGUUAAAAAAACCUGUUGCCAAAGUAACACUAACUGGAAGUCAUGAAUACCCAAAAUAGCCAUACGACAUUCUGGUAAUGCCCCGCUCUUUUGUUAUGAAAAUAAAUUGCGUUUGCUGGGAAAUCUAGAGUCCUUGUUUCCAUCUUGGCACAUGCAAUACAUAUUAAUAGAAAAUGUCAGUCAUAUUUGGUAUUUCAAAGAAUUAAUCUUACUGUAAUGGCUGUUCUAGGCAGUUGAGCCUUAAGUCAAUUCCUCUGGCCCUCCCUCGGCCAGCGACAUUGAACAAGCCCAGCUGCUCCAGCUCACUUGAAUAAAACAGCGAUGUAGUUGUGAGAGAUCUCAGUUCCACCCGCCCCACUGCACAGGCUUCUGGAAGAGGCAUUGGUACUCCCAAUCAAAAUAUCAGGAUCUGUAGCCACAGUGAGCAUGUGCUAUUCCGAGAUCAAAGUCUGCUGAAAGCUAAAUUCCAUGGUUGAUGUUACUCGCACUUGGAAGCCGACCCAUUGAAAUUAAUGGAUCUAGAUAACAUUGUAGGGUAGAUAACUUGAGACCGGAUUACCUAAGGGGCCAGCUUGCCCCUUAUAUCCCCGCUUGGCAACUGCACAGCUCAGAUGGGGCACUGCUGAGAGUACUGCAUGUCCCAGAGGUGGGCUUAGUCUGUACUAGAAAUUGGUCUCUUGGUGCUGCGGCUCCAGUCCUCUGGAAUUGGUUACCAACUGGAAUUAAACAGGUGCCCAGCAUUGUGAUGUUUGGAUGCCUACUGAAGACUGUUUCACGUUUUUCCUGAGACGUGACCUAGUCAUAUAUGAAAUACUAAGUGUAAAUCCACGGGAAUGGUUUCCUUGUUUUAAGAAUUUGUAUUCUUUGUAUUUUAUUUUUGCUGUACAUCGCUUUGGUGUCCUUUGACUUGUCAAGCAGUUCAUAAAUUUGUAAUAUAAAUAAAUGUCAGUCCACUGAUUUCAGAGGGCCUGCUCUUGAGUAUGACUUUUAUCACCCCAUGCCAAGAAUCGCUAGGAAAGGAAUAGAAAGUAAAUGAAACAGCCAAUGUUUUAGUUCCCAUAUAUAACACUAUGUUGCAGCUACCUUUUUAAAUACUGUGUACGAUUCUUGACACUGUCUCAAAAAUGGCACCCUAGAAUUUUUUUUAAAAAGAUAUUUGAAAUUAUCUCAGGUGGUUGGCGUACUUUCCCGGUGAGGAAAAGGGAACAUGUUUAGAAAAAGUGGACAGAGAAAAGUUUUUAUCCUCUCUCAGAACACUAGAACUCAUGAACAUGCAGUGAAGCUGAAUGAUGGAAGAUUUAGGACAGAUGAAGAAAGUCCUUCACGCAGCACAUAGUUAAGCUGUGGCACUCACUCUCACAGGAGACAGUGAUGGCCACCAAGUUGGAUGGCUUUAAAAGAGGAUUAGAAAAAUUCAUGGAAGAGAGGACUAUCAGUGGCUUCUACCCACGAUGGCUCUGCUCUGCCUCAACAGUAAAAAGUUAAAGGGACCCCUGACCACUAGGUCCAGUCGUGACCGACUCUGGGGUUGCGGUGCUCAUCUCGCUUUAUUGGCCAAGGGAGCCGGCGUACACCUUCCGGGUCAUGUAGCCAGCAUGACUGAGCCGCUUCUGGCGAACCAGAGCAGUGCACAGAAACGCCGUUUACCUUCCCGCCGGAGCGGUACCUAUUUAUCUACUUGCACUUUGACGUGCUUUCGAACUGCUAGGUUGGCAGGAGCAGGGACCGAGCAAUGGGAGCUCACCCCAUCGUGGGGAUUCGAACCACCAACCUUCUGAUCAGCAAGUCCUAGGCUCUGUGGUUUAACCCACAGCGCCACCCGCGUCCCACCUCUACAGUGGGAGGUAGUAAAGCUUCUGAAUGCCAGGUGAGAGAGCUCUUGUGCUCCACUCCUGCUUGCAGGAUAUUUAUAGAAUUUUGCAUGGUGGAAAUGAAGGAUAAAGAAAGAAUUUUCUCCCCUCCCUCUCUCAUAAUUCUAGAACGUAGGUUCCUCCAUUUAAAUGGACUGGCAGUAGAUUUAGGAGAGAGGAAAGCACUUCUUCACCCAACACAGGACGGAUUCGUGGAAUUUGCUACCACAAGACGUGGAAAUGGGCAUGAGUUUCUGCUACAAAGGGAGCGCUGAAAUGUCUUGGAGUCAACACUUUGUUUUGCGAUGUGCUGACAACAUCUGUGCACAUCUGUUAGCACAAGACGUGGAGCAUGACUGUGAAAUUGCUGUUUGGAGAAUAGGCAACGCAUUGCCAAUUAGAUGUUAUUUAGGGAAAUGUCAAGGCUGAAUUGACACCAUUUCUUAUGGUCCUAGGAAUUGUGUGCAUUUGAGUUUUUAGCCUUGGUUCUGUCAGGAAAUGAACUCCCUGUGCAGAAUUUAAGUAAGCAGCUUGUAAGCUAACGGGAAAUGUGAUUAUAAUCUAUCUGUCGGGUAUUUUAUAUGGGUGUUCUUAAAGCAAAUCAAAUUGCAAUAUUCUUUUUUGGCUUUCAAAUGUAAUGGUGUCGUCGUUUCCUGCAUAUUGAUUGUUUGAUUGGUACCUGCCUCCCCCUGCUUCAUUGAUGCAGUUUAAUGUAUAUUCCUGUAACCUUCCUCUGUUUUUAUAGAACAAUCACAAUUGAGCUAUGAGGCAUUAAAGUGCAUUUCGCAGUUCAGUUUUCCAAUGUCUCUUGUCUAAACGCACACAGUUCCCCAGCCCCCUGAUAUUUUUGCCAUUGCAAAGAUUAAAUAUCAGAUUGGUCACUUUUCCUGGAAAUUCACAUUAUUUAUAGUCUGUGGAGACUAGCCAUUUUCCCCCACAGAGAUUUUGCUGUAGGUUUAGAUAAUGGGGUGGGGGGAGAGAGAUGCUUUCAUUGGUCUAGCCCGGACUUUACAACACUUUACAUUACUUGGGGACCAGUUGGAGAUGGAGGUUUUUCUGUGGCACCUCCUACUUGUGAGCUUGCAUCCCCACCCAAAAGGCUGCUCCUAUACAUGCAGAGCAUGUUUACGGUUGCUUGGAGCACCAGAUGUCCCUUAACGAGGAACAAAAAACUAUGUAGUUUGGCCGGCUUACCCCUCCUUUCCAAGGAAAUGGGUGUACACUUAGCUUGGUUGUAUUGCAGAAGCACAAACACAUUAUUUCAGUCAGUAUGUAAUGCACCUCUCCUUAAUAGGAAGGGGACGCAUCAGGACAUUUUGGACUUUUCAGUUAAGAACAAAAGGCAAGUAAGAGGAGACGUGAUCGAGAUAUAUAAAAAUAUGCAUGUUGUGCAGAAACCGGACAGAGAAAAGCCUUUCUCCCUCCCUCACGGUACUAGAAUUUGUGGACAUCCAGGGAAGGUGAACGUUGGAAGAUUCGGGGCAGACAAAAGAAACUGCUUCUUUGCAAAACACGAGUUAAACUGUGGACUUUGUUUCCACAAGUGGUAGUGCUGGCCCUCAAGGUGGAUGGUUUUUAAAAGAGAACUAGACAAAGUAAUGGAGGGCAAGGAUCUCAGUGGCUGCUAGCCGCGAUGGCUAGACUCUACCUCAACCGUCAGAGGCAGCUAGACUCUGAAUACCAGUGACUGGAAAUCACAGCAGGGGAGAGUGCUGUUGUGCUCAGGUUGCACUUGCUUCCAGGACAGCUAGGGCUGCUGUGUGUGGGUCUCUGCGUGGGGCCUUAACACACAAGGGAUUUAUUCCCAGAAAAGCAUCAUUGCAGCCAUCCACAACCUAUUGUCCACCAAAUAUUGUUGGAUUCCAACGCCUAUCAUCCCUAGCAUGGCAAACUGUCAAGGGAUUAUGGGAGUAAUAACAAUAAUAAUAUAUUCAUAUCCUGCCCAUCUGGCUGGGUUUUCCCAACCACUCUGGGCGGCCCCCAACAGAAUAUUAAAAAUAUGAUAAAACAUCAAACAUUUUAAAAGUCCCUAUACAGGGCUGCCUUCAGAUGUCUUACAAAAGUCAGAUACUGUAGUUGUUGAUUUCCUUGACAUCUAAUGGGAGCAUGUUCCAUAGGGUGGGCGCCACUACCGAGAAGGCCCUCUGCCUGGUUCCCUGUAACUUCGCUUCUCGCAGUGAGGGACUGCCAGAAGGCCCUCGGCACUGGACCUCAGUGUUGUGGUCCAGAGACAUCUGGAGGGCACCAGGUUGGAGAAGGCUGUAUUGAACAAUGUAGCAAGAAAAAAUGCGUGCAGUAGAUUGGUGUAGAUGUCAACAAAACUAGUUGAGAAUAUGAAAGCACUACAAUCAAAGGUACCUCUUGAGAAUAUUGUUUUCUAGGAAAGUAACCAAUUGCCUCUGAUGAUGCUUCCUCUCCCCUCCCCUCCUUUUUCCAUUUCAGAUAACAGUGAUUUAAUUGCCUGCACUGUGAUCACAAAAGAUGGCGGUCAAGUCCAGAGGUUUCUGGCAGUGGAUAUUUACCAAAUGAGUUUGGUGGAGCCGGACGUUGCCCGCUUAGGCUGGGGAGUGGUGAAGUUUGCAGGUCUUCUCCAGGUGAGUGUAAAAGAUGGUAAGGUUUAAAGCAGCAAGUAUCAUGAAUCAAACCUUGUGCUCUAGGGGGAUGAGGCAUCAAAACAAGGUGCAUCCUUGGUCACCAGUGGUGAACAAAGAUUGCCUUAAGGCAGUGAGGCACAAGCCUUACUCCCAAGUUGAGCAAAACCACUCUGCCUUGCUGUGUUUCUCCUGCAAGUGGAGGGGUUUGGGGCAGACACAGGACCUUCUGAAUUGUUUGCGUGGCAUUCACUGAGUGGUAGAGCAUCUACUUUGCAUGCCGAAUGCCCCAGGAAGGGCUAUGAAAGACCCCUGCCUAUAUCCCAUAAAAGCCUUUGCCAGACCAGUGUAUACAAUACUGUUCUUGAUGGACCCAAUGGUCUGGCUCAGCUUCCUGGGGUAAUAGGCAGAUUACUUAAUUGAGGCUUGUCCCAGCAAAAUGUAUUUAUAAUAUUAAUAAUAAUUUAUUAUUUAUACCCCGCCCAUCUGGCUGGGUUUCCCCAGCCACUCUGGGCAGCUUCCAACAAAGUAUUAAAACACAGUAGUCUGUUAAACAUUAAAUACAGUGGACUUUAUGUCUUACCUUGUGUGUCGCAGAACAUGUGAUUUAAAUACUACUACUAGGGAUACAUUUUCAGAACAGGGUUCUGUGAGAAAGCAUUUCUGCAAUGUACGGAAGUUCCUUUCUGCCACACUUCCCUCCCUGUCAGAGUAAUAUUCAUUGCCUUUGCUGCCUUGGCUACCUUAACGGAAAACUCUUCGUUCCACAUAAGUUCAUUAGUAACAAUGAAUGCCACAAAUGCGAUAUCAGGCAUACUUAACCAUUUCAAAGCUUUGUUUACUAAACACAUGUAAAAUGAAUGUGCCAAAUUAGAUCACUCUCCACGGCAUUAGAAAAAAAUUUCCAGUGCAAACUGGACAUUUUCAGGUGCAAAUUGGCCCGAUUUGCAUAGGGAUUUUUUUUCCAGGAAACCCACUGCACUGCAUGCACUGCUUGACACCAGUUCUGACCCAUGCAAAAGCUGCCUCCCCCCCCCCCCCGUGGGGUCAGCUGUGAGUAAUGAUCUGGAGACAGCACAGAUUCUGAGGAGAGUUACCUAUAAGACUGUACAGCAAUGCUAGGAGGCUUCAUGGAAACACCAUCUGGUGCAGACGUUGCUGGACUCCAACUCCCAUCAGCCUAGGUCAGCAUGGCCAGUGCUCAUGGACAAUGGGAUUUGUCGUAUAACAACAGGGUCAAAUGUUCCCCAUCCCUCGUUUAGCGGAUCCCAAAGAAGCUGGCGGAUCCAUCUCUCACAGCUCAGUCAGCUGGACUUUGAGGAGUGGUUCCCACUCAGAAAAUUCCUCUUAAUCCUAGGCAUACUCAGCUGGGAGUUAGACUGACACAGCUAAAACAGGUCGAGUCAGGACUCAUUUCAUAUGAGGCUUGGCUGGAACCUCAGUCUCUGUGCUGGUUGCAUCUGCGCCUGUGUUUUGGCAAGGAAUCUCCUCGUCCUCAAUGCCCCUUCCUUUUGAGAACCUGAAAUGUGAAGCAGCCUGAGCCACACCACUCAGUCUGUCUAGCCCGUCUACAUUGAAAGAUGCUGCUAGACAAAGGACUUGCAGGAGGGGGGUCUUACCCAGCCCUGCUAUGGGAAAUGCUGGUAAAUGGGACCCUGACCCCCUCCUACAUUGAACAUUUUGAGCUCUGCCAUUGAGCUGUAGUAGAGCCCAUCCAGUUCUCUCAUACCUUCCUAGGCUCCAACUUUAUCCUUGGGUGAGCAUGGUGCUGUGGCAAGAAACUGGGUCUUAAUUCUAUCUCUGCCAUAAACAUUCUUCUCUACUUUCCCACCUCCACCCCAGGAUAUGCAGGUGACCGGAGUUGAAGACGACAGCCGUGCCCUGAAUAUCAUCAUUCACAAGCCAGCCUCCAGCCCCCAUUCCAAGCCCUUCCCCAUCCUUCAGGCCACCUUCAUCUUUUCGGAUCACAUCCGUUGCAUCAUUGCGAAGCAGCGCUUGGCAAAGGGCCGCAUCCAGGCUCGGCGUAUGAAAAUGCAAAGAAUAGCAGGUAACUCUCGCUCUCCGGAUAAACGUACCGUGUUUCCUUGCCGCUUGUAAAGUUGCAUUGCUUUACACUGGGGAAAGGGAACCUCGGGACCGGGGCCAAAUGCAGCCCAUCAGGCCUCUCUUCCUGGCCCUUGGGACUCUCCCUAGGUUACACCUCUCGCCAGCCCUUCUUUGCACCCUUAUUGGGUGUGUGUGGUGCCUGGCUGGAAUACGUCAUUGAACUCUGAUUAUGUUGCUUUGCUCCCUGGACGGAGGGGGAUAGAAAGGGUUGGGUGAGUAGAGACCUGUCUCCUUGUAGGAAAGUAAAAUUUACAUUCAUUGUUCCGCCUGCUUUUGCUUCUGGCCUUGCCCACCACUGGCAUGUGGACUCUGAAAGGUUGCACAGAAGAGAAUGCUUUUGUGGGGAUGAAAAAGGCCCCUUAUCCCUGAUUUCCGGCUUGGUAACUGAAAGCAAAGCUGCGGGAGGCACUGGAAGACAGGAGUGCCUGGCGUGCUCUGGUCCAUGGGGUCACGAAGAGUCGGACACAACUAAAAAAACAACAACAAUUGAAAGCAAAACAAGCAUUGUAUAGAAAAGGAGAACAAUGUUGCGUACAUGGUAAAAGUCUAUACCUGUAACAUCCAUAGUAGUGCUCUUUUCAUACCCGCAAGCUUAAGUUAUUUACUCACAUGCUGUUGCACAACUACAUUCACUUUAGUGGGAUUUGCAUAAGAGGACUGCCCAGUGAACUUUGAACCUGCUCCCCGCUUGCUGUGCUGCCCUUAACAGCCCCCAAAUCUGCUGCCCGGCAUUCAAAAAAUAAAAGUAAAAACAGCAUGUACCAUCAUUCUACAUGUCCAUUAAUUUCAAUGGGCCUACUCUGAGUAGGACUAGCAUGGGAUACAUGCUAGCAUUGGUUGCAGCGUUAACAUCAUUAGUUUUGUAAACUUCCAAAAACGCUCAGCAUUGAUUCCCCAGUACCAAAAGACACUGCAAAAUUGUCAUCUUCCUCAUAAUCAAAAGUUGGCUUUUCCCAAAAAUUUGUUCCCUCCCAAUUAUGUACUGUUUUGUUUGUUCUUGGCAACUGUCUUGUAGCAAAUGCAAGGGUGAUGCGGGAAGCCUGUGUCCCUCCAGAUGUAUUUUUUGGCUGGCUCCAAUUCCCGUCAGCUCAGGCCAGCCUGGCUGGUGGUCAGGGAUGAGCAGUGCUGUAGCCCAUCCACACCUGCAGGACACCACAUUCCCCAUCCCAGAUCGGAGUGAAUUCUUCCCAUCAAGUGUGAUAAUAUCAAAACUCCCAUUCCGUGGAAAGAUUGCAACAAUCUGAAUUCGGAGAAUUGCCACAGCUGCAAGGGCCAUUUAUUUAUUUAUUUAUUUAUCGUCUGUCUAUCUAUCUAUCUAUCUAUCUAUCACAUCCCAAGGAAUAAAACAUGUGUGAAACAGUUACAUAUAGAAAAACAGUUAAAAUACUUGCAAACACAAAAGCAGUUAAGCUUUUUUUACAGAUAGAAGCUUUAAAAAACAUUUAAAACAACAGCAGUACGUACGUAAAACAUGUUGCAGAUCUAGUGCAGAAAUACCAACUGGGGGAUAAAGAUCUCCAUUUAGAAAGCUUGUUACAUUUUGGUAACCCAGGGAUAGGGAGUCUGUAGUCCUCCAGAUGAUGUUGGACUACAACUCCCAUCAUCCCUAGGCACGGUUUUGACAAGCUGAGUUACCAGGUUCUUCAGCUGAUGUAGAUUUUGAAAUGUGCCUUGUUUAAACCCAGCUCUCCUAGACCUUCCGGUCCAGCCUUCAAAUGAAGUGAUGGGCUUUGGACAUAGCUCAGCUUCUGCAUCUCAGCACCUGCCGUUCCGGUUUUACGACCAAGCCCGACGUGGCAGCUGCGACCCUACUGUACAACGCUCCGUGUUUGCGUCUGUCGACAAGGUCCCAGGUAAGCCCUUCCUGGCUGGCACACUUUAAAAAAGGUCCUCUGUCAUGAGAUAAUCAGCACCGUGGGAGAGAGAAGCUUGUGCCAACGCAGAUUAGUGGUUUGAUUUCUCUUGCUGCUGCUGCUGCAAAUAAAUAAUAAGGGUUAAUAUAAUUUUAAACUCUAAAGCAUUAUAGAAAUACAAUGCGUUCCGCAUAUGGCAUUUAUAAUCCUGCAGGAUAGGCGAGUAAUAUGUUUCAGGUGGGAGAAGCAAAGGCAGAAAGGGAGAAACUUGCCCAUGACCCUCCAAAGUUUAUACCAAAAGCGAGAUUCAAAUUCUGCACAUACUCCUUCAUAGCUUAAGCCAGCUUUGCCAAUCUGGUGUCACCCAUGAACUCCAGCCAGCACAGUUUGAAUGCUUUUCUUGAUACUUUGAAGGAAGUGUAUUGCAGGGCAAUAAAUAAAAGCUAGCUCUCGUUGCCAAAAGGAAAGCCCAUCUUUAUUUAGCACAUCUAUGGUAGGAUUGCAAGAGAUGGAAAAGUGUUUAUCUUUAAAUCUCAGCCCCAACAAUUAAACCAACUCAGCCUUUAGCUUGAGUUCUUGACCAGGUAAACCAAUUAAAGCUUGCAGCCCUCGCAGAAAAAAAAUAGAUUAAGUACUGAAGUUAGCCUAAUUCAAAUUCAGAACAGUUGAAGUUGUUUCCCCAAAUCAGCUGCAAGUUGGCUGCGUUCAUGUGUGUGUACCGAGCACAUAAAAUCACAAAAAAGAUUGAGAACAGUACAUUUGCUUAUAGAGGUCACGGCAGCCAUCGCGUGGAAACUGUGCCGCUCUCGGCUUUCUGCUGAUUAAGUUACGACGGGGUGGAGCAACUUCUACCAUCUAUUUGUGAUUUUAUGUUGUAACCACCCUGAGACCCGCAGGUAUGGUGCGGUUUACAAAUUUAAUUAAUAAUAAUAAUACAUAAUUCUUCAAAACCUUCUGGAGGCUGCCUGUCAGCAAUGGGUGGGAGCAGGUGCAAACGCGGGUGGACCAAGGAGUGUGACUCUUAACCGUUCGCACAGUAGCCUACAUUCCAGGCGUGCAAGCCGGCCACACACACGCCCUCUCCCCAUCCUCCACCCAGGCAUAUAAGGGGAAUUACCAGAACAUUUCCCAGCCAGGGAAAAGCAUUCAAAGAGAGUAACAAACAGGUUUGGCAAGGGGUUGCAGUCUAGGGAGAGGAGCACGUGGUGUGGGACGAAUCUGAGGGGCCAGAUAGAGAAGCCCAGAGACCCACAUUUGCCUGCAAGCCUCUGGUUCUCCCACCCCUGGUUUAGGGUAAAACUUUGCCCUAAAUCUUUAAUCAUGCCUGAGAACUGGUACAGAUGAGGACGACAUCCUGGAUGUGUUAAGACGUGCUGGGUUUCCUUGAAGUAAUAACCUCUUUCUUUCCUCCUGUGUCAAUCCACCUUUUGGUUUUGUUCCCUUUACGUGCAGAAUUUGUACCUAGUGCUGUGCAGCGAAUUUUAUUUAUGUUCUAAUCCCAUGCGUUCAUCUUCUGGUAUCUCAAUCCAGUAACCUCUCAAACCACAUUUACUUGGGAGUUAGCCCCAUUUUCUUGCGCUUGGGGGGUGGGGAGUAUGCCUAGGAUAGCACUGUUAGAUUUCUGUCCCAUUGGCACCUUAUAACUCUGUGUCUCCCCCUUCCUUACUUGUUUUUUAAUUCCUAUUCCAGGCAAGGACUGUCAUUUCUGCAUUGCUACAUAAACAUUGCAUAGUCCUGGAUUAAAUUUGAUUUUAGCCUCGUAGCGCUAGGUUGCCAGUGCUGCAGUGCAGCCUUUGUAUAUUAUUUGUGUAUUUACCCAGGACACUAUCCCUUUCUCAUGCAGGGCUGCUCUUAUCACCAGCUGCCCUGUUGAAAGGAUCCUGGUGACAUUUUAUAACAUUGAUUUUGUUUAUUUUACUUUUUUAAAGUAGCUUAACACUAUUUGUAAACUGCCUUAAAAGGAUUUGUAUAUUAAAAUGCAGGAUAUAAAUAUUCUUUCCCCUGAUAUAAAUAUUUUUUAUAAUAAAUCAAAAAGAAUUUUGGUGUUGGGAGGAACCUAGAGGGUCAUCGAACCUCCUGGCUGGGAUGUGUCAUUGUUGAGUGUGUGUGUGUGUGUGUGUGUGUGUGAAUGUGUUUAGGUUAAUUGAGGUGCAGACAUGUGUUAGUAGAUGUGGAUAUUGAGCGACUAUACUGAGUGAACGAAAUUCUGUGUUUUGGAGUUUGAUAUAUUUUAUUAUUUAUGGAGGUUGAUCAUUUCCCACACUGCAUUCAAUCUUUAAUAUAUUACAUAGUCUUUUUUACUUUGUAAGCUGCUUAAUUAUCUUUUCUGAUGAAAAGGGGUGCAUAAAUACUUUAAAUAAUAAUAAUAAGCGUUCUUUUUAUAUUGUGUACGAGUAUGUGGGGUUGCUUGGCAUAGAUCCUGGAUUUGCAUAAUUUUGUGACAUGUCCUGUGUUUCCAAUCUGUAUUGCAUCCUGGGCAGAGUAAAAGUUUUGUAAAGGCUGUUAGGUAGGCAUGGCAUUGAGAAAGCGGACAGAGAGAAGUUUUAUCCUUCUCUCUUGAUGUUAAGAGCCCAAGACCGUCAAAUGAAGCUGGUGGGAGAUUCAGGAGAAGAGGAGGUUGAGGGGUGAUAUGAUGGCCAUGUUCAAAUAUAUAAAAGGAUGUCACAUAGAGGAGGGAGAAAGGUUGUUUUCUGCUGCUCCAGAGAAGCGGACACGGAGCAAUGGAUCCAAACUACAAGAAAGAAGAUUCCACCUAAACAUUAGGAAGAACUUCCUGACAGUAAGAGCUGUUCGACAGUGGAAUUUGCUGCCAAGGAGUGUGGUGGAGUCUCCUUCUUUGGAGGUCUUUAAGCAGAGGCUUGACAACCAUAUGUCAGGAGUGCUCUGAUGGUGUUUCCUGCUUGGCAGGGGGUUGGACUCGAUGGCCCUUGUGGUCUCUUCCAACUCUAUGAUUCUAUGAUUCUAUUCUAUGAUUCUAAAGGAUGAAGUGCACACCUGAACUGUGGAAUUCACUGCCACAAGAUAUAGGGAAUUAGGUAAAAUAAUGGAGCAUGCAGCUAUUGAUGGCUACCAGUUGUGACUGCUGGCAUUGGAGGCUGUAUGCCUCUGUCGCUGGGGACUGCAAGCAGAAGAGGGGUAUUUUCUGAUAUCCUGCUUGUGGGAUUUCCAGAGGCCACUGGUUGGCUGCUAUGGGAGCAGCUCUGGACUAAAUAGGCCUUUGGUCUGAUCCAGCAGGGCUCUUCCUCUUUUAAGUUCUGACUUGUUUUGCAGAAGAGGUUUCAAUGUCAGCAUUGCUUCCAGUGAAGCCCUACCCUGAGCUAUGGUGGCACCUGGAGGAGUGAUUUAUACAUGGUCACCUCCGUAGAAGGCCUGGUCCCUUUCUGUUCUGCUCUAGAAACAUUUAUUCAAGGAUAUGGGACUGAGAAGAGGGAGCCCACGCCCCUUUCCCCAGUGAUUGGUUUUACUCCUCAGGCCAAACCUGCAGGAGAGUAAGCCAGCAACUUGCGCUUUUUAAACUUGUGCGCGUUCAGCUUUCUGUGUGUGGCAUAAAAUAAAAUAAAAACUAAAAAAGGGGGCAGGAAAAAUGACUGGCAAUGCCACCUGCCAUUGAACCCAACGGGUUUUGACUAUACAUGAUUUUGGUUUUAGGCGCAAUCCCAGGAAUGUAACCCCCGCCUAAGUUGCUGGCCUACUGUGUCAUACAUCCCACAAGUUGAUCCUGCAGCAAACAUCUGAGUCACAGACUUGAGCUACGUUCAGGUGCAGCUGCUGUUUCAGGGCCUGCCUUGAGCCGAGAGACGCGCUGGUGUCAGGAUGCCCUCUGUCCCGCCAGAUCUGAUGUGUAGCGAGCUGUGUGCACUGUUAGCUUCUACUGGUUUCUUUCAGCGGAAGUGACUCCGGCUCUUUUUAGGAGGAGGAAUGUUGCAUUAGCCAAAAAUAAAAGUCAAGAUUGCUGUUAACUUUUCUUCCUGCAUUUGUAUUCCACCUUGUCUCUAGUAAGCUCAAGGUGGUGUACAUGGCUCUCCCUCCUCCAUAUUUAUCCUCCCAACAGCCAUGUGAGCUGGGAUUUGGUGGUUAUUCAGUGGUCUUCAUGAAUUGUAGAGAUUGGAGACCUGGUCUCCUGGAUCCACCUUCUGCUUCAGAUUUGGGGUGUAACUGGAACAGGAAGUGGCAAUGUCCAGCCACAGUGAGGUCUGGCCGUUCCCCACCUGCAGCGGGUCUGCUAACCCUUCACCAAGGUUAGAGUUGACCCCCCCCUUCCUGCAGCGUGCAUCUCACCAGUGCUGCAACUGGUGACUUGGCACCUGCAUUUUUGAAGCUCAGCUUUCCCCUAGACUUUAUUUCCUCUGUGAUUUCAAAACCCAUCUUUUAUGAUCCUUUCGCUAUAGAGUUUUUUUUUAGGAGGAGAGUUGUGGCAUGGUGUCCACUUGGCACUGCAGGAGGGGCAGUUCUGAUAAAGGCUUAGUUGUACUGCUGCUUUCUGAACCAAGGCAUGUACUUCUCAGCCCUGGGUGAAAAGGACUGACAGCGUCAAACGUAAUGUCUAUGCUUCUGGCAAGUGCUCUUUGAGAGAUAAAUUAGCGUACCUGGUUAAGCUGUCAACUGAAGCCAUGAGUGAUGUGACACAGUGGAACCAUGGAAAAAAGCGCAGAGCAUGAUAACUGGAUGCAAAAAAAUUGACUUCUUAAGAAGCCUGGGGCGGGGGGGGGGGGGUAGCAGCUCUUAAGGCUCCACAAAUAUGCUUGAAAAUGUGUGGGCAGUGUUUGUUGAAAGAAGCCAGAGAAGCAGCUGAAUCAUGAUUUUGGUGAACUAAGUCGUAGCAGGCGGGGUGGGUGUCUUCAGUCUCUUUGCCUUGAGACUAGCAAAACCAAACGAAAUGUAUGCAAACUGAAAGCUGUGCAACUUUGCAGCUCUGAUACAGGCAGCAGAUUUCAGUUUUUUGUCCUGGCCCAGAACUUCAACUUUAAUUUGCACAUCACUUGUGCACAGCCCUGACAGCAGUCAACAGCCCGGUCUAGACCCUAACCUGCCUGGCCCAACAAAACAUGAUUUAGGAAUGGAAACAGGCAAGGUACAGUACUCUUGCACCUCUAUCCUCCUCCUGCAGCCGAGCACUUUUCUCAUUUGUUAAACCAAAGUUUUCCACGUUAUGUCCAAAGUGAUAAACCAUGGUUUAAGCCCGUGGUGUGUAACCUCCAAUUUCCAGUCUUGCCUAUUGGUUUAUUGGUUUAUUUAUAAGCAUUGAUAAACGUCUUAAUACUUCAAAAAUCUCCAAGUAGUCCUAAGUGGAAGAGGUCCUAAUUUGGCCCAUGAGGACAUUUUCCACAAACCACUUGCCACCUGCCAAUGUGUAAGAAGCAACGAGCCAGGACUUGGUUCGAUUGCCGAAGCGUUUUGCUCUGCACUUGCUCACAGGUUUCCUCUAUCAGCCUUUCAAAAGCGUGAGAGCUAAGCGUUGGCUUAAGGAAAAUCCUGCGCAUAAGACUUUCCAUGCCACAUGGCGCAUGCUUUCGGCCCAUAUGGGAAGGUAUGGUUUAGGAAGUUGUGCCAUGGUCCGAGCAGAUUGAUUACAUGAGAGUCAAUCUCUUUUGCAAGCAGGGGCACAAAGGAAGAAACUUCCCAAAAGUGACCACGCCCACCAUCAUCACCACCACCACCACCAACACAUCCGGCUUCCUUUCUGGAGGAAGAGAUAGUCGAGACAACCCGCUGUUGAUAUUGUUGGAGGAAUUCUGCAGAGUGGGAAGAAUAAAUAACUGUUCUUAAAAAAAAAAAAAAAACCAGAGUGGAAAAUUUGAUAUGUACCAGAGACUUGGAACAGUGAAAAGCACAAAUUGCUUUUAUUAAAGGAAUUGGGCAGUGGAUAAAAUUUGUGUGUGGGGGGGGAAGAGGUUGGGUAAAGGCAGAGAUUAGAAAAUACAGAUAUUGGGUUAUAAAUUGGAGGCUGGGGACAGGGACCAGAUGCAGAGAACAUAGGACAGAGUUGGGAUGGCACAUUCUGCCUGCCUUAGCAUGUGUUCUGCCGCUGAGCCGUGGGUCCUAGGCAUGGCAUGGGGCCAUUUGGCCCACACAUUGUUGCCAGUUCUGAGCCCCUCUUUAACCCUGCUGUUAACGAUGCGAUGAUUUUAAAUUGUUCCGCUGUCCUGCCCUGAGGAGUACACUCACAGUGACUUGAAGACUGGCGGGGUGGGGUGGGGGGAAAUUAUGUAACUAAAUCUGCUACUUCGCAAGAAUUUACCGAGCUGCCUGCCCGGCUGGGAUACUUAAAAUAUCCUCAUUCUCAUUAAUUGUGAUGGUGUUGCUUUUAAAGGAAAACAGUUUGAACAGGGCUGUGGCUGGGCCUGUUUUUUUUAAUUGCGAACAGGAACCCUGUUGUGUUCGCAGCAGUGUUGCACAAGACUUCCACAGAAGUUAUAAAAGCCACCAUAAUUCAUCUGGCAGGUGCUUGUCAAAGUACCUUUGCACUGCCCAAUCUCUACAUGAUAUCCAAAUGAGCUCUUCCGAAGAAAAGCCGGACACAGAUAGAAUGUUCUCUGUGUCUUUUGUGUAAGAUAAUAACAAUUCCUGUUUCUCAAUUAGCCUUGCAUUUCACUAGGUUUUAUAACGCUUGGCUUUAUGGUGUUAGGUUGCGGCGUGCUAAUCACCUUUGAAGUUAACUGAAAUAGCUGCCUACGUGGUCCGUGUGUUAACAGAGGUUUAUUUUUCCUAGUACCCUGGAACCCGUCUGGGCUCAAUCAUAAACGAACAGCGCAUUAACGUGGUAUUUAGCAAAGCACUUAUUGAUCUGCCUGGGUAAAACGCAGAGGUUAAUAGACAGACAGGUCACCUGGCUCCAGUUUUCUUUCUGCCUUUCUUGUGCAAGGCCACCGUUAAAGAGCAGAAGAUGGGCUGAGGCUGUCUUGAGUUGCUUGCUUUGGAACAUAUCUUACCCUGACACCAUCAUCUCACUUGGCUGCGGCCAUUGCUUACUGAUCUCCCGCCUGUCUUCGUUGCUGUUUUUGUAACUGGGCAGCGGCACCAAGUCAAAAUUCCACUGAAUCGUACAGGGAACGCUUUCGUUGGCUGCUUGGCAAAAAUCGUCAAUGGGAGUUUUUUCAGUGUCAGAGAAAGGUACAUUUAGGCCAAAGCAGAGCAACAGGGGUAAGUGUGAAGUUGGAUUACCGUCAUCAUUCAGACAAAUGGAAAUGCCAGUCCUCUGUGGUGCAGGGAAAGGAGCGUUUAAGGGAAAUACUGUAUUUUUCUGUGUAUAAGACGAUGCUUUCUGCUAAAAAAAAUAAAAAUAGGCAAAAUUGGGUGUUGUCUUAUAUACACAUAGUGAAUGCAGAGGGGGGACGUGCGAUUAAUGGCAGCAGCAAGCAGGAAAUUGGCAGCAGCGAUUGGGCGGGUGAUUGGUGGCUGCGGCAAGGCCUGCUGGCGAUUGGCUGUGGCUGCGGCAAUUGGGCAGGCGGUUGGCGGCUGUGGCGAGGUGGGCUGUUGGUGGCAGCGAGCAGGCAGACAAUUGGCGGCUGCGGCAAGGUGUGCGAUCGGCAGUGGCUGUGGCAAGCAAUUGGCAGUGGUGGGAAGGCGGAUGAGCAAUUGGUGGAAGUGACCUCCCCCACCCCCCAAAAGCUAAACAACUUAAUUUCUUAAUUUGGGGUUUAAAAAAAUAGGGGGUGUCUUAUACAUGGAAAAAUACAGUAUGUUCUGCUGCUUCCAGACCGUUGCUGUUUUGCGGGUAGGAUUCAGUCACUACCAGCAAAUUCCAUCUGCACAGUUAAAGCGGAUCUGGCAGGCUUGUGCAAGAAACCUACUUUCAAAAAAUAAACGUAAAGUAAAGUAAAGCCCGGGAAAAAUGGACUGGAAAGUGCGAGGUAGGAAUUGCUUGAUGUGAUGUCAUAUAACCACCCCCUUAAAUCCAUAAUGAACCCUCGGUCAACAGAUGCCGUCAUAUAUCCUCGGAAUCGUUGUACAAACAAAUCAGAAUCAAUGCUUAAUACUUAAUACUGAGGUGGUUGGGAAGCGACUUGUCUGGUGAUGUGCAUGAACAGAAGCGCUGAGUGGGCAGGCUCCCAGUUUCUGGGGCAGAUCUUAGGGCAAUGCACUGCCAAAGCCAAGGGGCUCUGUGUAGAUGAUUCAGGAUCUGUCCCUGGAGAUCCUGCCUCUGUAGGCUUGCAGCUGAUAAGAAGAAUUGUGCUGGAGGAAACAAAAGAUGCCUUAACUCCUUAUAGAAGACCAUGGUGCAGAUCUCCCUGCUUAGAAGAGUUCUGAACCAUGUUUUAUAUUAGCCAAAAGCACCAAGCAGCCGUUUCAGUUCAAGGCUGCAAACUGGCACACUCCCUUUUUUAAAAUUGAUCUCUGCUGAUGGGCCCCUCCUCAGAUAGGAAGCAACAACUCUCCUUACCUACAAGCUGUCUCUGGUCCUGCAGAUUCUGUCUCUCUUCCCCCACUCUGGUGCAACAGAGACCUCCUCUUGGGACCUUUGCCCUGCACCUAAUGGACCCACCACCAGCUAGACUUCUGGGUGAUGUUGUGCAUAUUUCAUCCACGUAGCAUCAGACUAUGGCGCUGUGGUCUAAACCACUGAGCCUCUUGGUUUUGCCGAUCAGAAGGUCAGUGGUUCAAAUGGUGAGCUCCUGUGGCUCUGUCCCAGCUUCUGCCAACCUAGCAGUUCGAAAGCACACCACUGCAAGUAGAUAAACAGGUACCGCUGUGGUGGGAAGGUAAACACUGUUUCCGUGUACUCUGGUUUCCAUCACUGUGUUCCGUUGCUCCAGAAGCAGUUUAGUCAUGCUGGCCACAUGGCCCGGAAAGCUGUCUGUGGACCAACGCUGGCUACCUCUGCCUGAAGCAAGAUGAGUACCACACCCCAUAGGACUGGACUUAACGGUCCAGGGCCCUUUAUCAGACUGUUCCCAAGGAGCCAGCUCUUAUUUGGGAGAUUCUGCUGCACCAGUCUGGAAGUUGCAGCGGCGUUGGGAGAACCCUAUUCCGAGCCUUCUGCGUCUUCCUGGUGAGCCACAAUGAAGGUGGCAAAGAUCAGCUAUCCGAAAACUACUAGAAGAUGUUCUACAAGACAUCUACAUCUACAAGACAAGUCUGUUCCUGGAAGCAGUAAAAAUAAUCUGCAACAGGAGAGAAAAUCUGUAAAAACACCCAAAACCACCACAUACACAACCCAACUUAGAACCUUCCACAUUGCUGCAUUCUUGGAUGUUAAAAGUUGGUGCUGUCAAGAUGAUUGAAUGCAGAGGACCAAGCUGGCAUUUAGCGCAAGAGACCAGGAGAUGCCCCCCUUGGGCUCCCCUCCCAUUCUUGUCAGUGAAUGAACUCUUCUGAGAGUCAGCACCGCAGUGCAUUUUUAUGUGAGAUUUAAUAGGCAAUUAGAGUAAAGUGAUAAGGUCUAAUUGCCUGCCGUUAAAUUUCUUGUUUUGAGAGCCGAGGGGGUGGGAGGGGGGCAUCACUUAAGCAGGAAUUCCAGGGCCUAUUCCAACAGCAUCUUGUGUCCUCGGGAUGUGACUUCCAGAACUAUUCUUGCAGAAGUUAUUGCCUACAAUGCAGCAGGGGAAGGGCACACUCACAGACGCCACCUUUGCUGAAGGUAUCCUUGCAGACUUAAGAGAACGCACAAACCUUCCCUUCUUUCCUCCAUCCCAUCUGCCACUGGAGAACUCCCAGCCCAGGGAGAGAGGGGGACAGCCUGAAACCCCUCUUCCAAAUUUCAAACAGUCUUUGGCCUUAAUUGAUUUCGUAAGAACGUAAUAAGAAGCCUGCUGGGUCAAGCCAAAAGGCCAUGGAGCUGAGCAUCCUGUUCUCACAGUGGCCAAAUGGAUGCUUGUGGAAAACCCAUGACCAGGACCUGAGAAAAACAGCUUUCCCCCACUUGUGAUUCCCAAGAAGUGUUAUUCAGAUGCAUACUUUCUGCAGCGGUGGAGGUAACUAAAAGAUGGUAGUGAUGGGAGAACAGGAGUUGGAAAUUAUUAUUAUCAGUACCAUGACUAUUAUUAAAAGGUAAAGGUACCCCUAACCAUUAGGUCCAGUCGUGGCUGACUCUAGGGUUGCGGCGCUCAUCUCGCUUUACUGGCCAAGGGAGCCGGCGUACAGCUUCCGGGUCAUGUGGCCAGCAUGACUAAGCCGCUUCUGGUGAACCAGAGCAGCGCACGGAAAUGCCGUUUACCUUCCCGCCAGAGCGGUACCUAUUUAUCUACUUGCACUUUGAUGUGCUUUUGAACUGCUAGGUUGUCAGGAGCAGGGACCGAGCAAUGGGAGCUCACCCCGUCGCGGGGAUUCAAACCACCGAUCUUCUGAUUGGCAAGUCCUAGGCUCUGUGGUUUAACCCACAGCACCACCCGCAUCCCUAUGACUAUUAUUUUAUUUUAAAUUUCAUACAUGCCCUCGACCAUGAUUAAAAAAACCCACAGCAAUAAAACCAAUUAAUAAAACAAAUGCCAAUCAAAGGGAACAGAGUGGGGCCUAAAAAUAUACAGGCAACUCCCUGCUUGCACAGGAGUUGCAUUCUGUGUCCUUGUGCACUUGUGUGGAAUUGCAUGGAAUUGGAAACCCUAUGAAGAAGUCUGCAAAUGCCUUGCUCCACCCCUUCCUGCUCCCAUUCCGGCCUGUUAGUGAUGUUUCAGUGACGCCUUUAUGACGUUUCUGUGCACAUACCGGUUGCGCCUAAAAUGGGAGUUGCCUGUGUGUCUUGAGCAUCGAAGGCCCGAUUUUGCAUACCAUGGAAGCCAUAAAAUGAAAGUCCCAAAUGUACCCAUUUGGGAAGGGAAUCUCUCGGCUUAGGGGCCCCCGCAGAGAAUGCCGUCUCCAGGGCUGGCAGCACCUCUUGAACUUCUGGGGGUUGUGCAGAACUACCAAGAAGGCCCUCUCUGCCAAUCUGAACACCCAAGAGGGUCUGGAAGGCAUCAGGCAGAGAGACGGAGAACAUAGAAUGGUGGUGGCUGGCAGAGCCCAAGAGAAAGACAUGGCAGAGCCUUUGUCCCCUGUCCUAGCCCCAGCCAACCACUGAGGACUUGUGUCUUCCUGCUGCCUGCGAUGCUCCCUAGUAGCCAUGGAUGCGGAGGCAGGAGGGCUUUGCAGACUGGGGAGGCUGAGGUUUCUUCUGGCUGCUCAAUAUUUUUCUGUUGGGGUUUGUUAUUAUCCCCACCCACUGCCUCCCUGAUAGGCACAGUGGAUGUUCCCAAGAGGAACGCGUCACUUCAGAAAUAUAGGCACUGGCAGAUGUAUGAAUGAAAACCUCUUUGGCAGCCUUCCAUCCCUUGUUCAGAAAUGAUUGUUGAUAUCUUAAUAGAGCCAAGUCACAGGAUUGUUGGGAAGCUUCUUUCAGCUUAAAAGCCUUGCAGUGCCUUUUAAAAGAGCCCUGUGAACGAGAAUCUUUUUUAAAAAAUGAAUAAAUCUGGAUGUCAUUGAUGACUGCCUUCCUCUGGGCUUGGGCAACCAGGGUUGAAAAAAAGAAAAGUUUAUGAAUGAGAUAGCAGCAAGUGGCAGCUUCAGAGAGGACAGCAGCCCUCUCCCUGCCGAAUUUUGGUGGUUCCAGUCCCGCUUGUUACCAACCUCGCCUUGUAAAAUACCCAUGGGGCUCCUCGGAUCCUAAAUGCUGCCUGGGGGGAAACUGCCAACUAUUUACAGCCCUGCUUGAAAGAACUAAUGCAAACCAAUCCGGUCAGUGAUUAAUUCCUCCCGUCAAACUAGCAGUGUUGACUAAUCAAGUACAAAACUAAUGCAUUUUCGGGAAGGUGCCUAGCGCAAUGGUGGAGCACAUGCCUUCCAGGGGAAAGGUCCGAGGUACACCCUCUGGCAUCUCCAGGUAGGACAGGCAGAGACUUGCUGCCUGAAACCCUGGAGAGCUGCUGCCAGUCAGUGCAGACAGUACUGAGUUAGGUGAACCAAUGGUCUGGUUCAAUAUAAGGCAGCUUCCCAUGUCCCUAAGAUGGAGUGAAAGCUUCCUAUUUUCCUGUGUGUGUGUGUGUAUUACCUAUUGGUUCUGGAUGCAUCUUAUACCUCUACUUUCCUUAUUUUUCUCGUUCCUUCUUUAUUUCCUCCAAGAGCUCUUUGAUGCUAUUUGGGGGGGGGGGUCCCGCCCUCCAUUGUUCAGCAAACACCCAAUUCCAAGCUACUUUUGCAACCCCAUGCUCACUUGCUCAAACCAAUCCCUCCUCCUGCCACCGAGAGAUUUACCUUCUUGCAAAACGUUGCUUACCAUUCCAAGAAGGGGUGGUUUGGAAGAUGAAUUGCCCUUGCCUUUGGACAGCCUUUGCCUUCUAAACCAGGGGUAGCCAGCGGGGUUGCUGUAGAUCUUGUCAUCCCUGACUACUGGCCGUACUCAAAGGGGCUGGUGGGAGUUGGAGGCCGAAAACAUCGGGAGUGUACCGCCGUGGCCACCCCUGCUUUAAAUCACGUGCAGCACAAGGCAGGGCCCUUCGUCUUUGCAUGGUUAAUGGUGAGAAAGGAGCUUCAAAAGUUUUGCAACGUGUGCUUUCAUGUUUUGUUAAUCCAGGUGUUGUCAUUCCGCUCAUCAGUGUCUGGUGCUAAUAGAACCAAAGCUGUUUCCUCCUUGCCGUAUAUUGUUUGAAAACGUUGAAAAUGUACAAGUGCUUUGUUCUGAGGUUUGAACUUCCUGCUCUCAAGGCUUAGUUUGCUUCCAGUUCUUGGUUGAAACUAAGCCUCCUGUUACUGGUACCCUGUUGUCUAAAGAUUCCCAUUUGCCUUCCUGUAAGUUGUUAGAUAAAUUUGCAGCUUGUACCUUUGCCAGGAAUCACUGCUUGGAUUGUGGCGUGACCUCAGAACUGCGCCUCAUGAGAGAGAGAGAAGAUCAUACAAAUGUGCAUCUAUUCAUGGAAAAAAUGCUGCCUGUGUUUUAAUGCUCAGAAUGCAAGGUGUUUGAGGAUAGACCUCGGGUGCUUGAGGGGAACCCUAUUGAGUCACAAAGACACCCACAUUGAUCUGAUUCAUUAUUAUUUGGAUUGAUAUUCCUCCCUAUCCUGAGAGCUUAAUGUACUUGUGAGCCUGUGGCUCUUCCAAAAUAAGACCAGGCAAGUGAAUUGCGCAUUUUCAAACAAAGCAGUUGCUCUUGAAGGCAUGGGUUUUUAAGGUAGAAAACAAAUGCUUUUUUUCUUCUUAUGGGUCACUGACUGGUAUGCUUUGGAGACGGCUGGUUGGGGAUGGAAGUGUGAGUUGCGGUUUCCCUGCUCAUUCCCAAUUUUAUGUGGCUUAUUCUGAUGAGAAACUGGCUCAUCUUGGAUGAUCCAAUCAACAUUUACGUUGCCCUUUUCCAUACGUUUUCAAAGCACAUCCCAUGCAUCAGAUAACAGCCCUGAAAGGUAGGUCACUAAUAGCAUCCCAGAGUUAAUGAUGUGGUUAUGAUGCUGAAAGUUGUGUACCCUUAGGCAACCUAGUGAGUUAUGUGGCUGUUUUCGAGUUUCUUACCCACCUUUCACCAUAAGAACCCCACAUGGAUUGCAGCAAUAUUAAAAUGCAAUAUUAAAAUCAGUGCAAACAAUUUACAAGCAUGGGGGGAGAGGAAGCCAAUAAGGCAGAUGCAGAAGAUUCAUUUGCAUAAAUCAGAGUCCAGUCUUGCGGGUCUGGGAAAAAGCAGAGUAUUUGGAAGAAGUCUGAAGCAACAGGUGGCUGUUGUUUCAAGUAUGGCCGAGGAAGGGCAUCCUAUUAUUAUUAUUAUUAUUAUUAUUAUUAUUAUUAAUCAACAACAAUUCAGCAGAGCGGGGCAACAGCAGAACUGCCUGUUUUCAGGUCACUAAAUCUUAGAGCUAGACCCACAGAAGAUCUCUUGGCACAGUUGGCAUCACCAUUUUGCCCAUACUGAAUUGAGAUGGCACGGGGUGUUCAUGGCUUCCAAAGUUGGCAGCUCUGACUAUAUUAUUAUUAUCAGUGCUUUUUUUCGGGGGGGGGGAAUGUUUAGGGGUACUCUCAUUUUCCUACUCAUAUUGAAAUUCUGCCCCUCAAUGAGGCCAAACUUAGAUUCACAAAAUGUUUAGGGGUAUGCGUCCCCCUGCGUCCCCCAGAAAAAAGCUCUUCUUCUUCUUCUUCUUCUUCUUCUUCUUCUUCUUCUUCUUCUUCUUCUUCUUCCCCUUCUUCUUCCCAAGUUUAAAGAGCCCAGUCACUGUGGGGAGGGCAGCCUUAAUUAUCUGACUGCACUUCCCCAAGAGCCCAGCAUCUUCCCAUUUGCAGAGAAGGCUGCAUUAGUGGAGAUAGAUAUAUAAGAGUUGCGACUUGAGCGUAGAUGUUUGUUGAACCUUUUCAAAGUUCAGGCGUACCAGGCCUCCUGGAACUCUCUGUCCAAAUUACCGUAACAGUCUAGCUCUGGGGACCGAGGGGUUUGGUUUUGGAUACUCUCCGAUUUUUCCGCCUGCUCUGUGUGUGGAGUGUCCUGAGAUAGCAUCCUCUCUAGUAAUGUCAAAAAGACAACUCGGCAAUCAGCAGGAAUGUGGAGGCCCCCAAGGGCUCCCCCCCCCCUUAUGAUUUUUAAGAAAAAGGAAAGCAGAAAGGCAAGAGGCCAUUUUGGCUCCCUUCCCUUCUUUUCCAAGCUCAAGCCAGCAUUGCUCUAGCAAAUUCUGUUCUGGAAAAUGUGUUAACAUUCCUGGGCCGGCUGACCACCAGCAGCCCUGCUUUCCCUCUUGGGUGCUCGAAAGCAUGAGGCCUUCAGCUUAGUAGGUGGCAGGUGUGUGUUUUGCAAGGAAGGUGAUAUCUGUAUGGGAAUUCUGUGCUAAGAAAAGUUAAAUUCUGUAACUGUAUUAACCCAGUGCAAAUUUAAAAUGACACAGUUCUCUCUCCACUCACCCACCCACUUGGUUACUGUUUUGCAUGAUUUUAUUUCCAUUUUAAUAGCCAAGGGAGAGAGCAAGUAGGUGUGCAAUGGGCAGUAGUUCUACCCCUGACCACUGGAAUCUGUGCUCUGACUCCCUGUUUGGCUUCUAAGAUUUCAGCAAGUGCUGCCCACCAGAAAGUGUUUUACACGUCCUCUCAGCCACAAGGGUGGGAAGCUAGCUUGUAUUCUUUUCCCCCACAAAAUUCUCAGGAAGCUGAAUUUCUUGCCUUGCACGCCCAUGGGAUUGUGGCCUGUGCACAGGCCCCUGCUCAUGGUGGAGAUGCAAAGCACAGAGAGUUGAGGCUGAAACAUAUUGUUUUAUUAACCACCACAAACUUUCCACUAGGCUUCAUAAGAACAGCUGACUGCACAGCUGCUCCCCUAGGGCGAGUAAGAAUUUUCUCCAGAAAAUGACUAGACAUGGAAGCAGAUGCAGAUUUAGGAAGGGAGUGUGGUUGUUUCUUUUAGAUUCUUGACAUGGCGCAAGUGACCGGCUGAGUUACUUAUUUUAUUCAUUAGAUUUCUUACCUGGCUUUAGCCAUAAGGUCCCAGGACGGGUUGCAGUAUAAUCAUAGAUAUUUUUUAAAAGUAGAACAGAUAACAAUGAUAAAGAAUAAGUAAAACGGUUCCACAGAACAGAAAUAAGGUGGGUGCUAAAAAUACACACCUCCCUAGGUAGCUCAGUUGGUUAGAGCGUGGUGCGGAUAACGCCAAGGCUGCAGUUUUGAUCCCUGUACGAGACAGCUGCAUAUUCCUGCAUCACAGAGAGUUGGACUAGAUGAUGAUCCUCAGGGUCCCUUCCAACUCUACAAUUCUACGAUUCCAAGUAUCAGGAGCCAGGGCAAAGAGGUGCGUCACUGUGAGCACCUUGAACUGGGUCCAGAAACAAACUGGCAACCACUUAAGUGUGGGCAGGAGAGCUAGGGGCAGUUUGUGGGCAAGUAACUUGAGUAGACUUAUCAUUUAGCAAACCUGCUUUGUUCUCCCUUAGUCAAGCUCUGCUUCUGUGUCCAAAAUAGAUUCUCAAUAGCCUCAAGUGAGGGAGAAGCAGAACAGCCUCUUCCUGUGACUCUAGCAGUAUAGCAUUUUUAGGCUUACCUCUGAGCACAUUUGGCGUUCUUCAGUUGUCCAAUGAUGAUGAUGAUUUAAUCAACCCUUCUUGCCAGCCACCAGCCUGCUCCACCUGAUCUCGUGGCCUCCUGAAGCAACAUGGUGAUUUCCCCCAUAUUGACCCGUAUCUAUCUUUCUGUCAGCCACCAUGAACUAAUGUACACUGAUGCUUUUUGUGCUCCCAAGGUCUUCCUAAACUACAUGUUUGUUUGACUGCUUCAGAGAAACUGUGGUUUUUAAAAGGAUGGUAUUUUCUGGCAGGCCCAGGUGCUGUUUCCUGUUGCCAAUAUUUUUUUAUAAAAUAAUAAUAAUAGAUUUUGCAUCUCUCUUCAAGUAAUGAUGGCAAAGUUUCCAUUGACCCAUCAUUUCUGAAAUACCCCCUUCUUCAGUCACAACUCACUGGGAAUAAGGAUUGAGGAUCUUAAAUCUAGGGAGGGUCGUCCUCCAGGUAGGGCUGUGGGAGGGCCUCUGCCAGUCAGUGCAGACAAUACUGGGCGAGAUGGACCCAGUGGUUUCCCCACUUGUUCUUGCAGAGGUUCAAGUUUGUCUUCUAAUUUCUCCAGAGAUGUCUGUUGCCUUGUGCAGGGUUGUAAGGCAGCAGCAAUUUCUGUCCUGUGCCCUUGGUUCAUUGCUGUUUCUGUUCUGCUUCCACCAAACCUACGUCGUUUGUCUUGCUGUGCAAGGAUUUACAUAAUUAAUUUUGAUGCGUUUCAGUGGAAGGGACAUGUCAAAAACUCACGCAGAAAAUAAGCAUGCAAUUACGCAGGGAAACAUAAAAUGAAAAUCAAGAAUAGUCAAAAUACAUUGAAUUUAAUGUCAGGUGGGAUUGCCAAAGUAUUUUUUUUCUUGCCCCACCCCCCGCAGGAGCACAUAACCUGAAUGUACCUAAGUUAAAGGCGCGUAAGUUGCAGGCUUACUAUAACAUAAAUAUUUACCAUAAUUAUUUUACCAUACUUAUUUUAGUUUGCAGACUAAACUCCCUGCCCCGACAAUAGCAAAUGCCACUUGUAUUUUCUUGCAUGAUUGCCGUUCAUGACCUUGCACAAACAUACAAAUUGCGGGAAUUUCCAUUUGCGACGGAAUUUCCCAAGAUUCCUAAUCUUAGGUCAGGGUCAGUGGUUGUUUGCGAUACGGAAAGGCCUCCCAUUUGCUUUCCCAUUCUUCCUCGAAUUUGAUGCCACCUUGCACAUUUAUACAGGGGUCAGAGCUCAGUGGCAGAGCAAAUCAUUUGCAUGCAGAAGCCCUGGUAUGUCCAGUUGUUCUUCCAUCCUUUCUUUUUUAAAGGAUCCAGUAGCAGGUGGGUGGAGUGGCAAAACUUUUGCUGGAGCUCCUGCCAGUUAGUGAGAUCAUUAAGCAACCCAAACCAUUCUUGUGUGCCCUAAGUACUGGGCAGCUGCAGCGGUGGGAUAAAUGCCUCUGGCUGAGUGGCAAAGCCCCCAUGCAGAAGGUUCCAGACUCAGUCUUGGGCUUCAUAGCUUAAAAAAGGGCCUCGGGUAGCAGAUCAUGGGAGAGACCUUCCCCUGCCCUGAGAACAACCCACCCGUCUUGCCCCAAAGAGCCGCUGUCAGUCAGAGUAGACAGCACUAGUUUGAUUAGAUAUGAGGGGCCUUCAGGUGUCCAUAUGCUGUUCCCUGUUAAGGAAAAUAAGCAUUUGUUCUGUUGAACAAAUACUAUUGAACAAAUCUCCACUUCAGUAGUUUUGAUUUCUGUUAGGCAACUCUCCCCCAUGAUCCUUCUGGUGACAACGUUUUCAGUUUCAUGCAUUUCAUGUGUCUUGCUAUUCUCCAUCUCUUUAUUGCUUUUAUGGCUCAUCACUGGGGAUGCGCAGGCAGAUGUAGGAGGAGCUCAUGGCUACAAAAAGUAAGGAUUGAUUACUUGUCAGGGGGAGGUAAGCCUGUUUCUUGUGCCAAAUUUUCAUGGGGAGGAUGUCAGUCUCUUAAAAUAAUAUAUGGCUAGGAGUAUUUAAAGGUAAACUGGGUGCUCAAACACUGCAUUGCUUUAAACUGCCCCCCGCCCUCCUCAAACUCUUUUUAUAAAGACUCAUAGACAAGCCUUCCCCAAGCUGGUGUCCUCCCAGAUGCUACAAUUCGCAUCAGCCCCAGUGCGACCUGUCAUCUGGGAAGAUGGGAGUUGUAGACCAAAACAUAUGGAGGGCACCAGGUUGGGGAAGGCUGUUGUAAAUCAUGGGUGGCAGAGGCUGUAAGACAUGUGUGGCACCACCAUGGUCACAUGCCUGACUGUGGCGUAGAGUCAGUUCCCAUAUGUAUGCCUGCCUGCCCAGCUCAUUAGACUGCAGUCCAGUUGCAUCACGUUCAGGGGUAACAUUCCAGAGGCAUCUCAUAUUUGCAAAAGUCACAUAUAGCCCCAGAUGACUUUUUUUAAUAACAAACAAACACAACCUGGCUACUAGCUGGCAUGGGAUGGGGGGAGGCCCUCCCUGUGUCUCUGCUGCCUUGCCUUACUCCUCCACCAACAGGAGGAGAGGAGAGGGAUGGAGGCAAGCAGAGAGAGUUGCAGGCAGAAGAAAAAGGCUGGAAUUGAUCUGGGAUAGAGCUGCAGCCAAGCACCAGUUAAGUUUGUAUGGAUGCGACUUGACUAUAGAGAAUUGCAUUGUGAUGCCCGCCAAGGUGGCACUUUUGCAUUUGACACACUUCCUAUAAAAAGUUGGUCACCCCUGCCCUAACAGAGAAUUGUUGGUCCUGAAAACAUCACCUUGCAGGCAAACGCUGAACCUGAACAACUUCCUAGCAAGCUCACUAAGCCUUUUCCCUCACCUCCUGUGUGGCCUUCAUCUCCUUUGCUUCCUGCUGGCAGUGGUGGCACUUGCCUCCCAGCUCUGACUUCCUACAGACCGAACCUGCAAGCUCGUGAGCUUCACGUUAUCCUCACUUGUUCUCUGACAUUGUACCCUGUUUUAUUGCCAUUCCCAACAUCUAAACUUGGCAUUCAUUGAGAUGUUCGGUAUUGACCGAGAUGCGGCUUGUAUGUAGGUUUGCUUGAAACAAGAGAUGUUUGGAAAGCCCCUGGCUGGUUAUUAUAUCACAUGCAAGGUGAAAUGAGGCGCCAUAAAAUAUAUACUGAGCUUGUCGCUUCCUCUUAGAUAAGGUUAGCUGUGACUUCAUCCUAAAUGAGGAAGGCUUUUGUGCAAUUCAGAACCGAGCACUGUCGUUCACAAGGACAAAAUUUCCCUCCUGCAUCUCUUUUUGUCGCUUUCUGGGUCAGCCACACCUGCUGUAGAUUAGCGUGUUGUACUUUUGCAGAACUGUGAAACCAGGCAAAGUGUGGUUCCUUUGAAAAUCUCUCGGAAAUUUAAUCCAUUUUUAAAUAUGUAAAGUGAAGUAGUAAGGAAGCAUUUAAUUGCAACUCUCUGAUUCCUCUUCCUCUCCCCCACCCUACCCAAUUAUGUGGUCUUUUAAAGCUCCUUUUCUCAGCCCAUUUGUCGUGAGUCCUGGGAUUCAGACCAUACCCAAAAACAAAUACAUAUUUUCUUAAGAAAAAGAACAAGCGCCACUGUCUAUAACUGCACCGCAGAGUUUAUUCCAAUCUGGGAUAGUUUAGAGUUUGGGUUGGCUUUUGUAAACCACCAGGCGCCAUUGAGCAUAUCCUCUGAGUUAAUACCUCUACAAUGGUUUUGGCUUUUUUUGUAAAAACAGUAAGAAGAAAGAAAGCAUUUUUUUGCAAGUUGUUGAUCUAUGAAUAAACAAUGCCUUAAUAGGGAGCAGAUUCGCCAGUGUCUGCCUAGUCCACAACCCUGGAGCCAUGACACUUCAUUGUAAAGCAUUCCUGGAUGGGUUGGGCAGGAUUCGGAGAACCAGGGAAGCAGUUCUUGUGAUCUCUGAACAAUCAUAUUCUGUGCAACACCAAACACGUGGUGUGGGUCUGGAUUCUGAAAUGGUUGGUUUUCUCAUGGUUUUUAUCUAAAAGCAUCUGCCGUGAAACCUUUGAUGUGAAGUCAUAGAAUCAUAGAGCUGGAAUAGACCACAAGGGCCAUCGAGUCCAACCCCCUGCCAAGCAGGAAACACCAUCAGAGCACUCCUGACAUAUGGUUGUCAAGCCUCUGCUUAAAGACCUCCAAAGAAGGAGACUCCACCACACUCCUUGGCAGCAAAUUCCACUGUUGAACAGCUCUUACUGUCAGGAAGUUCUUCCUAAUGUUUAGGUGGAAUCUUCUUUCUUGUAGUUUGGAUCCAUUGCUCUGUGUCCGCUUCUCUGGAGCAGCAGAAAACAACCUUUCUCCCUCCUCUAUAUGACAUCCUUUUAUAUAUUUAAACAUGGCUAUCAUAUCACCCCUUAACCUCCUCUUCUCCAGGCUAAACAUGCCCAGCUCCCUUAGCCGUUCGUCAUAAGGCAUCGUUUCCAGGCCUUUGACCAUUUUGGUUGCCCUCCUCUGGACACGUUCCAGUUUGUCAGUGUCCUUCUUGAACUGUGGUGCCCAGAACUGGACACAGUACUCCAGGUGAGGUCUGACCAGAGCAGAAUACAGUGGCACUAUUACUUCCCUUGAUCUAGAUGCUAUACUCCUAUUGAUGCAGCCCAGAAUUGCAUUGGCUUUUUAGCUGCCGCGUCACACUGUUGGCUCAUGUCAAGUUUGUGGUCAACCAAGACUCCUAGAUCCUUUUCACAUGUACUGCUCUCAAGCCAGGUGUCACCCAUCUUGUAUUUGUGCCUCUCAUUUUUUUUGCCCAAGUGCAAUACUUUACAUUUCAGUACAUUUACAUUUACAAGUCACUGGAGCAGAAUGGAGUGACCUUCUUGAUCAUGCUUUAGCAUCUCCCAUGCUCAGUUCGUGCUUGCAGGUUUGGCAUUUACCAACUUGUAAAGCCCUGCUUUACUUUUAGCUAUGCAUACUUAAGACCGUGAGAGCCUCUUGGAUCACGUCAAAGACCCACCUAGCAUCCUGCUCUCACAGGGGCCAGCCAUUGCCUCUGGGAAGCCCAGGAGCAGAAUCUGAGCUUAAUAGCACUCCCCCAAUCAAUCCCCCCAUUGAUAGUUUUAUCCUCUGUGAAGAGGUACUUUCUUUUGUCUGUCCCGAUUCUUCCAGCAUUCAGCAGGUAUCCAUGAGAUCUAGAGUUCUAUGAGAGGGAGAAGAGCCUUUCUCACUGCUCUUUUCUCCAUACCAUGCAUAGUAAGAAAACACCUUCUCCUAAAUUGAAUCAAAGUGCUCUUAAGAAGGACCUAAAACUUGUUCCUGGCUCUAUUGCCUAGGCCACUGGCAUGACGAGGGCAUGUCAAAGAAUGGCCACAUUGGCUGACUGCCUUGCAGCCGCCAGAUUUUUUCUGUCUAAUGAAGACUUAGCAAAGCUUGAACAUAUGUAUUCUGCAAGAUAGCACUGGGGCUAAGUGGGAAGUGAAGGGUCAAAAGAAUCUAUUGUAUAAAGUAGCUUUCUAUGUGCUUAUGUGUGUGUGUUUUAAAACUCCAAGUGACGUCACACUGGCACAAGUGGUUGAAUUGAUUGGCUGAAGAUAUCUUGCUGAAGAUACCCGCUUGUUCAUUUCAGUGUGGCGUUUGUAGAAUGCUUUGCAGGAAGUAGAUUGUGUCCAUUGGUCGGAUUGGCCCACCUCUCCCAUUCUGCCAACCCUAGUUGCUAUCAUUAUCGCUAUUAAUGAACUUGGUGCUUUGCAGACUGCAAGGUGGCAGGUCCCUGCUGCAAGGAGCUGGCAAUCUAAAAUGCUGCUCAACUCUGUCACUCAUGUUAAUGGCUCCAGGAAGGGUACAGUGAGGGGUGGGGGAGUGUGAUGGCAGUAAACCAACAGACUCCUGCUGCUCCUCACUACCUCCCGGUGGUCCCUGAAAGAGCCGGUGUUCUCAAUUCCUUGAAGUAUUCAAAAGCUAGCGGAGCAAGGACUGCCUUACAGUUCAUGCCCAUGUUGCUGGCAGGGCAUCUGCAUCUCAGUCUACAAAGGACGGGGGAUAUCCCUUGGCGCAGGUUCCUCGUAGAGCAGCUGUAAGCUAUGGAAGAAGUGGAGACUGAGUCACAAGUCUGGAUUCUCUUACGAAAAUAGCAACUUGGCAUGCUUUGUAGAAGCCUUCUCUGACCUGGUGCCCUCCAGAUGUUUGGAACUAUAACUCCCAUAAGCCCCAGCCAGUGCAGUCUUGCCCAUGUGAUUUUCAGGCAUGUGUUCAUAGUCCUAUGACCUACAAACAAGUUUAAAAAGCAGCAGCAGCAGCAGCUGACAUUCCCAGGAACCUGAGUCCUGUACCCUGCCGUUCUCUGGAAUCGCAGGAGUUGCACAAGCUCGGUCAUCUCAUCAUGUUCCCUGGUCAUUUUGGCUCCAGGCAGCUAAUCAUUGUUAAGCUACUCCUGUGUCAUUCCUUUGGGACUCUUCAGGGGGUUUAGCAAGCUGCAUUCAGCAGGAUACGCCUGUAACUUACCUGAAUGCACAACACUGCCUUGUAGGGAGGCAAAUCGCUUUUUAUUGUAUUUAGCCAUAAGCAAGGGGCAGGCUAGGGGCUGAACGUGGCCCUGCAAGGAUCGCGUGCCUCUCUCCCUGGGCCAUGCCCCUUCCUGGCCCUGCUUCAUGCUCCCCUGGACUGUGUUUGCCUGUGGGAAUGCAUCCUUUAAUUGUGAUAAUGCCUUUUCCUUACCUGGAUGGAGGACAGAGAGGGCCUGUGUGUGUUUUCCAUGGCUGGAAUGCAAUCCACGGUGCAAGAACUGCUUCUGUUGCUGCACUUGCCUUUGCAUCUAGUUGCACCCUCUUUUGUCUUCAGCCCCACUCACCACUGGCAUGCAGCUCCCAGAAGUCUGUCCAUAAGGGAACGUGACCCUUGGUCUUAACAAUGUUCCCCUCCUCUGCUGUAGUUCUCCAGUGGGUGCUGGUGCCCAUUGGGACUGGGAGGUGGGAGCCCAACAGUAGGUGGCGCCAGAGCCGAUGGCAGACAAAGCCAGCUCAUUCUAGUUCUGGCCCCAUCCUCCUCCUUCCUGCUGAGUUCUGUAUAUACAUGGGUAUGAAAGAGGAGGAAGCUGGCAGGCGGGGACUUGCUAAGGAUGGUGGGGCAGUGCCCCAUUUGCCUGAAUGGAAUACCCAGCACCUGCAUAGGCUAUUUUGGUGAAAGACUGGUCCUAGUGAAUGCUGGAAGUCACUAGGGGUGCCAAUGAAGCAAAACAUUAUCUUACACCAAGUCCAGACUCUUGGUCUAUUCAGCCCAGUUUCUACAGGGUCGCAGGCAGAGGGAGGCCCCUUUUUCCAUCACCAGCUGCUCCUCAUCCUUUUCAACCUGAGAUGCUUCCCUGAAUGCAAUCUGGGGCCUUCAUGCAGAGCUCUGAGCUGCCAAGAUAUUCGGAGAGCAUUUUGGGAGCUCCCACAACCAGCCGCAAUUGGGAGGCACAAUGCAGGGUUGGAAACUUCCCCAACUGAACAGGUGUCAAUUUGGGACUCCAGCAGAGCACUGGAUGAUGAUGAUGAAGAAGAAGAGUUUGGACUUGAUAUCCUGCCUUUCACUACCCUAAGGAGUCUCAAAGUGGCUAACAAUCUCCUUUCCCUUCCUCCCACACAACAAACACUCUGUGAGGUGAGUGAGGCUGAGAGACUUCAGAGAAGUGUGACUGGCCCAAGGUCACCCAGCAGCUGCAUGUGGAGGAGCGGGGAAGUGAACCUGGUUCACCAGAUUACGAGUCCACUGCUCUUAGCAACUACACCACGCUGGUUGCUUUCAUAUCCCAUAGCCCCACCCAAGGAGCUGAGUUGGAAUAUAUAGUUCUCCCAUUUCAUAAAGUGAAAUGCGCUUUGUUAAAAUAAAUUUCCUUCAUUCCGCCCCCCCCAGCCCCCGUUCAGUGUUAAGUGGCAGGGGUGGCACUGUUUCUUAAAGGGCCACCUCCCAUCUUUUUAAAAAAGGAAAAGGAAGAAGGUCAUGUUGCUAAAAGGAUGCACCUUAAGUGUACACCUAAAGAAACAUAAAACUGUGAAUGCAGCUUACAUCUGUUUCCACACACGAUUGACGGGCGUCCCCUGCCAAGGACAUACUGGUGGGUGAACCAGGCUUAACUGCUGUGUAAUGUGUGGAAUGGAUUCAAAUGUGGCAGCCUCUGAGGUUUCACAGCUAGGCUGCCCAACUCCAACCUUUGGGCAUUCCUCCUGUUUGCUUGUACCUCUUCCUGGUCGGUAGGCUCAGGGAUGAAUGAGCAGCCUUCGUACCCAAGAAUGGGAGCUUCCACUUGCUUCAAUUGAAGGCUGUAGUUUGGAAAAGAACCAGGCAGUUCCCAGAGUCUUUUCAAGCUCUGCUCGAGGGAAUCCUGGAAUUCCUUGGAAAUUUUCUCAUGUCAGUCUGCAUAAUGGGUUCUUUCGGCGCUGUCUCCAUUUAUCACUCUUCAUUUUCCUGUUUAACGGGAUCAACAAGUUUGUUCAAGGAAAAUAAAAUGGGGAGUCACAAACUUAAAUAAGCUACAAGUACUGUUUAUUCAGGCAUUUGAUGACUGAAGGACACUGUUCCUGAACCCUGAGAUCACUGGCUCAGAGAAUGAUUCUAACUGCUUUUAGAAUGCUUUUAAAAAGUGUUUUGUGAUUAAAGCGUUUGCCCCUCGCCUCCCUGGGCUCCUCUGGGAGGAAGGGCAGGAUAUCAGUUGAAUAAACAAGAAAUAAAUAAAAUUACUUUGAAAUCCAAUCAAUCUGUGGCACCUUUCCCCUUUCUCAGCAAGGGGAGGGGGGUUUCUGCUGAUCCAGACAUCCCUCUUUGCUUUUGUGGAGGAGGUUAGGAAGUCAGAACAAUAGCUUGAAGUGCCACAGGGAAUGGGAUUUACAGUAUCUGUGGCUUUGCUUCUGUGGAGGAAGGGAACUGUAGCACAGUGGGUAGGAGAGAGCGUCUUCUUUGCAUGCAGGUGUCCGUUCAACCCCCAGCAUCUCCAGGUAGGACUGGUGAAGAUUCCCUGCCUGAAGCUCUGGAGAAAUGGUCCAGCUCAGGGUCAGGUAGCUCCCUGUUUUCCUCUCAGUUCAUGAGGGGUAGGGAGCAUCGUGUUUCAUGAUCUAGUCUACCCUGCAGGGCUAGUGAGAGCACUUUGGAGAUAAGAGACGGGAAGCACGAGUGAAUGGGGUAUGUCUCUGUCUUCUGCAAAAUGUAGAGGGUUCCAUGUCAGAUGGUGAUACGGAAAGGUUUUUCCUGAAGGGAGAAACCCCCCCGAUGUACUAAAUCAGUGUUGUGAGCUUUCAUCCUUUUCUCAGCAAAAAUCAUUCUUUUCCCAUUUCUUUAGUAGAUUAGAUUCAUUUCAUGGAGGAAGAGGAGAGGUCUCUUCACAUUUGUUAAUUGUGACUUCUCUGUAGAACCUCCAGGCUCAGAGACAGUCUGCCUCUUGGCUACCAGUUGCUGGAGAGCAAUGGCAGGAGAGGUGUGUUAACCUCAAGCCCUUUCUAGAGACACCUGGUUGGCCAGUACAGGCAACAGGGUGCUGGAACUUUUUGGUCUGCAGGGCUCCUGAAUGAAACCUUCAUGUCCAGGGGCAGUGUAUCUCCCAGUGGAUGCAUACAACAGGAGAUAUUCGCUUUCCUUCCCUGUCCUGCUUUUGGGCUUCCUAGAGGCAUUCGGUUAUCCACUGCAGGGAGCAGGAUGAUGACACUAGAUGGACCACUGGGCUCUUCAGAUGUAUCCCUUAAUUUACAUAACAAAGCACUGAACCUCAUGCAACAUUUCAUGGCUUUCUCUUGUUCCUGUUGGCCAGUGUAGCUUAGUUUUUCUCAUUCCAGCUGAUGGCACCUGUCCACAACACAUCCAUUGUCCCUGUCCUUCUGUGAGGAAGUGCUUUUGUAUUUCUGGCCAGCUUCCCUCUGUGUAAGCUCUUGCUUUCCCUCCCUUGCAGGUUUUGCCGUCGCCCAGUGCAUCAACCAGCACAACCCCUCUCCGCUUUCAUCUCCAUCCCCUUCGUCCAGCGGGAGCACCGGGCGCUGUGACUCUGCCACCAGCUCCACAUCGAUUCCUUCCAUGGUCCAGAGCCCGUCAGGUAUUGAAGCCUCUUGCUCUUAGCUCCUGUAGGCUGUUUUAUAAACUCUGCUUGAAUCCACCUGAAGGUUUUUAAAGAGACUUCCUAAUCUUAAUAUUUUAUCUCCUGUUCUUUAAACUUGUUUUGGAAAGGGUACCCAAGGGUGGGGGGGUUCAGGUGAGUCCAUGCAAAACUGGGGGACAGAUUAUCCGAGAUUUUGUUUUUCCCUGUCGUGGCUUCAGUCCUGCAAGUCAGGCAGGUGGAUGAGCUUGGCAGACCAUUCCUCAUCAGUCUCUUGGUUCAAAUUGUAUGAGACAACAAUAUUGCUUGCUGCAGGAUCCUGCGUUAAAACGCUUUGUGCUAAUGCUUAACUUCUUCGCCUGCUGGAGCUGAGACCAUUCCAGAAUCCACACUCCCCUGACUGAAAAUCCUAUUCCUACGAUCCCAGAUAACUUAAGAUCUGGCACGGCUUCUCAGUAGUAAGACAAAGGUGCUCUGCACAUGCGUAAAGGCACUGUGUGUCAUUUCACACAUUCCUCGGCACUGAGAACAAGUUGGACUCCUGGUUCAAAUUUAAGUCAAAUUUGAAUUUCAAAUUUAAUAAUAAGCUGGCCCAAAAAAAAAAAUCAAAGUAAUCUCUCUGUCCUUUGGCACUUGUGUUUAUAUCCUGGUUCUUUAUUUCCAUUGAAAUGAUCUGACUGCUAAAUCUAAAGGUGUGCGUAUGGGAGUGAAAACUAAAUUUCAAGGUCAUCUUUUAAGGAAUGUUCAUGGUGCCAAACAAGAUGCCCACUCUAGAUCUAGUUCAGGGAUGGAGAACCUACAACCCUCCAAAUGAUGUUGAACUGCAGCUUCCAUCAUCCCUUACCAUUGUUUCAUGUUGGCUGGGGCUAAUGAAGUCCAAAAAUACCUUGUGGUGGGGCACAGGUUCCCCAUCCUUGCUUUUUAAGGAAUUGGACGUUGUUGGCUACCAGGAACAACUGCAAAAUAUUGCUUCAUUCCUCAUAUCUGGUAACCUUUGCAUUUUGUGUGUGUAGUUUUAACAGCCUGAUCUUAGAUGCAAGUCCUGCUGUAUAAAUUUUGAAUUGUACUCUCCUCCUUUUCCCUUCUCUUCCCCUCCCACAAGUAACUUCUUUUGCAGGGAUACUCUUUUUUUUUUGCAGAAAACCUCCACAGGCAGCUUGUCUGUGCCAUAGUGACCUUAAACUCAGCACACCUGUAUUUCAUGGCUAUCAUAAACUCUGGAAAUGUACAGGCUUGUUAAAAGCAAAUGCUGGCCUGCCUUCAUACAAAUGCAUUUGCUGACAGGCUAUUGAUCUUCUGUAGAGGUUUCCAAGGAAGAAGAACGAGGUGAUUGUGUGUUUUUCCCCCCAGCCCUAGAUACUUUUGCCUUUGUGCAGAAGUUCCUCCUCCCACCCCAGCUUUAUUCUCCCCACCCACACGUGAUAGACGGCACUGAUUUGGACUGCCGGUGGGGUGUUUGCUCCACCACAUGUUUAGCCUAGUUGUGUGGGUCUUAAUUAAAUUAAAGCCCCCAAAUGGGAGUGGAGUCAGCUGUUCCUUGUUAAAAUCUAUUUCCAGCAAUUACUGGCAGCUCUGUGUGACAUUAGCAGUCUUUAAACAUGCGGCUAACAGUUUAAAUCCUAAAAAGCGGAGUAGGUGUAGUAUCAUUGGGAAAUGAAAGCUCUGCCUUCAGAGAGAGGGUUUUGUUAAAGAACUUGUAUUCCUUGGAAAACCACACACUUCACGACGAGGAGUUAACUUUCCAAGCUGGGCCCUUGCCGUGAUGGAUAUGAGCUGCUCAGGCAAUCAACCUGUUUCUUCUUCUUCUUGGUUUGAGGUCACAAAUACUGAUCCGCAGUAUCUAUCUAGUGUCCCUCCGCCCCUUGGCUGCAUCAUGGCAACUUUCAUCCCGACUAUAUUUUAUUUCAUUAUGUCAGGAUUUUUUAUUAACUUCUGUUAUCUGUUCCACUGAGAAGCAAGGGGUCUUAUUUGUAGAGUGUGGCCACACCUCCACAGUUUCACUUAAAAAUGUGAAAUCUGGUUCUGCUCUAAUCACCUGGAACCUAAACUAAUGCUGAAGGCAGCAAUUCACCCUUUAAUAGUACAAAACCUGGUUGAAAGCUGACUGCUGUAUUGGAGAGGGGAAAUAAAACCCAUGGAGCUGAGAAGCACGGUUUGUGCUAUGAAAUUAAGGCUGUUACAGUUCUACUUUAUCAACGCUUUGAUUUAUUUUAGGAACAAAGGUUUUUCUUCUCCAGAAGUAAUUGUUUCUUAUUUAUUUAUUUAUUUAUUUAUACAAAUAUUUAUCUACCGCUACUCAUAACAAUUGAAACUUUUAAAUAACACACAAAACAAUAUGAUAGAGAAUAUUUAAAAGUUACAGUCAGAAAUCAGCUAAGCAUUGUGGAAAGAUGCAUUCUUCAUUGGCUGCAUAAUAAGCCUGUAAGGUUUGCAGCAGGUGUUUAAAAGCUGAAACAGAAGGCACACUAAGGACUCCAUUUCUUGUUGUCAUUAAAUGAGGCUUGCCAACUCUGGAAGCAACCGGUGAUGUUAGCUGACUUUAGAAGCUUUUGUCUUGGGAAGUGAGGAAAGUCCCUUCUCAGUGCAAGGAUGCCAUCUGCAAAGCUUAAACAGGUGUGUGUGUGUGUGUGUUUUUACGAGCACUUUCAUUCAGAUCAAACCACGUUCCCCAAACUACUUUUGCCAUCAACGCAUUUCACAAUCUGGGAGCCGCUGUGCAGUCCCUUGGUUGCUAAAUUAGUGAAAUGGCUUUGCCUGUGGGUUAAGCAAUCCUUCCUCCCCCUUGUCCGCAGCACUGUCAUUGACUGUGCCUCAUGCAAAAGGCACAGAUGAGAUAAAGCUUUCGCGUUACUUCUGACGGCAGUCGGGAGCUUGCCCAACUCAUUAAAUAAGCAGCCUGCAGUAAUUCUGACGGGUUCUUACGUCAUCCCAAAGCUUACUAAGAGCUCUUCUACACUAAAUUUGACCCCUCACCUUUCCACCUUUCACCAGAAGCAUUGUCCUCCAGAAUCCUCCCAGCUCAUCCUGCGCAAUAGACGCCAAAGAACUGUUGCUAAAAUGUUCAAAUUAGUUGCAUUCUUUGUUUCAUCAGUACAGCAAUAUCUUCCUGCCUUCCUGCCUUCCUGCCUUCCUUCCUUUGACCUUUUGGGGCAACAUGCUGCAAGUGUUAUCCGUAGCUCGCAUCCAUGACUCAGAUAAGGAGCUCAGGAAAGGGCCAGGGCGCUGUUUUUCCUUCUUCUUUUAGGGAGAAAAGUUGGUGUUUUAGGAACUUCACAGUGUUCGCAUUCCACACACACACACCCUUUAAAAUGCAUGUGGAUAUGAAGAACUUCUAAGCUUCUUGCCUGUUUAAAAGGGACAGCACAGAGGAAGGCUGAGAGGGUUGUACAAUGUCAUGUUUGGGAUGUUGUCUGAAACUUCCAACUCCUAGCAGUGCUUGAUUUAUAACACAGAACACAACUACUUUACAGUAUGAUCGUGGGACAUCCAGCAAGUAUAAAACAAUGCAGCUACAGAAGAACAUGGAUCAUUCCCAAAAUAUAAUUAUAAAUGGGCCUCUUACAUAUGUACCUUAAGUAUGCAUAUAAACUCAGUGAGAUGUAUGAGCUUGCUUUUGCUGGGUAAUCUCGUUUAUAUUAGGUUUAAUUUGCGACAAACAAGCUCUCAUCUCCUCAUCAACACAGAGAAGCCUGUCUCUUCUCUGACCUUUCAUAUUGAAAAACCCUCUUCACAACAACAUGUCUUGGAGAACUGCAGGAAGAAUAGCCAGCACUCUUGAAUACUGUUUCUGGUUGUAUAUCCAAAUUAUUUGGAUACCAUACCAUACUGCACUGAAAUGUUUAAAUGUUUCUUUGAUCGCCCUUGAAUCUUCCUGCCCCACUCUUUGAGAACCUCUGCCCUGGGGCACAUGAGAUGAGAAUUCUGGACUGAAAAGGCACAGAGGGAGAGGAUCAUAUUAGAGCUCUGCUGAAAAUUGCUCAGCCAUGAGAAAAGAAAUUGCAUUGCAAAACAUGUCAAAGGGGAGAUAAAGAAAUUGGUGAAAUUCUGAAGGGUGUGUGUGCCUGGUUUAUAUCACGCUCGCCUGCCUUUUGAGGUGGCUGAAGGUGCUUGAAAGUGCCUUUUCUUACCUCCAUCUCACUGAGUGGUCUGUGCUCCGGGGGAAUAUUGCCAGGAGGAAACUCCUUCCACAAUGCUUUUUUCAGGCAGCUUGGGGAGGUGGCAGAGUGUUGGAAAAAUGUUUCCCGGGAAGGGAAAAAGAAAGAAACACGCCACCCUCUGCCACAUUGCUGCAACAUAGUAAGCUCAAAUCCCAGCACCCACCAAGAUUCUGAAGUGUCCUGAGAAUGAAGGCUUUAAAAAAAGAUUGUCUAGGCUUUAGGCUGUUAUUAAUUUAUUAGUUGUUUUUUUAAUCGACAAUUUACCAUAUGGUCCCAUGGUGGGUUUUAUAAAGUUUGUAUACUGCUGGUUUUAACCGCUCUCCACCAUACGUAUAGUGUUGUUUUAAUGUAAUAUUAUUGUGAGCUGACUUAGGCUGCCUUUGGAGAGGAGAGACAGGUAAUAAAUUUGGGGGGAAAGUUAAUGUUAAACAAUCGUAUCUACUUAGAUCCCCUCCCACGUCGUUUCUGGUUAAGACAAACCGUCAUCUUGACCAUUAUUGCCUAUUAUUAAUAUUGUUGUAAUUUCAUUUCUUUUUCUAGUCCACCCCAGGAUAGUUAACAGUAAAAUGCAACGUUAAAACCACAGUGUGGAUAGAUGAUCCUUGGAUAGAUGACAAUUCCUUGAACCUAUUAUAUAAUAAAUAUGCAAUUCAGCAGUAGACUGCCUUAUAGCCCACUGGUAGAGCACCUGCCUUUUACGCCAGAGGUCUCAGGUUCCAACUGUUGCAUCUCCUGGCAGCACUAGGAAAAACCCCUGUCUGAAACCCUGGAGGGUUGCUGCCAGUCAGUGUAGACAGUACUGAUCUAGAUGGACCAGUGGGUCUGACUUUGGUAUAAAGCAAUGUUCUAUGUUCUGAUAUGCUGCAAAAGCUGGAGAAAGUAAGUAUUAAGCUGGCCCUGAAUGAGAAUAAUGUGCCGGGCAAUCUGAUCACAACAACGAGGGAGUUCCCUAGCCAGGGUGCUGCCACAAAGAAGGCUCCGCUUCAUCCACUCCCCUACCAGAGUCCCAUUCACCAAGGGCACCACAAACAAGGGCCUCACUGGCAGAACUCACAGCCCAGGCAUGCCAUGAGAGAGGCAGUCAUUCAGCAGUUUGGAUUCCGCCAGCGCCUUGAAUAGGACCCAGUCACUGACAGCCAGCACAGUGCUUCCAGGAUUGCUGUAAUGUGAUCCCAUCUUACGUCCCCUAAACCACAAACAGGCAGCAGUGCCCUGCACCGGCUGCAGCUUCCAGGCCGCCUUCAAGGGAAGCCCUCUGUAGAGUUCAUUGCAGUAGUCAAGCCAGGCAGGGCUUAUCAGAGCACAGACCCAGAGGUGGGUCAUCCCCAUCCAAGAAAGUAGAGUGUAGUCAGUGGCUAUCAGAAUGUGCUUGGGUCCUUGUUGCGAGUUUCGCUUAGGCAUCUGGCUGGCCACACUGAGAGCAGGAUUAGAUGAGCCAUUGACCUGAUCCGGGCGAGCUCUUCUUAACGUUCUUAUGAUGACUGUCAUCGCUAUUGGCACUUUAUCUCUGUAUACAUAAUACGCUACUGAGUCUCCCAAGUGCUAGACAGACACUUUAGGCGUGUGGGGCUGCCAUAUUGCAGUCUGCCAUUGCCAGUCUCCCUCGGCUUACGGAAGAGUUUCUAGUGUGGUUGGGUAAGGCUGCUGCUGCUUGGGACACACAAAUUUGAUUCCUCUCCCAUGUCCUAUGUUGUUCUUCAAGUCUGAGCUCCAACCCUCUGUAGGAAACACAUUCCGUCUACACGACCCUGGUUCUUCCAUCAUGGCUGAAUCCCACACAUGACGAUGUUUGUUGCACCUGUUGUUCUGUCUUGCUCUUUGUUCCACCGAAACAAUGUUUUUCCAGAAAUCUUCUGUGUUUGCAAAAUUCCGUGGUGUUCUGUCUGUCUUUCCUCCCCGUUCUUUUUUUUUUUUAAUUGCUUCCCAUUGGAUCUUCUUUUUUUCUUUUUUUUAAAGAAAAAAAAUGUGCUGCACUUAGCUUUGACUGUAAUCCAAGUGCUGUAUUUUACAGGCUUCCUUUCUCGAAAGGGUAGAUUUAUCUGACAUCCUAAUUUAUCGCUUGCUCUGGGGGAGACGGAGCAUCCUCCGGCAAUUUAUUACCAUUAAGUGGGACAGAAUAUUGCUAACCCACGAGAAAUCUGUAAAAAAUUGCUCUUGCCUCUUUUUUAAGUGGGUUGUCGAGGUUCCCAUCCCCCCUUCCCCAUCGUUUUGAACCCGAAAGCAUUCCUGUUUCCUUCCCUGGCGCUUAGCCGCUGUCAUCGCCUGGCAAUCCUAAGUCGAGCCAACCUGAACACGUGGCAUUCUUGAGGACGGUUUGUGUACUCGGUAACGGGCGAACCUCUUCUCGGCCUCUCGAGGCUUCCGAAGAGAGCGAGACCGCAGGAUGCCAGCUGUUUGUGAGCAUGUUUGUGGUGUUGGUGAUAGUCAUUUUGAUGUUUACUCUUAACACAGCCUCCCUGCAACCCCCGUGGCACCUCCUGAUCUUUUGGACUGCAAAUCCCGGCCGGCAGGCCUUGUGGCCCGAAACCUCUGGAGGGCACCUGGUUGGGGAAGGCUGCUAUAACAUGUCUUCUUCCUUCCCGUCUCUGUGAGUCCCCACCCCAUGCCCUCUCCCCACCCACCCAAUUGUUAAUGGCUUCAUGUGAUCUAUUGCUGUGUUUUCCUCUAGUUAGGCCUGGCAGGAAAGGACGGCGGCGGGUCUUCAGUCUCUCGGAGGCUGACAGUCACGGUGGACACUGGGUUUAGGCCUUCCGGCAGCAGCUGCAGCAGCAUCAAUCCUUGCAAAAUCCCUUCAGGCAGGUUUCUCCUUGGAUGUGUGUGUGGUGUACGGCUCCCCUUCUCACUCCCCUCGUCCUCUCCGAAAAAGAGAUUACGGGGCCAAGGGAGUGUUGCUGCGAUCCUCUUCCACGCAUGCAGAAACAGCCAGCUGCUGUUCACAGUGCAGUAUCUCACAUCCAGGGUGUAUAGAGGCCUUUUCCACCCUUCCUGGCUAAUUCCGCUGAAAGAGAGCACCUUGGUUGUUCAGCCUGGCUUCACCCCACAGCCACUCCCUUGCUUUCUUCCUUGAAACAAAGAGCAGCUCUUCCCACUGGGUUGCGGGAAGGUUAUCCAGGUCUCCACCGGAAAAGGCGGUCCCAAGGUUCAAGAUGCCAGACUCCUGUAUCUUUUGGCUCUUGGGUAGCGUAAGGCUCUUACCUGGCACCUGAGCUGUCGGCGGCUUAGUGUUCGGCAACUGGGAACUCACCUGACAGCAGGUGAUCAAGGGAUGGAGGUGGGAGUAUUUCUGCCCCCCUGCCGUAGCUUCAAGCAUCAGUUCAGAUAGGUGAGAAUGAACCCCAGUUCUCAGAACCUUUUAGCAGGAAUUGGUUCAGGCAAGCUGUGUUCACAGCAUGACGGAAUUGGAGUUUUGUGUUUCCUUUCAGUUUUUUUUAAAUGUGUAAAGUCUGUGUUGCCGCUUUCUCUGUGUGUUGGACGCUUUUUGGCUCCCUUCCUUACAAUAUUGUUUGCUACCUGCUUUUAUUUGCAGCCAUUGUCCUUCGAGGCCAUGAUCAGUUUGCUUCUGUAUAUUUUGAGAUCUGCCUUUUCCUUGCAAAGCGGGGAGCUUCCUUAGGUUCUCAUGAGAAUUUGAGGUACCCCCCAUCCAUUUCCCCAGAUCAUUUAAUGCCUAUCUCAGGGCAUGGGGAAACCGUGGCCCUUCUGAAGUUGCUAGACUACAACUCCCAUCACCCCUGACCAUUGGCCACAUUGACUGGAACUGAGUCCAGCAACAUCUGAAGGGCUACAGCUUUCCUAUCCCUCUCCAAACUCUUUAAUUUGUCUAGUUCAUCUUGCCAUUCAGGUGCUGUUUGGUCCAAACACUGGUGACAGUGGCAGGGACUUCAUUUAUUUACCUUUCAGGGGCAUUUCUCUUUACGCCAAAGUCAAAGCAAGUAAGGAUAAGCAUUUUGGGACAGAAAAGUACUUUCCGCACAAACAUUCAGGUGUAGAAAUUAACCCAAAAGGUCUCCCUUUCCAUUCUGACUUGAUUUUCUCCACCCAAUGCCUCUUCUUUAUGUUUCGGGUGGAUGAAGGCAGAUAAGAAGCCUCCUUCUGUGUGCAUUUUUGACAUGUGAAGACUGACAGUGAGCCGUACACAUCUUGCAAAUCUCCCAUCAGGCCACUUGCAGACCUUGCAUGGCCGUGAAAAGCGAGAUGUCCCUUGAAUUCUGCCACCCACCACCAUCAGUCCUACUUUGCAGCAGAGCUCGUCCAAUUCUAUCCCAUAAUUCUAGGGAAGAAGGCGGCUGUUGUGACUAUAUAGCCUGCUGCAUUGAGGAAUGACAGCCAAAGAUUCCCCGGCCUGCAUCUUCGGCUCUCUUUGAAUUGCAGCAAUAUGAAGGGUGAAUUUUACUUUUCAGGGAAAGCUUCAGUCGAUAGCAUUGAUCAGUCAAUUAAUCCUCAUAGCCCAACUGAGAAGUGCUAUAGAGAUUGUGCUCAUUAAUUACUCAAUGUCUCUCGGCUUGCCGGCAUAUCGGACAGCAGAGACUAGCAUGGUCCCAGCGGAUACAGAUUCCAGUAGUGCAAAAGAAAGAAACCUGUCAAAGCUGUCUCAGCAGUAACCCAUCUUCUCCAGCCUGCCCCCCCCCCCCGCCCACAACCUGGUGCCCUCCAGUUUUUAUUGGAUCACUCCCCACAUCAUACCUGACCAUUGGGCAUUCCAUAGCUUAUGGGAAUUGUCAUCCCACAAAACCUGGAUGGCACCAGUUUCGGGAAGGCUGAUCCACACCCAACACUGAACUGUGCAGGGUGAUUUUUAAGAGACUAUUGGCUGAGGUACAUGUUCUUACACAAGCCCUUGGGCAAGAAGCUAGAAAAGACCUCUUUGCUUCUCAUACACAUUCUGUGAUGUCCUUGCCUAUCCUAAGGUCCAUAGUGCAGCUGGGAGUUGUGCCCAGAAUCUCUUGUAAUAUUAUAGGUGAUCCUGGGGCACAGGAUCCUGGGGCCCUUUCUUCCCGUGCUGCUUCAUUGCAGGCCCUAAAUGUUUUAUUAUUAUUCAUUUAUUCAUUGUUACAUUUCUGCCCCACAUUUACUCCAAGGAGCUCAAGGUGGCAUACACGAUUCUCCCCAUUUUAUCCCCACAACACUGCUUUAAGGCUGUGAGACUGUGACUGGCCCGAGGUCACCCAGUGAGCUUCAUGGCUGAGUAGGGAUUUGAACCCUGGUCUCCCAGGUCCUAGUCUGACUUUCUAAUCCCUGUGCUACAGAUGAACUUGCUUGUACAGUCUGGACAGUCCAGGCAUGAAGGAAACGGUUAAUAAUAAUAAUAAUAUACCCCCCCUAUCUGACUAGGUUGCCCCAACCACUCUGGGCAGCUUUCAACAAAUAUAAAAACACAGUAAGACAUUAAAAACUUCCCUAUACAGCGCUGCCUUCAGAUGUCUUCUAAAGGUUGUAUAGUUACAGUGGUACCUUGGUUUUCGAACAGAAUCCGUUCCGGAAGACUGUUCAACUUCCAAAACGUUCGAAAACCGAGGCGCAAAGGACGGCCUGCAAUUUCAAUGGAGAAAAUGGGGGGGGGGGGAGAGACUCAGCGGAAGCCGUUCGACUUCUGAGGUCCAUUUGAAAACAGAAGCAAUUACUUCCGGGUUUUCGGCAUUCAAAAACCAAAACAUUCAGCUUCCGAGAUAUUUGUAAACUGAGGUACCACUGUACUUGUUUCCUUGACAUCUGACAGGAGGGCGUUUCAAAGGGCGGGUGCCACUACCCCGAAGACCCUCUACCUGGUUCCCUAUAACUUCAUGUAUUGCAGUAAGGGAACCGCCAGAAGGCACUCGGAGCUAGAUUUGUGCAGCCGGGAAGGGACUGGCCAUACCCUGGUCUCCUAAUUAGUGUCUAUCCACUUCCAGAGACAGGGCCUGGACUGACAAUUCGCGUGGGCUCAGUUUCACAACACGUCAUUCUAGUUCCCAUUCUUCCUAGUGUUUUUUCCCCUUGGGCAUUAGAAGCCACAGAAGCUGCCUUAUUCCCAGGUCAAGCCAAUGGUCCACAGACCAGCAGUGGCUCUCAAGAGGUUCUUCUAGUGCCGAGGAUUGAACCUGAGACAUUCUGCAUGCGCGACGUUGUACUGCUGGGCUGCAGCCCUUCUCCGUUCAUUGUUAUUUCCUUCUCCCACUCCCCUUACCAAGAGAAUUGAACUGGCUCCAAUGGGCCAGACCGUUGUCCCAUCUAGCCCAGCAAGAUCUACUCCAGCUGGCUCUCCUUGGCAGAGAGAGAGGCCUUUCCAGGGAUGGAACCUGACGUAAUUGUUAUUUUAAACAUUAAAAAAACAUGUUCUGCCAACGACCUCCCCAUUACUGAAAACUGGCUGGAGUUUUACUCCCUCCCAGCUGACUUCCUUCACAUGUUUGCAUUAGCCCAGCUCCCUUUCUUCUGUGUGUACAUAACUCCUCCCUCCCUCCUGUUCUUGCAGAACCCCCCCCAAACCUCCAACAGACAGUACAGAAUCCCAAGCUCAAGAGUAGACAUUCAGAGGACCUGCAAUCUGCAAUCUUCCAUUGCGUCCUUCCCUCUGAACCUCUGCGAUCAGGCAUCCCCACCACUUUGCCAGCACAGACUGAAUUGGUCUGCGUUGUAUUUGCAUUUUCAAAUUCAAGGAAACGCUGGUGGUGGUGGUGGUUUCUCCCACUUGCCCACUCUGAGCUGAAGCAACUCUGCCUUUUUCUCCUCUCCCUCCUUUUUUGGCACAAGCCCUGCAUCUUUAAGCAGCAAAACACAAAAAACCUUCUUAAAGGGGUGGCACACCCUCUCCCCGCUACAUAUCUACUCUUCAAAAAUGUGGGAAGGAUUGGGGAGGGAGAGAAAGAGCAAUGGGUGUCACCAUUUCCUCUGCAGCUUUUGGUCUCUUUUUUCCUUUCCUUACAGAGCCGUGGUUUGGGGCUGCCAAGCAAAGCAAAAAUUAAGUUAUAUUUCCCGGACAUUAAAAAUAUGCAUUGGCUGGAAGUCCUCUUCUGCGAAAAUAAGCAUAACCAACCCUUUACCCAUGAAAGGAACUGCUGUCUGUCAUUUCAACUCCACCCAGCCCUCUCAUUUCCCCCACUGUACUCAAGUUUAAUUCUCAGCUUCCCUCUUCCACUGCUGGUUUUGGCUUUGUAGUGUUAUUGUUUUUUAAGUUAUGCAGCACCCCUGCCUCUCUGUAGGAUUUCUGUUAAUUCUGCACAAGCAAGAGUUCCGUUUGAGAAUGCCAAAUCCAUUGUGUCCACCACUCACUGCAUUGCUUCGAGGGUCGUUCUGCAGAUACCUUGUGCUGAAAGGGAGACAUUGGAGUCGGUUUGCAUUCGGCCAACUUGCCCAGUCUGACCUCCUGAAACAAAAUGCAAACCGAAGUGCUGCCAACCGUUUGAAAUUUGCGCUUCUCUGAAUUUUGCAAUGCGGUUCUCCAGCCAGCUAAUGCAUUCGAAAAUGCAUGUGCUGGGGUGAGAUGUCCAUUGAAUUGUACACGAUAGUGAAAGCAGUGUACAAACUGCAUUAUGUCAGGGGGACGCGCUUUGUAGAAAUGAGCGUAGGAGGCAGACUUGCACACCAAAAUGUGCAAGGAGGAAAUCGCACUAAAAAUGCUGGAGAAUAUCCAUGAGGAUUUUUUUAAAAAAUUGCACACUGAGAGUGGAUAAGUUUUUAGAAUAAGAAAGUGAAUGAUGCUGUCAGAACAGCAGGAUAAAAACAUUUUUGUGGGACGUGAUAAGAGAGUGCUUUCUGAGGUCAGUGGGGUCCCCUGCUCUUUUAGAGGCCAGCGGUGUCGCAGGAUGCACUUAGAGGAGAUUAUGUGCCCAUCUGAACCAAAAUGCCUGGAGCAGUUGUCUCUUGGGUGUCACAAAAGCUGGGGAUGUUCUGCAGCAGUCACACAAAGAGAAGCAUUAAGGGAAACACAGCUACUGAAAUUGCAUUGCUUGGUGCAGCUAUUUCCCUCUCUAGUCAAAGCUCACCUGUCCAGGGCUUCUUUCACCCAGUUUCUUUCUUUAUUCUGGACAGAGUCAUCCAUUCCUCUGUUGCUGUUCUUGUUUCCCAGAAAUCUGUCUCUUUCUGCCCAUGGGUCCUUGUACCCAGAAGUGCCUGGAAUUGGGGGCUGCUUCUGUCAGUGGACACCCACAGGGGUCAGGGAUUGCUCCCUGAACAGUAUCUUCAGUACCAACCAACAUAAGAGGACCGAAAGUGAGAUUGUGCAGGGACAAUCUGUUAAAGCUUCACAGCCCAUCAUUGUUUUAUUUCCUUCUAAACCUGCAUUACAGUUUUAAACUUCUCAGAGAGGAAAGCAGGAAAGCCUGGAGGUAAGGAUGGCAAUAACAGUAUCACAGAAAUAACCACAAAGCAGCAGCAGGCAUUAAAAUAUUAUGCCGCAAACAAGUCAGCAAAAGAUAGUAAGACCUUGCCUAAAAAUGCAAAUCGUUAUCAUGCUGUAUUCUCAGUUGAGAGAGCUCGUCUUCCUCUUUGGCAAUCACUCAUAGCCAAGUAAGAUUGUCUUCCAUCGAGAAAUGUCUAGCUAGUUAACAGUGUUUCUCAAACUUAGGUCCCCAGCUAUUGUUGGACUACAACCCCCAUCAUCCCUAGCUAGCAGGACCAGCAAUCAGGAAUGAUGGGAUUUGUAGUCCAACAACAGCUGGGGACCUAAGUUUGAGAAACACUGGAAGACACCUUAGGUCAGCUUUCCCCCAGCCCUGGCACCCUGCAGAUGUUUUGUGCUACCACUUCCAGCAGCCUGCGCUGACGGGUUGACGGGAGUUGUAGCCUGAACCAUUUGGAGAGCGCCAGGUUGAGGAUGUCUGCUGUAGGUGGACCUGGUGCGUCCCCUAGAUGUGCCCCUUUCCUGAUCUCAGCAAACGGAAAGAGAUAACAGUUGCAAAUCAGAGGUCCUCUUUGUUGCUGGAGGGGCAAGGUCAAAUUUUCAUAGUCUUUUUUCAAUUUUAAUUUUUAAAAAGCCCUUUGAGAGUGGAAUGCGUUUUUCGAAGAAGGGAUUAAAUAAUGUUGUCAAAACAGCAGGGUAAGAAGAAUUUCGUAGGAAGAGAUAAGAGAGUGAGUGAGGGAAGCCAGAGAAAGGCAAGGCAAGCAGAUUUUGCAAGUAAACACUGGGAAUAAGCACUGAGUUGGCAAAAUUAAAACCACAAUGUUGAGUUUUGGUAUUUGCAUGAAGGUUCUGCAGAACUAACCCUUCUUCCAUGCUGUUUUUUGUUUGUUGUUGUUUUAAGCUACAACAGCUCCUGGUUCUUGCCACGGGUGCAAUGUAGUCAAGUAGCACUUUCCACAGGUUAACUAGGACUAAAGUUGCACCAAAGGACUGGGUCAGUGUCAGGCAGCUGUCUGUGUUGCUAGGGAGGCAUGGGGAACCUUGUGCAACCUUUGGCCCUCCAGAUCUCGCUGGACUUCAAGUCCCAUCAGCCCCAGCAAGUGCAUCCAAAGAUCAGGGAUGAUGAGAGUUGCAGUUCAGCAGCAUCUGGGAUGCCAAAUCUCCCCCUGCAUCUAAACUAGGUUAUCAUGGAAUCCACAGGUGACUUGAGGCCAGACUGUGUCUGAACUGAGAUUUGAGCCCAAGCCUCCUUUUCACCACCCUGAGAAAUUAUGUUUGCCAUGCACAAUAUUAUCCUUUUACUGCAGCUAUGCCCCACUUUUUCUCUCCAAGGAAUUCCAAGUGGUGCUCAAGGCAGUUUCUCCCUGUCCCCAUUUAAUCCCCACAACUAUCCUGUGAGGUAGGUUAGGCAGAGAGGCAGAGACUGGCUUAACGUCACCCAGUGAGCUUCGUGGCUGAGUGGGGAUUCAAACGCUGGCCUCCCAGGUCCUAGUCCAGCUCUCUUUGCCGCAUUGAUUUCUAUCUGAAGAGGUGGCCCUUUUCGGUUAAGGAUAACGCUCAUUACACCCAGGCAUAAUAUGGUUGUUUUCCUUCUCUCUCUCUCAUUCGCCUGAACAGAUGACUCAGCAGCCACUGAGCAGCCUCAGGCAUCCUCUGGUCACUUGCCGGCAGCGGACGACUCUUCUGCGCACAACUCAAAGCCUGGCAAGAGGAGCACAGAAGCGGAAACGGCCAAUUUAUCUCCCAGCCUCAUUCCUGCCCCGCAGCCCACCAUCUCCCUCAUCUCAAAUGACAGCACGGACACCUUGAGCGUGGAGUCCCUGACGCUGGUCCCGCCCAUCGACACGGACAGUAUUCUUGCCGUCGGCGGCAAUCAGCCGCCAGCCGCAGAACCAGGUGUUUCCACAGAGACCGACGGACAACAAACUUAGCCGUGCGUCAAACCGUGGCUCAGAGCGUCGGGGACGCGAGCGAGCAAGCACUCUCCCGCGAGCAGUUGAGCCAGCGGAGGCGUCACUGGCUGCUUAGCGACGUCCCUCAACCCGUGUCCAUCUGCGUCUCUUGAUGAAAAUUCAGCGUGCGAGGCGGGCUUUUAAAAAUAAAGAUGGGAGGAACCUUAAACUUCAGUGCAGGACUGGCCUUGCACGCUGGUGUUACAGGGAGGCGGGAGGAAGGAACUUAAGGGAAUUGGUGACGGACGGUAUUUUGGAAGUACCUGGCUGCUUCUCCCUCUUUUCUGUUGCUCGUUUUUAAUGCCACUGUCACAGUCCCACCUUCAAAAGCCAUGACUGCAACCGAGCAAACUAAACUCUGUCGUGAUCCGAACCAGUUUUCUGUCCGUGCGGUGCUUUUCCACUUCAUUUGGAGGAAAGGGCCGUAGACCAAGGAACUUUAGUAGGGUGUGUGUGUGUGUGUGUGUGUGUCCCAUUUGGGCAAAACUUCCUUCUAGCCUGCUGAGUUCUAGUUUUCAUUUUGUUCGGAGGCAUGAGCAUUCUGUUGGGAAUCCCAGCCAAGCUGGCCGCUUGUAUUUAUAGCACUGUAAAACUUUAAUAUCCAACUUGCGUGUAUUCUGUGUCUGAAAUAAUUUUAACUUGAAGUUGUACGCACAUCUGUUGGCGGGGGGUGGGGUGGUUUUGCAAGCAAACACGAGAAAUUCGGGUCUUUGGCAUAACUCUAAAGGGCUUUAUUUGGAGGAAUUGCGGGCAAAGUUUUGUGUAAGAGAUUUCAGAGGAAUGUAAAAUAUUUUAGCAUACUGAUGUCCUCGUUUAUUUUGUGGCUUCUUUGUCGUCGUCCUUGGUGCUCUCCUGCCGCAGCAGCCUUCAGAAGGAACUUUGUUUAUAUCCUCAUAAAUCCAGUUCGCAUCCU
Molecule: messenger RNA, 92500 nt
Organism: Podarcis lilfordi (Lilford's wall lizard)
Lineage: Eukaryota; Metazoa; Chordata; Lepidosauria; Squamata; Lacertidae
Source: the annotation of a GenBank genome assembly